AUGUCAACACAGGCACCAACAUUUACACAGCCUCUGCAAAGCGGUGUGGCACUAGAGGGUAGUGCUGCAACGUUUGAGGCUCAAGUUAGUGGUAAUCCAGUUCCCGAGGUGAGCUGGUUCCGUGAUGGCCAGGUUCUUUCCGCUGCCGCUCUGCCCGGCGCACAGAUCUCGUUCAGCGAUGGCCGCGCUGUUCUGAUGAUCCCUGCUGUGACAGCCGCGCACAGUGGAAGAUUUUCUGUGAGAGCCACCAAUGGUGCUGGACAAGCCACCAGCAACGCUGAACUUCUUGUUACAGCGGAGACCGCGCAGCCCAACUUUAUUCAGAGACUUCAGAGUAUGACCGUGAGACAAGGAAGCCAAGUGAGACUGGAUGUUCGUGUUGCAGGAAUCCCUACACCUGUGGUAAAGUUCUACAGAGAGGGAGCUGAGAUACAGAGCUCUGCUGACUUUCAGAUUGUUCAAGAAGGAGACCUUUACAGUUUGUUGAUUGCCGAAGCCUUCCCAGAGGAUUCUGGAACUUACUCUGUAAAUGCUUCAAACAGCAGUGGACGGGCUACCUCCACUGCUGAACUACUGGUUCAAGGGGGAGAAACUGUGCCUGCCAAGAAGUCCAAAACUGUUGUGUCAGCCUCCUCUCAGACCAGAGUUGAGACAAGGAGUAUGGAUGCUCGUUUUGAAUCCUCAUCCAUGCAAAUGCAUGUUGAAGGUGGUGUAGUGAGCCACCAAGCACACAUGACCCCACCACGUGUGCCUCCAAAGCCAACCUCAACCUCCAAGUCCCCAGCACCUCCAUCUCUUGCAGCCAGGGUUGCAGGGGGACGUCAUCAGUCACCAUCACCUGUGAGACGUGUCAAGGUGCCCACUCCGGCCCCUGUCAGGCCUGUAUCCCCCUCAUCAAGACUGUCUGUGUCCCCAAUCAGACCAGUUAAAUCCCCACUGACCACACGGAAAAAGGUAGCCCAUGGUCCUAAUGUCCCCCCACCAUGGAAGCAGGGAGACUUGGUGGAAGGUUCCAGCAGCUAUUCCAGCAGCAGGACUUCUAGUGCCACCCAUGCCCAGGCCUCCAUGUCUGCCACCCAUGCCCAGGCCUCCAUGUCUGCCACCCAUGCCCAGGCCUCCAUGUCUGCCACCCAUGCCCAGGCCUCCAUGUCUGCCACCCAUGCCCAGGCCUCCAUGUCUGCCACCCAUGCCCAGGCCUCCAUGUCUGCCACCCAGGUUCACAUGGAGCAGCACUGGGAGGGCUCUUAUGGAUCGCAAAUGACUGGUGCCGCUGUAUCUGGUGUCGCUGUGAGAGAGGAGGCACAGCAUGAGGUGGAUGAUAAAAGCAUUGCUGUAGCUACUGUGGUAGCAGCUGUGGACCAAGCUUGCAGCCGCAAGUCUGCUGGUUAUACACCAGAGCCGGUGCCAGAGCCGGUGCCAGAGCCGGUGCCAGAGCCGGUGCCGGUUGAGGGUGGGAAAAAAGCGGAGGCAAAGGCUACAGUUGUUGCUGCUGUUGACCAAGCACGUGUUCGGAAGCCAAUGCAUGGAGAGAAGGGUCAUGCUGGAGAGGAAACUUAUGAAUCUGAUUUAAAACAGCAGUCAAUGCUGUCUACCACUGAGCAACAAGUCACAAUACAAAGAGGUACAGAAACUACUAUCGCCCACGUGGAUGCAGCUCCUGCGCCAUCCCCAAUUCCACAUUUCACAGUUUCAAAAGUUAUGGUUCCUGAACCUGACCAUAGCUAUGAGGUAAGCAUAGCAGGUUCUGCUAUUGCCACACUGCAGAAAGAGUUAUCCUCUACCUCUGCACAUGUUGCUCAAAAGAUGAUUUCGACAAUCAGAUUAAUUCUUAACUUGCGUCCAUUUCACCCAUGUUUCACCACUCCUAAAGUCAUAAUUGUUGAGACUGCAGCAGUCCCAUCCCAUGCAGAAGAGCCAGUUGUGCCACCUACUCUUGUAGCUGGCUUGAACAACGUGACUGUGACUGAGGGUGAAUCUGUGACUCUGGAAUGUCAGAUCACUGGUCACCCUGCCCCUGGCAUCAUGUGGUUCAGAGAGGACUACAGAAUUGAGAGCUCCAUUGACUUCCAGAUCACUUAUGAGAGUAAAUGUGCCCGUCUGGUCAUCCGCGAGACCUUCGUAGAAGACAGCGGUCGCUUCACUUGCACUGCUACUAGCGAGGCUGGAACCAUCAGUACAUCCUGCUACCUGCUUGUCAAAGUAACUGAGGAGAUUGAGACCAGGGAAGAGAUGACACAAGAGAUGACACAGCAGGAAAUGAUGACACAGCAGAGAACUGUCACUAUCUUUGCUGUUGAAGCAAAGGAGGAGACCAUGUCGGAGGUGAAUGUCACCACCGCAGGAUCACCAGUAGAUACUGCAGAUGCUGUCGCUCCCUUCUUUGUCAAGAAGCCAACUGUGCAGAAGUUGGUGGAGGGCGGAAGAGUUGUCUUUGAGUGCCAGAUCGGAGGCAGCCACAAGCCCAACAUUAUCUGGAAGAAGACUGGAGUGCCCCUUACUACAGGAUACAGAUAUAAAGUGCACUACAAUAAGGAGAGUGGAGUGUGUAAAUUGGAGAUCUCCAUGACGUUUGCUGAUGAUGCUGGAGAGUACUCCAUCUUUGUCAAGAACCCUCUUGGAGAAGAGUCUGCCUCAGCCAGUCUGCUGGAGGAAGGGGAAUACGAAGAAUACAUGAAGAAACAUGAAAUUACCUAUAAUACUGAAGUGACUACGGUGCAGGCGAAUGUUUCCCCUGUUGUUGUGAGCGAAUAUGACGACCAGAAGUGCAUCCAGAGAAUGGCACAGAUGCAAAGCUUUGUUAGAACUCAGGAACUCCAGAUUUCUUCCUUUGAGGAGAGGAUCAUCCACGAGAUUGAGGUCCGCAUCCUGCAGAUUACAUACCAACAGAUUGUGACUGAGGAUCGGGAAGAGAUGGUGACUUGUGCAGACCGUGAGGCUGUACAGUCAGCCUUUGCCACUCCAGUUAAAAACUACAGCAUCAUGGAAGGAAUGGGGGUCACUUUCCACUGCAAAAUGGCAGGAACUCCACUACCCAAGAUCGUAUGGUAUAAAGAUGGCAAGCGUAUCCAUCAUGGCGGCCGUUACCAGAUGGAGAGUCUUCAGGAUGGUAGAGCCAGCCUGCGUCUUCCUGUGGUGCUGCCAGAAGAUGAAGGUGUUUACACAGCAUUUGCCAGCAACAUGAAGGGAAAUUCUGUGAGCUCUGGGAAACUGUAUGUGGAGCCCACUGCCAUUGCAGUAGCUCAGCGUUACACACCUGAACCUCAGGCAAUGCAGAGAAUUAGGUCUCAGUCCCCAAGAUCUCUGAGUCGUUCUCCCGGACGCUCUACAAGCCGCUCUCCCGGGCGUUCUCCCGGACGCUCUACAAGCCGCUCUCCUGCCCGCUCUCCUGCAAGCAGGCUUGAUGACACUGAUGAGAGUCAGCUGGAAAGACUAUACAAGCCUGUGUUUGUCUUGAAGCCACAGUCAUUCAAGUGUGCUGAAGGGCAGACUGCCAGAUUUGACCUGAAAGUAGUUGGUAGACCCAUGCCUGACACUUUCUGGUUCCACAAUGGACACCAAGUUGUCAAUGAUUACACCCACAAGAUAGUGGUGAAGGAAGAUGGAACUCAGUCACUGAUUGUGGUUCCAGCCACGCCCCAUGACUCUGGGGAGUGGACGGUAGUUGCUCAAAACAGAGCUGGGAAAAGCUCUGUGUCCAUAACACUUACAGUUGAUGCCAAAGAGAACCUGGUCAGACCCCAGUUUAUUGAGAAGCUGAAGAACGUCAGUGUCAAGAAAGGCACUCUGGUUGAGUUGGCUGUCAAAGCCAUCGGAAACCCCCUGCCUGACAUUGUUUGGCUGAAAAACAGUGACAUCAUCUCCCCACAGAAGCACCCAAAUAUUAAGAUUGAGGGCCUCAAGGGACAAGCCAAAUUCUAUAUCCCACAAUCUGUGAGUUCUGAUAGUGCCUGGUACACAGCCACAGCCAUUAACAAAGCUGGAAGAGAUACCACUCGCUGCAGGGUCAACAUUGAAGUGGAUGUUGCUGCACCUGCACCGGAGAGGAGACUCAUUAUCACCAAGGGAACCUACAAGGCCAAGGAAAUUGCAGCUCCAGAGUUGGAAUCUCUGCAUCUACGUUAUGGCCAAGAGCAGUGGGAGGAGGCUGACCUAUAUGACAAGGUCAAGCAGCAGAAACCGCAGUUUAAGAAGAAGCUGACUUCCGUCAGGAUGAAGCAUUCUGGUGCUGUCCACUUUGAAUGCAGACUGACCCCUAUUGGUGACCCCACUAUGGUUGUUGAGUGGUUACUUGAUGGCAAACCCCUUGCAGCUGCUAACAGAUUGCGCAUGGUUAAUGAAUUUGGCUACUGUAGUCUUGACUUUGAAGUUGCCUAUGCCAGAGACAGUGGUGUUAUCACCUGCAGAGCCACUAACAAAUUUGGAGUUGACCAGACCUCAGCUACACUCAUUGUAAAGGAUGAGAAGAGCCUUGUUGAGGAGGGCAAGAGGGAAAUAUACAGAAUUGAUGAGAUGGAGCGCAUGGCUCACGAAGGAGGUCCUUCUGGAGUCACUGCAGAUGAGUAUUCAGAGAAGUCAAAGCCUGAAAUUGUCCUUCUUCCCGAGCCAGCAAGAGUGUUGGAAGGUGACAUUGCAAGAUUCCGUUGCAGAGUGAUUGGUUAUCCUAUGCCUAAGGUCAACUGGUACCUCAAUAAGCAGCUCAUUCGAAAGAGCAAGAGAAUGAGACUUCGCUAUGAUGGCAUUUACUAUCUUGAGAUUAUCGAUAUCAAGUUAUAUGAUGCAGGAUAUGUCAAAGUGGUAGCAGAGAACCCUGAGGGCACAGCUGAGCAUCUGGUGAAGAUAGAGAUCACACAGAAAGAGGACUUCAGAUCUAUUCUCCGUCGCAUUCCUGAACCAAAGGCACAUGACACUACUGAACAUGAAAGAAUUAGCUUUGAAGUUGUGAAGGUUGACAGAUCUGCUGAUGCCCAACCAAAGGAAGUUGUCAAACUGAGGAAGACUGAAAGAGUCAUUCAUGAGAAGUCCACAGAGGAGACAGAUGAGUUGAAGAGCAAAUUUAAGCGCAGGACAGAGGAAGGAUAUUAUGAAGCCAUCACUGCUAUGGAGCUCAAGUCUCGUAAGAAGGAUGAGUCCUAUGAGGACAUGCUUAGGAAGAGGAAGGAAGAACUGCUUCACCAUCAGAAAAUGUUGUCUGAGGCUAAGAACAAGAAAGACUUGGAGGAGGGAAAACUCACCAUCCCCACAAUCAAACCAGAGAAAGUACAGCUCUCUCCCAGCAUGGAAGCUCCAAAGAUCUUGGAACGCAUUGCAAGCCAGACCGUGUCUCAGACCGAGGAAGUUCGCUUCAGAGUCAGAGUUGUUGGCAAACCGGAACCUGAGUGCCAGUGGUUCAAGAAUGGAAUCCUACUGGAGAAGACAGAUCGUAUUUACUGGUUCUGGCCUGAAGACCACGUAUGUGAAUUAGUGGUCAGAGAUGUCACAGCAGAAGACUCUGCUAGCAUCAUGGUCAAAGCCAUAAACAUUGCUGGAGAGGCUUCAAGCCAGGCACUCCUGCUGGUGCAAGGUAAGACAGUUAUUAACUUUGCUCAACAACUAGAGGAUGUGGAAGCUAAAGAGAAGGACACCAUGGCGACCUUUGAGUGUGAGACCAAUGAGCCUUUUGUUAAAGUCAAAUGGCUGAUGAACAAUGCAGAGAUUUUCUCUGGAGACAAAUACAGGAUGCACUCAGACAGAAAGGUUCAUUUCCUUUCUGUACUGACCAUCAACAUGAAGGACGAUGCAGAAUACAGUUGUGCUGUUAUUGAAGAUGACCACAUCAGGACCACUGCCAGACUCAAUGUGGAAGGUGCUUCACUGUCAAUCGUGAAGAGGCUGGAGAACAUUGAAGUGCCUGAGACCUACUCUGGGGAGUUUGAGGUAGAAUUGUCUCGAGAGGAUGCUGAAGGUACAUGGUACUUCAAUGACAAGGAAAUCACGCCCAGCAGCAAAUAUGUUACCUCAUCCUGUCGUGGACGCCAUACCUUGUCUGUCAAAGACAUCAAGAAAGAAGAUCAGGGAAAAUAUACAUUCAAAAUUUACGAUAUGCAGACCAGUGCCUCCCUGAAGAUGAAACUGCGCCCUGUGACACUGAUGCAACCCCUCACUGACCUGACAAUCUGCGAGGGUGACAUUGCUCAAUUAGAAGUGCGAUUCUCUCAGGAAAACGUUGAGGGAACAUGGAUGAAGAAUGGCCAAGCAAUCUCCGCUACAAAUCGCAUCCACAUCGUUAUCGACAAACUGGUCCACAAGCUGCUUGUUGAAAAUGUGAGCAGAGAUGAUGCUGCAACAUACUCAUUCUUUGUCCCAACUCAGGAUAUCGCAACCUCUGGGAAGUUGAACAUUCAAACGGUUGAAAUUUUGAGCCCACUCACGGAUGUUACCGCAGUUGAGGGCACCAAGGCUGUUAUUGAGACUAAAAUCUCUGCUGCUGAUGUUACUGUGAAAUGGUACCACAAUGACAAACUUGUGAUGCCCAGUGAGAGAAUCCAGAUGCUUGAAAAGGGUUCCAAACAGCACCUGGUAUUCCACAGGACCUUUGCCUCUGAUGAAGGAACCUACAAGCUAUGUGUUGGCAAAGCUGGCUCGAGCUGUAAACUGACUAUUGAAAAAAUUCAUAUCGUGAAGCAUAUGGAGGAUCAAGUUUGCACAGAGAGCCAGAAUAUAACAUUUAAAGUCGAGGUUUCCCACCCUGGCAUUGCCGCUGUGUGGACAUUCAAGAAACAAGAACUCAAAGCUGGUCCAAAGCACAAGAUUGAGGCCAAGGGCAAGAAUUACAGCCUGACUGUCAUUAACACCAUGAAGGAUGAAGAAGGGCAAUACACAUUCGCUGCUGGUGAACAGACAUCCAGUGCAAAGAUUUCUGUGUCAGGUGGUGCCAUAAACAGACCACUCCAGGACGUGACUGUGGCUGAGUCUCAGACAGCUGAGCUGGAGUGUGAGGUGGCCAACCCAACUGCUGAAGGCAAGUGGCUGAAGGAUGGACAACCUGUGAACUUCAGUGACAAUGUCAAACAUGUGAAAAAUGGAGCUGUCAGACGUCUUGUUAUUACCAUAACUAGACCUCAGGACAUCGGUGAAUACACUUACCAGGUUGCAAACUCCAAGACAACAGCCAUCCUGAGGGUUGAGUCUGUCAAAGUCAAGAAAACCCUGACGAACCAAACUGUCACUGAGACACAGGAGGCAGAGUUCAGUCUGGAGCUCAGCCACAAGAAUGUGAAGGACUCACAAUGGAUUAAGAAUGGUGUAGAGAUCCAACCGAGUGAGAAAUAUCAAAUCACAAUUGAUGGCAUGGUCCACACCUUGAAGAUCAAGAACUGCGACACACGUGAUGAAUCAGUUUAUGGAUUCAAACUUGGAAAACUAUCUGCUAAUGCCAAAUUGAACGUUGAGACAAUUAAGAUUGUUAAGAAGCCUAAAGAUGUGACAUCACUAUUGGAUGCCACUGCCUCUUUUGAGCUGAGCCUGUCUCAUGAUGACAUCCCUAUCAAAUGGAUGUUCAAUAACGUUGAGCUUAAACCAAGUGAAAACAUCAAAAUUCUGUCUGAGAGAAAAGCUCACAAGCUGAUCAUCCAGAAUGUGAAGACUAACAACCAUGGAGAGUACACUGCUGUAGUUGGAAACCUGCAAUGCAGUGCAUCUUUACAUGUUGAAGCUCUGCGUGUCACAAAACCCAUCAAGAACAUUGAGGUCCCAGAGACCCAGGUGGCCACUUUUGAAUGCGAAGUGUCACAUUUCAAUGUCCCAUCCACCUGGCUGAAGAAUGGAGUGGAGAUAGAAAUGAGUGACAAGUUCAGGAUUGUGGUGCAGGGCAAACUUCACCAGCUCAAGAUCAUGAACACUGGCAGUGAAGACUCUGCAGAAUACACCUUUGUCUGUGGAAAUGACAGAGUCUCUGCCACUUUGACUAUCAAUGCCAUUUUGAUCACCAACUUGCUGAAAGAUCUCAGUGCACAGGAGAAAGACACCAUCACAUUUGAAGUGAAUGUCAACUAUGAGGGCAUCACCUACAAGUGGCUGAAGAAUGGUGUUGAGAUUCGCUCCACUGACAGAUGCCAGAGCCGCACCAAACACCUAACUCACUCUCUCACCAUCCGAAAUGUUCAUUUUGGUGAUGGUGCAGAGUACAAGUUUGUGGCUGGUUCUGCUUCGUCAUCAGCAAAGCUUUAUGUUGAUGCUCGCAUUAUUGAAUUCACCAAACAUAUCAAAGAUAUCAAGAUCACAGAGAAGAAGAGGGCAACUUUUGUAUGUGAGAUCUCUGAGCCUAAUGUACAGGUGACGUGGAUGAAAGAUGGACAGGAACUGGACAUUUCCGAAAGAUACACUGUAUCCACUGAGGAAUUCCUGCACCGUCUAAUGAUCCAGUCAGUCUGCAUGUCUGAUGCCGGAGUGUACUCUGUAAUCGCUGGUGCAAGCAUGUCAAAGGCUCAUCUCACCGUGGAGGGCAAAGAUGUCUGCAUUACAGAACCUGCUGAGAAGGAAAUGACGGUUGUUGAGAAACAAAGAACAACGGUCGAGUUUGAAGUCAAUAAGGAUGACAUUGAAGGUCGCUGGCUGAGGAACGGCAUUGAGCUCCAGUUUUCCGUUGAGCAGAGGUUUAGUUAUGUUUGCAUUAGAAAGCUUCAUCGUCUGACCAUCACUGAGACCUGUAGAAGUGAUGCAGGAGAAUACACCUUCAUCGCUGGCAGGAACAGGAGGGUGGUGACACUUCAUGUCAAUAUUCCCGAGCCACCUCAGAUCAUUAACCACAUUUGUGAGGUCAAGAAUGAAGGUGGUGUUGCCACCAGUUCAGCUGCACUGAAUGUCGAAGUCUCAGAAGUAGUUUCUCCUGAUAUUGGAGCUCCUCUGUCCCCACCUACCAUGGUAUCACCAAUCAGCAACACCUCAACCACUGAGGGAGAGUCAGCCAGAUUCCAGUGCAAAGUUUCUGGAGAAGCUCUGAAGAUAUCCUGGUUCAGUGGUGAGAAGGAAAUUAAGCAGUCAAACUUCUUUAAGAUGUCUACGUUUGAUAACACCUGCCAGCUGGAGAUCACCAGAGUGUACUCUGAGGUUGAGGGGGAAUACACCUGUGUUGCCAGAAACCCAGCAGGAAUGGUCACAUGCUCUGCACAUUUGAAACUUGAUGGUGAGUUUGCAUAACUUUCUGUUCAAAAACAAAUGAUGGAUAUUACAUCCGAUUCUCAAAGGCAUGUCUCAACCAGUAUUUCAACAAGCUUGUCAAGUGUAAAGAAGGAGUAAAUUGCCCAAAGGCCUACUUUUAUUCACCCAAUAGAAAGCUGCGUGGUUCAGCAUGGUGAAGUGGCCAGGUUUCAUGCUUGUGUAUCCAGCAUGCCAAUGCCAGAGAUUAGCUGGUAUCAUAACCAGCAGCCAAUUAAGCCUACUAAAGAUAUUGUUUUUCAUUCUGAUGAGAUGACAAACACCACCACACUAAUUAUAGUUGCUGCUUUCUCUGAGCAUGCUGGACAAUACACUUGCAAAGCAACAAAUAAUGCUGGAGAGGCGGUGUGCACAGCAGCCCUUGCAGUAACCAAAGAAGAAGAAGAGAUUGAAGCAACCAUUGAGCAAGAAGUCAAAGAAUAUUCUAGCUCGACUGUGACGACAGUGGAAGAAGAACAAGAUUUCUACACUACUGACCUUAAGUUACCUCACAAAACAAAACGCUAUUCUAGUACUUUAGAGAAUAAAAAAGAAAAGCCUAUCUUUUUGACCCAACUCUCACCAGCAGCUGUCAAUGUUGGAGAGGCAGCUAGAUUUAUUAUCACAGUAUCUGGCCUUCCAAAGCCUACUGUUUUGUGGUUUUAUAAUGGGAAAGUCAUUACUUCUUCAUCAAUUUACAAAUUGGUUCAUGAAAAAGACAAGUACGCUUUAAUAAUAUCUGAGGUAAAAACAGAGUAUGAAGGUGAGUACUCUUGUACAGCUAACAAUAGAUUUGGCCAGACAACCUGUACUACUUACCUGGAGGUGAGAAAGAGAGCUUCAACUUCAGCUGAGCAAUGGGUUGAAACAUUUUUCAAAGCCACUGGUCAACAACCUAAUUUCACUAGCCAAAUCAAACCUAUAAAAUGCCAAGAGGGAGGUGAGGCUUACUUUAAAUAUAAAGUAACUGGUGAACCAAUGCCAGAUGUGCAGUGGUUUAAAAGUGCUCAUCAAAUUCAGUGUGGUAAGUCUUGCAUUAUAGAGAACAACACCGAUGGCUCUGGCUUCAUCAACAUGAAGGGCAUCCAACAGCAGGACAGUGGUCUCUACACAUGUAAGGCUUCCAACCCAUCUUGGGAGGCCUCUUGUAGUGCUGACCUAAUUAUGUUUAAAGAGUCUGUCUCUGUAUCUCAGUAUAAGGAACACAUGGUUGUUCAAAAAGAUAAUAAAGUAUCCAUGUCAGCUGAACAAGCUACAGAGUCCCGCUUGUACGAGGUCAAACUUCCUGGAGAGGCCAGGGCCAGCAUUCAGUCAGGACAUCAGAUGAUGUACACCAUUGGCACAGAGGACAGCCACGUUGUAAAAACCCUUAGAGAGUUGGAUAACUCAGCGGCUACUUUCCAAAAAGAGAAGGUCAAACAGCACCAUGCAUUAAUCCAAAAAGAAGAUUGUUGGAACAUCACAAGUGUGGCAGAUAGUCAAGCAUUAGAGGAUGGACAUACUGUGAGUUUGACAGUUGUUGACAAAUGUACAUGCAAAACCAAAAUAGAGCCUAAAGUACCUAUAGAGCCCAUACAAAUUGUGAAGAAUGCGAUCGCAACUGAGAGUAGGGCACUUCUGGAAGUUACAGAUCAAGAUUUUGCCAUCCUUAGACAGGAAGGACAGUCUGUUAGUCAGUCAAUAACGAUGGAUGAAAAAUGUAUGUUGAUCGAUAAAAUGUCCCAACAAAAAAACAAAUCAGAGUCGACAACAGUUAGUGUUAAAACUCAAAGAGAAAGUCAAACUCUUCCAAAGGAGCUCACAUUUGUUAUUCGGUUUCAAAAACCAACAAGUUUGGACAUCAGACAUCAGUUGAAAGAUGCACUUCAGUCUGCUGUAGCUCUUGAUCAGCCACUUAUACGAGCAGAUGUUUUUGGAAGUUUGGAGGCUACUAAGGUACAGGAAGUGAAGGUACGCAAGGAACCGAAACAUGCAAUGUUCACUUAUCUUAUCACAACACCAGGUGCCCCUAUGGAAAUAACAAUUGUUUUUGAAGGUCAAUACCCCCAGACUGCAGAUCUAAGGACUGAACUCCAGGCAUCUUUCUACUCAAUUGUUUAUCGCGAGCAGCAUUUUCUUACAUCUGACCAACCCGGCACAAUGCAAAUCAACAAGCCCCAAAGACUACAGGUUAGCAGUGCAGCCUCCACUGAAAUGCUGUCAUCGAUAGUGGAGACUGUCAAAGUAGCAGAGAGUGUAGUUGAUUUCGCAUCACCUAAAGCUCAGGCUGCUGCACGAAAGACCGAAUCUCGGGCUACACUUGAGACUGCAACUACUGAGGAACUUAGUGUGGUGCAAGAGUCCAAAAUAACUCACUCCAAAUUGGUUGCUCCAGCAAUGAAAGUUAAUACAGAAUUACAUGCUGAGUUUGAACAGUCAGUACAGGUGGCCAGGCUGGUGGAUAGAAUGACUGACUACGUAGGUAUGACUGAUAUCACCACUGACAUGUCCAUGACAUCCAUUCCAACUGAACAGUCUUUAGAUCUACUCAUCCAAAAAGAACACAGGAAGGAAUUUAUUUCAGAAGAGAUAGAAAAUAUGAUCCAGGACAUUGCAACGGGGGAGCAUUGUAAGGUUACAUACACUGUGACAGUAAAGUAUGUUACAAAAGUUAAUUGGAUUUUCAAUGGACAAAUAAUUAAAUCAGGCAAAGAGUUCAAGUGAUCCAAAGAACAUGACACAUACACACUUACAAUCAUGAAAAUUGUCAAUGAGAAGCACAAAGGAAACUAUUUAUUUGAGGCUGUGAAUGAAGCUGGAAAGACCACAACAUCAUCAAGACUCACAAUUGAUUCAAAAGUGCCACCCGUUUUCAGGUACAAAAUCCAGCCCCUGGAGAUCAAUGUUGGCAGCGGAGCCAAGUUCGAAUGUGAGAUUGAAGAUGCACCAAAUGUGAACUUCAAAUGGUUCAAGUCUGGCACUUCGAUCAAAGAGAGUUCAAAUUGCUGCAUCCUCAGUCAGCAACUGACAUCUUCAUUGGAGCUCCUGAGCCCAACCAAAGCUGACAGUGGUGAAUAUACCUGCAAGGCUACAAACCAGCAUGGCAGUGACACCUGUGCCGCCAAACUGACAGUAAUUGAGAUGUACCCGCCAGUAUUUAGUACAAUGCCUGAUCCUAUGACUUUAUACGUGGGCAAACAAGUAUCAUUCCAGUGUGUAGUUCCUUGCUCUUCGCCAAUGACUAUUGUCUGGCACAAAGACAAUAUUGCUGUUUCUUCUUGGGGGAACUAUCAGAUAGCGUCUGACAAGACCAAAUACUCCCUACAAAUCAAAAAUCUUCAGCUGAUCAAUCAGGGUACUUACGUUUGCAAAGCAUCAAACAGCGUUGGCACUGCUACAUGCAGUUCAGAGUUGAGGGUUAUCAACAAACCCAGUUUCGUAAAGACCUUCGAGACCUCAGUGUCUUCAGCCAUUGGUAUUACACUGAGGCUCGAAGGUCAAGUGGACGAAGACAUCACCUGGAUAAAGGAUGGCAAAAAGCUCCAUCAAACAAUGGACUGUAUACAAUCUUUUGAAGAAAAUGUUGUUCUUGAAAUUACUAAGGCAAAACUGAAAGAUUCAGCGAAAUAUGUCCGUACAGCUUCAAAUGAUUAUGGGAGUUCAACUUGUUCUAUGAUGUUGAUGGCACAAGAACCCCCAACCUUUGUUAAGAAAAUGGAACCAAAGCUAAUGUGGAAGCAGGGCAUAGCUGCUCGGAUGCAGUGCAUAGUCAAAGGAUCAGCUGAACUCAAAACUUCCUGGUCUCUGAAUGACAACGAUCUCAGUGAUGGAGAUAAACAUACAAUCACUUUCAAGGCUGGUCUUGCAACUUUGGAAAUAAUCAAUGUAAAUGUGUUAAAUAGCGGAAACUACACUUGCGAGGUGUCAAACGAAGCUGGUAGUGAGAGCAGCAUCACUGAGUUAUCUGUAAAAGAUACCCCUUCCUUUUGAAAAGAUUUGCAAAUGGUUGAGGCAGUGAAGGAAACUCCUGCCGUACUCGAAUGUGAAAUUAAAGGAACAGCUCUGUUUGAAAUCAUCUGGUUGAAGAAUAAGAAACCAGUCUUUACCACAGAUUAAAAGUAUAAGAUCCUUAUCAUCUCAUUUGAAAGUGCAGACAUUGGAGAUUACCAAUGCUGCAUAGCCAAUUAUGUUGGUAAAAUCACCACUAAGACACUGGCCAAACUUAAAGAACCACCAACAUUUGCGAAGAAGAUUGAAACCAUUACAACAACAUUGGGAUAUUCUGUGAAACUGCAGGGCACAUUGAAAGGCUCACCCCCCAUUUCCAUAAAAUGGAUGAAAAAUACUGAAAUGUUGAGAGAUGAUGAUCCAAAUAUCAAAAUGACAUUUGAGAACAACAUUGCUAUUCUGUCAGUAACAGCUGUUGCCAUUAGCCACGGCAGCAUGUACACUUGCCAAGCAGAGAAUGAGACUGGACAAAACAAAUAUGAUGCCACUCUAACAGUUUAAGAACCUGCUAAAGUCCUAGAGAAAGCAUAAUCCAUCAACGUGACUUCAGGGGACUCUGCAACCUUGGAAUGCAAAAUCGCUGGAAGCCCAGAACUUAAAGUGAAAUGGUUCCAUGAUGGAAAGGAGAUGAAAGGGAAUCGAAAAUAUAAAAUCGCUCUAAAAUAUAAUAUUGCCAUCUUAAAGAUUAUUGCAGCUGAAAAAGUAGACUCUUCCGAAUACACGAUGGGAGUGUCCAACCAUGUUGGAAAGGACCAGUGCACAUGCUCUAUUACCGUGCUGGAUUAUAUCAUACUACUCUUUUUCACAAAAUCUCUGAAAAGACUUGAUGGAAUUAUGGGUAACGAUAUUUCAAUGGAUUGCAAAGUAUCUGGAUCCCAGCCUAUGAUUCUGUCUUGGUUCAAAGAUGAGAAAGAGAUCAAGUCUGGAGAUGGAUAUCUACCUGAAAUCAAAGACAACUCAGUUGCACUGAAAAUGACUAAAUUGCAAGAGGUUGAUGCUGAAGUGUACACAUGCCGGGCAACAAAUUCUACAGGAUCUAAAGAAAGCAGUGGAACCUUAUAUGUCAAAGAACCUCCAAUCUUCACAUUAAAACCUGACAACCAAGAUGUCGUACCAGGAUCUACUGUUGUCUUGAAGUCUGCUUUCACUGAGUCAGCUCCUUUUACGAUUAAGUGGUUCAGAGAGGACAAGGAGAUAUCAAGUGGAGGCACAUUUUUUAUCAAGAAGGAGACCUACUCAAAUGUUUUGUAACUUCACUCAGUAAAACCCACCGACUUGGCUAAAUACACAUGCCAAGUGGCCAAUGACGCUGGAACGGUGGCAUGCACGGCUGUCUUGUUUGUGAAAGAACCACCAAUGUUUGUGAUGAAGCUUGAGUCUACAAAACUAGUGGUGAAAGGAAGUGCUGUGAAGCUGGAGUGGAAAGCAACCGGCACCCCUGAGAUCAGUUUAAAGUGGUUUAAGAACGAGUUCGAGAUGAGAUGAGACAAAAUGGCUGUUACUAACUCAGUUGCCUCACUGGAGAUUGUGAACUGCUCUGUUGAUGAUAGUGGAGAUUAUGUUUGUGUGUCAUCAAGUGAUGCUGGUAGUGAGCACUGCACCAGCAGAGUUACAGUUAAAGAACCUCCAAUAUUUACGAGGACCAUUGAAUCCAAAGAACUUAUCAAAGGGUCUAAUAUUAUUUUGGAAGGACAGCUUGCAGGCUCUGCUCCAUUCAACACAUCUUUUUACAAAAACACAAAGGCGAUCAGAAAUGAUAAAAGACACAAGAUAGUCUUAAAGGAUGACAUAGUUACCCUCCAGAUGUUGGCAAUUGACGCCGGAGAUGCUGGAAAAUAUCAGUGUACAGUAGAAAAUGAAGUUGGGAAGUCAUCUUGUGAUUGUGAAAUGACACUGAAAGAACCUCCUGAAUUUGCGCUAAAAUUGCCAGUCACAAAGUUUGUGAAGAAGUGCGAGCCACUCCGUCUGGAAUGCAAAGUUAAGGGUUCCCCCUCUCUGCGAAUGCAGUGGUACAAAAAUGACACUAAGAUCACAGAUGGUGACAACUAUAGACAAUCAUUUGUUGACUCAAUGGCAGUCCUUGAACUGCGCACCACAAGAUUUGAUGACAAUGGAGUCUACACCUGUGAAGCAACCAAUGACGCUGGAAGUAUAAGCUGCAGCACAACUCUUAGAGUCAAAGAUGCACCAUCUUUCCCCAAAGUACUUCGGCCAAUUGAAGGAAUGAAAGGAAAGGAUGCUAGCCUACACUGUGAGAAGUUUGGCACAGCACCCUUUGAGAUUACCUGGGCCAAGUACAAAACGCCAUUAAAGGAAAGUAGGAAAUAUACGUUUGUGAAUGAGGAUACUGCUGCCACUCUUCAUAUCAUUGGAUUGGAAGCUUCAUAUUUUGGAGAAUAUAAGUGCAAGGCAUCAAACAGUAUAGGAUAUGAAACAUGCUGUACUACAGUUAAACUCAGAGAACCACCAACGUUUGUGGAGAAAUUGUUGAAUACGACAUGCACAUUGGGUGAAGAAGUCACCCUGAAAGCCACUGUCAAAGGCUCUCAGCCAAUGACUGCAUCUUGGUUACAGGAUAAGGAUCACAUUCUCAGAGAUGGUGACAUCCAGAACAUUACAUUUGAAAACAACCAGCUCCCUCUUAAAGUAUUUAAAUCAGACUCACUGGCAAUGGGCAAAUACACGUGCCAACUCCGAAACGAUGCCGGAGUUGUGGAAUGUUUUUCUAAUAUAACUGUAUUAGAACCCGCUAAAGUUGUGGAGAGACCAGAGUCUUUCAGCGUGACUGCAGGUGAUAUUGCAGCUCUAGAAGUCAAAGUGUCGGGGACACCAGAGCUGAAACCAAAAUGGUUUAAGAAUGGAGUCGAGCUCUCCUCUGGCCAGAAGUACAACAUCUCCUUCUCAAAGAUGAUCUCCAGCUUGAAAGUGUUGUCUGCAGAGAGGAUUGAUAUGGGAGAAUAUACAUUUGAGGUCAAAAAUGAGGUUGGCAGUGAUCUCACCAAAUUAAACCUCACUGUCCUAGAUAAAACCAUACCUCCAACAUUCACACAGAAACUGAAGGAAUCUCAUCUUAUUGUUGGAAAAGCUGGUGAAAUGGACUGCAAAGUCUCUGGUUCUGCACCUUUCGCCAUUACUUGGUACCAUGAUGAAGAGGAGAUCAAAACUGGACCAAAUUACGAGAUUUUAUUCAAUGACAACACCUGCACACUUAAAGUGCCCGCUCUUAAGUGGUCUGACUCUGGAGUGUAUAAAUGCAAAGCCAUAAACAAGGCCGGAACCAAUGAGACCAGUGCCUCUUUCAUUGUGAAAGAACCUCCUUCUUUUGUGAUGCCACCUCAGCCAUUGGAAGCAAUGCCUGGCACAAAUGUAACUUUCUCAGCAAUUGUCAAAGGAAGUGCCCCACUGAAACUGAAGUGGUUCAGAGGCACAAAGGAAAUUGUGUCUGGAAAUGGCUGUGAAAUUGCUCUACGGGACAAUACAGCUACUCUGGAGCUAUCCAAAAUUGACAAAUUCCACGCUGGAGAGUAUACAUGCCAGAUUAUUAAUGAUGCUGGGAAGGAAAGUUUCCUAGUUAACCUGUCUGUGAAAGAACCUGCUAGCUUUGUUAAGAAGCUGAACGACCACUCUGUUGAAAAGGGAAAAUCAUUGAUACUUGAGUGCACAUACACUGGAACUCCAAAGAUAUUCGUCACCUGGUAUAAGGACGGCCAACAGCUAUAUGCCUCUUAUAAGCACAACGUCACUACCACAGAGACCUCCUGCAUCUUGGAGUGUUUAAACAGUGACGAUAAGGAAGCAAGUGGGGAAUACGCUUGUGAAGUUUCCAAUGACGCCGGAAAAGAUACCUGCAAAGCACAAGUGUUCAUUUUAGAACCACCUUAUUUCAUUGAUCAUUUGGAGCCAAUGGAAGUUACUGCUGGUGAUGCAGUUUGUUUGAAAUGCCAUGUUGGAGGAACCCCUGACAUUAAGGUGGCUUGGUAUAAGGCCGACGGAAAAGUGAGGUCUUCCCCUGAUUGCAAAAUAGAGUAUUCCAAAGGCAUUGCUUGCUUGAAAUUGAGCAAAGCAGCCGAGGCUGAUAUUGGUGAAUACACAUGCAAAGCUGAAAACAGAAUAGGAUCAGCCUCAUCCAGCUGUCGUCUCUCUGUCCAAGAGGCAAAAACGCCACCAACCUUCCCCAAGAAAAUAACCAGCAUUCAACAGACUGAAGGAAUGGAAGUCAAACUGGAGUGCCGUGUGGCAGGCUCCUCGCCCAUUGAGGUCUCUUGGCUUAAAGACGGUGAAAAUGUGAAAUCCAACGACUAUACCAUGAGUUAUGAUGAUAACACGGCUGUCCUACAAAUAUCCAGAGGUGAAAUGAGACACUCUGGGGAAUACACUUGUGUUGCUACCAACAGUGUUGGGACUGCAUCCUGCAGAGCCAAACUCACUCUUAAAGAGCCAAGAUAUCCCCCUGUCUUUGAUAAAAAGCUGUCACCCAUGGUGGACAUUUCAGUGGGUGAUAGUGUGGAAUUGGAAUGCCACAUGACUGGAUCUUUGCCAUUAAAAGUCACUUGGUCAAAAGAUAACAAAGAUAUUCGAUCAGGGGGAAAUUACAAGAUGGCCUGUGUGGAUAACACCCCACACCUCACUAUUUUGAAAGCAGAUAAAUCAAAUUAUGGCCGCUACAUUUGCCAUGCCACUAAUGACAUUGGAAAGGACUCUUGUUCCACUGAAAUUACUGUCAAAGAGCGUAAAAUCCCACCUUCAUUCACCAAAAAGCCAACAGAGACCUUAGAGGAAACAGAGGGCAAGAUGGUGAAGAUUGAGGCACGUUUGUCUGGAUCUCAGCCCAUGACCAUUAAUUGGUAUAAAGAUGACAGUGAGAUUCACAGCUCUGAUCACUAUGACAUGUCUUUCAAGAGCAAUGUGGCUGUGUUGUGUAUCAAGAGCUCCAAAGUCUCAGACUGUGGGAGGUAUACCGGCACAGCAACCAAUGAAGCAGGCACUGCCUCUUGCAAAUUGACAGUUACCAUAACUGAACACAAGAAGCCCCCUACAUUUGACCCCACUCUCAAACCUGUCACGCUGACCGAGGGUGAGAACCUGCACCUUAGCUGCCAUGUCCAUGGAUCACCUUCUAUGAAGAUUCAGUGGAUGAAGGACAGGAAAGACUUGAAAAACAAUUCCAGCAGUAAAAUAAGUUUUGCCGAUGGUGUUGCUUCUUUGGAGGUCAUGCGUGUAUCACAGAAUGAUGCAGGGGACUAUCUCUGCAAGGCAACCAAUGAGGCUGGUAGUGAAUUCUGCAAGGCCAAUGUAACUAUCAAAGAGAAAUCCAAAGCAGCACCUGAACCCGCUGAAGAGGAACCAACAGCAGCACCAGUAAAGAAACUGGACAACUUGUUCUUCAUCGAGGAGCCCAAGCCUUGCCAUGUAGCCGAGAAGGGCACUGCAACUUUCAUCGCCAAAGUUGGAGGUGAUCCUAUUCCUAACGUGAAAUGGAUGAAGGGCAAGUGGAGACAGAUCACUCAUGGUGGUCGCAUCACUAUUGAGCAGAAGGGACAGGAGGCCAAGUUGGAGAUCAGAGAAAUAACAAGGUCUGACUCUGGACAGUACAGAUGUAUCGCAACUAACAAAGCUGGAGAAAUAGAAUGCAACACCGACAUGCAUGUUGAGGAAAGGAAAGAGGAUGCUGGAGUUGAGGGAGAUUUCAGAGCAAAACUGAAGAAGACUCCAUCUAAACAGAAGAGUCCUCAGGAAGAAAAAGACAUUGACAUUGUAGAGUUGCUCAGAAAUGUGGACCCUAAGGAGUAUGAGAAAUAUGCCCGUAUGUAUGGAAUCACUGACUACCGUGGACUUCUUCAGGCCAUUGAGCAGCUGAAGAGGGAGAAAGUAGAAGAAAGUGGAAGACCGGAACCGGAGAGAGAGAGAGAGUUGGAUGAGGAUUUGGUCACUCUUGUGGCUGAUUUGCAAAAGAGAAUGGAAUGUACUGAGCCAGUCACCGUGAAUAAGGACAUAACAGAUCAGUCUACAGUUACCAACAAGGUCGCUACUUUUGAGUGUGACAUCAAGAUCAACUUCCCUGAGAUCACCCUGUCCUGGUACAAGGGAACUCAGAAGCUUAACAACAACGACAAAUAUGAAGUCAGCAUUGUCGGUGACCGUCACAUCUUGAAGAUCAAGCAGUGUCAAACCAAAGACCAGGGCAACUACCGUGUUGUAUGUGGCCCACAUAUCUCCAGCGCCAAACUGACUGUUAUCGAUGUGCCUCAAGCUGCACCCCAUGUUGCUGAACCAAAACCAGAGCCUGAAGUUUCACCUGCGACUAAGGUUGAACCUGAACCGAACCGUGUGCCUAUAAAGAAACCAGAGAGUCCACCAACCAAAGUUCCUGUGGAGGUUAAGAAACCAGAAGCUUCAAAGCCAGAACCAGGAAAGCCGACAGCAGCUAAAAAGCCAGAGACAGCCUCUACGUGUGAUCCAAAGGAGCCAGAGCCUACUGCUGCUGCUGCAAAGAAGGUCCCAUCACCACAAGUGCCAGAAGCACUAAAAAGGCAGGAGGUAACUCUGCAGCAACCAGCUACCAUCCUUCAAAAAGUGGACAGAGAGGACAUAGAGCCUCAAAUACACUCUGUGCCAGAACAAGAACCAGCAAUGAAGAAGGAAUCACCUCCACAGACUGUUGAACCACUUACAAAGAAAGCGUCUCAGCUAGAGAAGACUGUUGUUGCUGAAGGGGUGAAAGAAUCUGAACCAUUUGCGAAGAAAGUGGCUAAACCAGAGUCUAAACCAGAAAUCAAGCUAGAGUCCAAGCCAGAGAAGAGGGUUAUUGCUGAAAAGCCUGCUGAGACUCUUGUAAAGAAAGUGUCUAAGCCAGAGGCUAAAACAGAGCCUAAACCUAAACCAGAGGUUAAACCAGAUCCUAUGCCAGAGUCUAAACCAGAGGUUAGGCUAGAGGUUAAGCCAGAGAAGAAGACUGUUAUUGAAGUAGGGGUGAAAAAUGUACCACAGUCCACUGAGCCACAAGUGUUAAAGCCAGAGCCUAAGCCUAAACUAAAGGCUAAGCCAGAUCCUAAACCAGAGCCUAAAGCAGAGGUUAAGGCAGAGCCUAAGCCUAAACUAGAUGCUAAGCCAGAGCCUAAAGCAGAGGUUAAGCAAGAGCCUAAGCCUAAACCAGAGGCUAAAUCAGAGUCUAAAAUAGAUGCUAGGCAAAAGCUUACACCAGAGAGGAAGGCUGUUACUGUAAGGGUGAAAGAAUCACCUCCAAAGCCUGCUGAGACACUUGUAAAGAAAGUGACUACGCCAGAGAAGACAGUUAUUGCUGAUGUGGUGGAUGAAUCACCUCCAAAGCCUGCUGAGACACUUGUAAAGAAAGUGACUACGCCAGAGAAGACAGUUAUUGCUGAUGUGGUGGAUGAAUCACCUCCAAAGCCUGCUGAGACACUUGUAAAGAAAGUGACUAUGCCAGAGAAGACAGUUAUUGCUGAUGUGGUGGAUGAAUCACCUCCAAAGCCUGCUGAGACACUUGUAAAGAAAGUGACUACGCCAGAGAAGACAGUUAUUGCUGAUGUGGUGGAUGAAUCACCUCCAAAGCCUGCUGAGACACUUGUAAAGAAAGUGACUACGCCAGAGAAGACAGUUAUUGCUGAUGUGGUGGAUGAAUCACCUCCAAAGCCUGCUGAGACACUUGUAAAGAAAGUGACUACGCCAGAGAAGACAGUUAUUGCUGAUGUGGUGGAUGAAUCACCUCCAAAGCCUGCUGAGACACUUGUAAAGAAAGUGACUACGCCAGAGAAGACAGUUAUUGCUGAUGUGGUGGAUGAAUCACCUCCAAAGCCUGCUGAGACACUUGUAAAGAAAGUGACUACGCCAGAGAAGACAGUUAUUGCUGAUGUGGUGGAUGAAUCACCCCCGGGGCCUGUUGAGCCACUUGCAAAGAAAGUAGCCAAACCAGAAUCUAAGCCAGAGACCAAGACAAAGAAGAUGGCUAUAGGUGAAGAGGUGUCUCUGUCAAUUAAAGAAGAUGUUUAUCCUCAAAAAGUACCAGCAAACAAGAAGGAAACACCCCCACAGCCCACUGAGCCGCUUGUGAAGAAAGUGCCUAAGCUAGAGUCUAAACCAGAAAAAAGGAAUGCUGAGAAGGUGAAAGAAUCACCUCUUAAGCCGUCUGAGCCAAUUCCUAAAAAAGUGCCUAAGCCAGAGACAAUGGCUAUUGCUGAGCUGGAAUCACCACCUAAGCCUUCUAAGGCACUUGUAAAGAAAGUGGCUGAGCCAGAGACAAUGGCUAUUGCUGAGCUGGAAUCACCACCUAAGCCUACUAAGGCACUUGUAAAGAAAGUGGCUGAGCCAGAGACAAUGGCUAUUGCUGAGCUGGAAUCACCACCUAAGCCUACUAAGGCACUUGUAAAGAAAGUGGCUGAGCCAGAGACAAUGGCUAUUGCUGAGCUGGAAUCACCACCUAAGCCUACUAAGGCACUUGUAAAGAAAGUGGCUGAGCCAGAGACAAUGGCUAUUGCUGAGCUGGAAUCACCACCUAAGCCUACUAAGGCACUUGUAAAGAAAGUGGCUGAGCCAGAGACAAUGGCUAUUGCUGAGCUGGAAUCACCACCUAAGCCUACUAAGGCACUUGUAAAGAAAGUGGCUGAGCCAGAGACAAUGGCUAUUGCUGAGCUGGAAUCACCACCUAAGCCUACUAAGGCACUUGUAAAGAAAGUGGCUGAGCCAGAGACAAUGGCUAUUGCUGAGCUGGAAUCACCACCUAAGCCUACUAAGGCACUUGUAAAGAAAGUGGCUGAGCCAGGGACUAAGCCAGAGAAGAGAGCUAUUCUUGAAGAAGAUGUUGUUCCCAAAAAAGUUCUAGCAAAGGAGAAGGAAACAGCUCCAAAGCCUGCUGAGCCUCUUGCAAAGAAAGUUCCAAAGCCAGAGAAAACAGCUAUUGCUGAAGCGGUGAAGGAGUCACCUUCAAAGCCUGCUGAGAUACUUCUUAAGAAAUUGUCUUCGCCAGAGUCUAAACCUGAACCUAAGUCUGAGCCUAAGCCAGAGAAGAAGGGUGUUGCUGAGCCUCCAAAGCCAACAGAGCCACUUCUAAAGAAAAUGUCUAAGCCAGAGUCUAAACCUGAGCCUAAGUCUGAGUCUAAACCAGAGAAGAAGGCUGUUGCUGAAGUGGUGUCUCUUUCAAGUGAAGAUGAUGUUGCUCCCCAGAAAGUACCAGAAAAGGAGAAGGAAACAUUUCCAAAUCCCACUGAGCAACUUGCAAAGAAAGUCACACCUCGAGAGAAAAAGGCUACAGAGGAGACAAAGCCUGUCAUCCAAGAGCAAGAACAAGACAAUUUAAAGCCAGGUGAAGGCAAGCAGGCACCAGGACCAGCUAAGAAAGUUCUCCGACAAAAAGCUCAAAUUCACAUUGAGGAAGAAGAGAAACUUGUCCCGCCAACCUUGAAGAAAACAACCAGGAUUUCCAAAGACUUGGAGCAAGAACAGGAUAUUAUAUCGCUGAAGAAAGUACCUUCAGUCCCCUUUGAAGAUCUGCCAGCACCACUAAAGAAACCUCAAAAAAUGACAAAGCGUACAAUCCAUGACUUUGAAGAGAGAGUGUAUGAUGAAGGUGAAGUAACAAUAUCUGAAAGAUAUGAGGCAGAGAAAAUAAGCAAGAUACCUGAUAGAGCUAAAGUAAAGACACCUAAAGAAAAUGAACCAACUGAAGACAAAUGGUCUCGGCAGACCAUUCCCAGAGUUGAAAAAGAAGGGGACAAAAUGACUUUGAAGCAAAUUCCCAAGGGGGUGAAAGAAGAGGCACCAACAGACCCAAGUUUAGCCCAAAAGAAACUGUCCAGAUUACCAUCAGAUGAAAAAGAACAAGAAACUGUGAAGUUAAAACUGUUCCAAAAAUCUUCUAAAGCUGUGACCGUUGAGCCAGAGAAGGACAACAAAGAAUCUGUGGUUUUCAAGAGAGGUGAGAGACAACCAAGCGAUGAAGACAUUAAAGAACCUGUUGAUCGUAAGAAAGCUGAUAGAGUUCGUAGUGCUAAAGAAGAGCCACAGGCAGUCAAAUUUCAACCAGUGGCCAAAGUUCCUGAAGAUGAACAAGUCUGGUAUUCUGACAAACCACUGACAAGGGUGAAAAGGAUUCCAACACAGGAGCAAGAGAAGGAAGAUGUUAAAUUGAAUCCAUUUUCAAAGUUACCUAAAGCCGACACUGAAGCUGUGAAGCCUGAGAAGGAGCCUGAGACAAAAGAAGCUGGGAGAAAAACUCAACAUGAAUCAAGUCCUCCAAAGACAGCACCCGCAAAGAAAAUGGAAAAGAGUCCUCAAGUGGAAAAGUUAAAAAAGGUUGAUUGCGUGCCAAGAGAACCAGAGGACAAAGAAGACAAACCUUUGAAGCAUGAAGAGACACUUAAGAAAAUGGUGGAACUGAAAAAGACUCCUUCACCUAAGGUUGAAAAACCACAAGAAAUAGAAAAAAUUACUAUGGAGAGGAAUCCCAGGGCAGAAAGGACCAAAAAGCUGCCCAAAGAAGUUUCACCAAAAGAUUCAUUUGAAUGUGUUACCCUAAAAAAAAUUCAAAGGAAAUCACCACAAGAGAAAACUGAAGGAGCACCACCGAAGAAGGUGCCAGGAAUGAAAGAGCUUUCCCCCAAAGCGGUACAGUUACGAAAUCUCUCCACUCAGCGAGAGGAGGAAGUCUUUGAGGAGGAGCCAGAGGUUGAGGAGGAAUCUGACAAUGAAGGUUGGGGAUGGGAACUUGUCCCGCGUGAUACCUCUGGGUCCACAGAAGACUGGGGAGAGGAAGGUGAUGCACUUGAGACCCCUGGAAUGCCAAGACGAGAUGGAAAGCCAGCAGAAGAAGCAGGUGCAGGUAGAGGUGCAGGCAGAGGCAGAGGCCUCAAAGCAGGCAAAACUCCAUCCCCUGGUGAAGGCAGGGGUAGAGGACUGAAACCCGGAGGUGGAGGAGGAGACAAACCACCCGAUGCUAAUCCUUUUGGAUUCCAGCUCAAAGCAGUUCCACUGAAGUUUACGAAACCACUCAAAGACAUAGUGUUACAAGAAGGUGAUGCUGUUGGUGCAUCUGCUACGUUUGAGUGUGAAGUUUCACCUUCUACUGCUGUAACUACAUGGAUGAAAGAUGGCAGCAACCUAAGAGAGAGUCCAAAACACAAAUUCACCUCUGAUGGCAAAGAUCGCAGACUGGCCAUUAUUGACGUCCAACUGGUGGACACUGGUGAAUACACUUGUGUUGCCAAGCUGGGCAACAAGGAAAAGACAACAACUGCCAAACUCAUUGUUGAAGAACUGCCCGUGAAGUGGGUGAAAGAGCUAGGUGAGGAGACGUCGGUCCUGAAGGGGCAGCCUAUGUACCUGACCUGUGAGUUGAACAAGGAGAGAGAAGUGACCUGGAUGAAAAGUGGUAAGAUCCUCAAAGUAAUCGCUGGAAAGGUGGCCAUCAACGUCAUUGGAAUGCAACAAGCCGUUACGAUCCAGAACAUGGGAGAUGACGACGCUGGCAUCUACGCAUGCGAGUGUGAACUCAUCAGGACCAAAACAACUGUCAAAAUCAUUGAAAUUGUCAGAGACUGGUUGGUGAAACCAUUGAAAGAUCAGCAUGUGAAACCCAAGGCCAAUGCCACUUUCAAAUGCGAGCUCUUCAAAGAAACCCCCAACUGGAAGUGGUUCAAAGGCAACAAUGAGAUUACAAAUGAUCCAACUGACAAGACUGAGGUCAAGAAAGAAGGCAAAGUCCUGACUCUCACAAUAAAGAAUGCACAGCCCGAAGAUAUUGCAGAAUAUACUAUGGAGGUUGAAGGCCACAGAUACACAGCUAACCUGACUCUUGGAGAACGUGAAGCUGAGAUCUUGAAGCCUCUCUCAAGUUGCGAGGUGGUCGAGAAAGAGGAUGUUACAUUUGAAACGGAGAUAUCUGAAGAGGAUGUGCCUGGAGAAUGGAAACAUAAAGGGCAGGUCUUAACAAGUUCACCGACAUGUGAGAUCAAAAUGGAGGGCAAUAAACGUUUCCUCACUCUGAAAAGUGUUCCACUGGACGCGUCUGGUGAAGUGUCUUAUACAGCUCUGAAUGCUGUCACUAGUGCUGUGCUCACAGUCAAGGUAAUGGAAAUGGAAUUCACAGUCCCCUUAAAGGGCAUGUCUGUACCUGAAAAGAAACAGGCUAUGUUUGAAUGUACUAUCACAAGGGAUGUGCCUGAAGUCAUGUGGUUGAAGGGGUCAGACACUAUUGGUACAUCAGACAAAACAUAUGAAAUAAUCAAUGAUGGAAUAAAACAUAUGUUGGUCAUAAACAACUGUGAGUUUGAUGAUGAGGGAAAUUACAGUAUAGAAGCCGUGGGCAAAAAUUCAACCUCUACACUCACUGUGGAGGGUAUGAGGCUCAAAUUUGAAUUGCGACUUCAGGACCAAACUGAGAAGGAAGGUAACACUGCUCGGUUUGAGCUUGAGCUCUCUCAUGAGAAUGUACCUGUGACAUGGUACAAAAAUGAAGUAGAACUCCAUGUGAACAGAACCGUGCUCAUCCAUAGUCAUGGAAAGAAACACACGCUAGAAAUCAAGGAUUUGAGUCUUGAUGAUAUGGCAGAGGCUAAAGGAAAUCUCUCAAUGGCAAAACUGACGGUGAUAGGCCAGAACCUAGGAAGAAACCUAGAAAGGAACCAGGCUCUGAAGGGGUGGCCAGUCCUCUUCUGGCUGUCCCGGGUGGAGAUUAUAACCGGAAAUGGCCAAGAUGUUCAAACGUUCAUAGAUGACCUGCAGGGUCAGAUAACAAUAAUCACAGUGGUUGACAUUGAAAUGAUAGAGGAUGGUGCAAAGCACACAGUAAUAUUAUACAACCUCAAGGCCCCCUUGUCAGGGGAGAUAUUUACAGCUGCUAAUGCUAAAUGUGUUGCUAAUCUGAAAGUGAAAGAGAGUCCAAUUACAUUUGUCACACCUUUGAGUGAUGUACAAGUGUAUGAAAAAUAUGAGGUCAGAUUUGAGUGUGAGGUGUCCAGAGUGCCUAAAGGCUUCCGUUGGCUCAAGGAAUCUCAUGAGUUGACAGCAUAUGAUAAGUUUGAUAUUACCCAUGAGGGAAAGAUACACUCGGUGGUCAAAUCUGCCGCAUAUGAGGAUGAAGCUGGGUACAUAUUUGAGGCAGAGGACAAGAGAACCACUGGCGAACUAGUCAUCCAAUGAAUUCUCCUUGAGUUUGUGAAGCCCAUUAAAGAUGUCACGGUCAAGGAGCGCUAGGCAGCAGAGUUCAGUAUUGAGGCUAGACAGCAGAGUUCAGUAUCACAUGACAACAUCCAGGUCACCUUGUACAAGAACAAUGUGCGUUUGCAUCCCAGCCAAGUUGUGCACAUGUCAGACGAUGGCAAGAUGCACAAAUUGACCUUCAAGGGGGUGUCCAUUGAUGACACAUCCAUGAUCAAAGUAGAGGCCAUGGACAAAAUCUCAGAGGCCAUGCUCUCAGUUCUCGAGGGAAAGCCUUACUUCACGACAAAACUGCACGACUGCUCAGUCACUGAGAAAGAUGAACUGACGAUGAUUUGUGAACUGAGCAAGCCCAAUGCAGAGGUGAAAUGGUUCAAAGGUGACCAUCAAAUCACUUCCUCCAAGAACGUGGUCAUCAAAGCCGAUGGAAAGAGACGUAUGCUGAUCAUUAAGAAGACAGAGAAAGCCGACAUGGGAGAAUACAGCUGUGAUUGUGAUGCGGACAGAACCACGGCCAAGCUCAACAUUGAAGAUCGUGACAUUAAGUUUGUCAGGCCCCUGUACAGCGUGGAAGUGACAGAAACUGAAAUCGCCAAGUUUGAGACUGAGAUCUCUGCCGAUGAUGUCCAUGGUCACUGGAAACUCAAUGGAGAGGCCCUUCAUCAGUCUCCUGACUGUGAGAUUAAGGAGGAGGGUACAAGGCAUAUCCUUAUCCUGUACAACGUUCGCAAGGAUCAGGCCGGAGAAGUUGACUUCCAAGCUGUCAAUGCUAAAUCCAAUGCUCAGCUUAGAGUUAAAGCGCGGGUGAUCGGCCUGCUGCGGCCUCUCAAGGAUGUUACUGUUACUGCUGGGGAGACCGCCACUUUCGACUGUGAACUGUCAUAUGAAGGAAUUGCUGUGGAAUGGUUCUUAGGGGGUACAAAGUUGGAGCCAAGUGACAGAGUGGUCACCCGAGCAGAAGACAAAACUCACACGCUGACUCUCAGAGAUGUCAAGAUUUCAGAAGAUGGAGAAAUUAAACUCACUGCAAAGGAUUUCCAGAUUGAGGCCAGACUACAUGUGAAUGAACCACCAGUUGAGUUCACCAAACCUCUGGAGGACCAGACAGUUGAGGAAGAGGCCACUGCUACAUUGGAGUGUGAAGUCUCCAGGGAAAACGCUGAGGUCAGUUGGUUCCAAGAUGGACAGGAGAUCCUCAAAACGAAGAAAUAUGACAUUGUUGCCGAUGGCCGCGUGAGAAAACUCAUCAUUCAUGGCUGCAGUCUUGAUGAUUCAAAAACAUUUACCUGCGACGCCUCAGAAUUCAAAACCUCUUGCUUCCUUAACGUUGAACCUCCACAUGUUGAGUUCUCUAAGCCACUUCAUGAUGUUGAGGUCAAAGAAAAGGAAUCUGCCAGAUUUGAAUGCGAAGUAUCGCGCGAAAAUGCCAAGGUCCGUUGGUUGAAGGACAGCAGUGAAAUCAGAAAGGGAAAGAAAUAUGAAAUAAUCGCCAAAGGUCGCCAACACAUCCUCAUCAUCCACAAAUCAGUGUUCGAUGAUGAAGCAGAAUAUGAAUGUGAUGCGAAGGUCUCCAAAUCCUCCGGCAUGCUUACAGUCGUUGAGGAAGAAGCUACGUUCACCAGGAACCUGUCUAACGUGGAGGGAACAGAAGCAGACAGUGUGAAGAUGAUUUGUGAAGUGUCGAAGGCAGACGCUGAUGUCAUGUGGUAUAAGGAAGACCAGGAACUGCCAGAAGGAGGAAGAUACGAUCAGAUCGUAGACGGCAGGAAGAGGAUACUUAUCAUCCAGGAUCUCAAAACAGAUGAUGCUGGAGAGUACUAUUGCAAACUGUCCAGCUCAAAGACAACUGGAAACCUGAAAAUAAAUGAAUUGGCUGCUGAGUUUAUCGCCAUGCCUCAGAGUCAGGAGGUGGUUGAAGGAGAAAAGGCUGAGUUUGUCUGCUCAGUCUCUAAAGACACAUUCAUUGUCAAAUGGAUGAAGGAUGAAAAGGAGCUAGAAAAAGGGGACAAGUAUGACAUUGUCUGUGAUGGCAAGAGAAGAAUACUUGUUAUCAAGAACUCUGAACCCAAGGAUGAGGGAGCCUAUGUUGCCUUCAUUGGCACCACCAGAGCUACAGCUGAUCUGUUUGUUCUUGAAAAACUCAGGAUCAGUACACCAAUCAAAGACACAGAAGCCAAAGAGGGACAAGAGAUCAUCUUCAACUGUGAGGUGAACACUGAGGGAGCUAAAGCUAAGUGGCUGAAGAACGAGGAGACCAUGUUUGAGAGCAGCAAGUUUGUCAUGAUCCAGAAAGACAACGUUUUCUCUCUGAGGAUAAAGGAUGCUGAUAAGUCAGAUGAAGGAAACUAUACUAUUACAUUGACAAACCAACGUGGUGAACAUGCCAAGAGCUCUGGCAAACUUACAGUAAAAGAGGAGAGUCUGAAGAUCAUUGUACCUCUUGAGGACUGCGACACACAGGAGAAGAAGACUGUUAGCUUUUCUUGCAAGGUCAACAGGCAGAAGGUUACUCUGAAAUGGACAAAGGCUGGUCAGGAGAUCACCUUCAGCAAACGCAUAAUCUACAGGUUGGACCAAUAUAAGCACACACUGACCAUCAAGGACUGUACUCUUGCUGAUGAAGGUGAAUACACCGCCAUGGCUGGUGAUGACAAGUCUACAGCUGAGCUGAUCAUUAGUGAAGCCCCCACUGACUUCUCAGCACAACUCAAAGACCAGACCAUCCCCGAGUUUGAGAAUGCUGAGUUCACCUGCAAACUCACCAAGGAGAAGGCUGAGGUGAAAUGGUACAGGAAUGGACGUGAAAUAAGAGAGGGACCCAGGUACGUCUUUGAAAAAGAGGGCAAGACCUGCAGGCUGCGUAUCAAGGAGUGCAGACCAGACGAUGAGUGUGAAUAUUCCUGUGGCGUAGAUGAAAAGAGAUCACACGCCCAUCUCUUCGUUGAAGAGAGUGCAGUUGAGAUUGUCAGACCACCAAAGGAUGUGUUUGAGCCUCCAGGCUCAGAUGUUGUAUAUGAAGUUGAACUGAACAAAGACAGAGUUGAGGUAAAAUGGUUGAGGAACAACAUGACCAUCGUCCAGGGUGACAAAUACCAGAUGAUGAGCGAGGGCAAGGUCCAUAGACUCCAGGUGUGUGAGAUCAGGCCUCGGGACCAAGGAGAGUACAGAAUCAUCGCCAAAGACAAGGAUGCCAGAGCCAAAUUGGAACUGGCUGCUAAGCCAAAUAUCAAGACUAUGGAUCAGAGCUUAGUAACAGAUGCUGGAAAGCCCAUCGUCAUGUUCGUGCCCUACAGCGCGUAUCCUAAAGCUGAGGCUGAGUGGUUCUAUGAUAACGUCAGCCUGCCCAAGGACAACAUCCACACCGUUGGAGACAGGACAGAGUACAAGCUGAAGGACCCUAAGAAGUCCGACCAAGGACGUUACAAUGUUGUCAUCAAGAACAAACAUGGACAGGGAGAGGCAUUCAUUCAUCUGGAUGUCAUUGAUGUCCCUGGACCUGUGAAGAGUCUUCAAGUGCUUGACACCGCCGAUGGUGAGGUCAGCCUGGCCUGGGAAGAGCCAGAGAGCGACGGUGGCAGCAAGAUCAUUACAUACGUGGUGGAGAGGCGUGACGUCAAGCGCAAGACAUGGACUCUUGCUACUGACCGCUCUGAUGCUCCAGAAUACACUGUGACCGGACUCCAGAGGGAAUCCAUGUACCUAUUUCGUGUUUCUGCUCGCAACAGAGUGGGCAGUGGACCAAAUAUUGAGACAGAGAAACCUGGUGUUUAUGCCAAGAACAAGUUUGAUGUUCCUGAUACUCCUCAGGAUGUGAGUGUUGGAAACGUGAGUAAGUUUGGAGCCACAGUCUCCUGGGAAAAACCAGUGUCUGAUGGAGGGGCUGAGAUCACCUCCUACAUCAUUGAGUCCCGUGACAGGACCUCUGUGAAGUGGGCCGUGGCUAUGAUCAGUAAAGCAACAGACCGCAGUGCAAUCAUCAACGACGUCAUUGAGAACAAGGAAUACAUCUUCCGUGUCAAGGCUGAAAACAAGGCUGGCAUUGGAAAGCCAAGCGCUGCCACCAAUCCAGUGAAGAUCAUGGACCCCAUUGAGAGGCCAAGCCCACCACAGAACCUGGUGCCCUCAGAACAGAAUAAGAACUCAGUUCAGCUGACAUGGGAGACCCCAUUGAAAAAUGGAGGCAGCAUGAUCACUGGCUACAUCAUUGAGAGAUGUGAGGACGAAACAAACCAUUGGCUCAGAUGCAACGCCAGGCUCUGCCAGGAUCUCACCUACAAGAUAUCUGGCCUGAAAUAUGGCAAGAAAUACAACUACAGAGUGAUGUCUGAGAAUGCAGCUGGAGUGUCUGACCCAUCCAACACACUGGGACCCAUGCUGGCUGAUGAUACACAUGUUGGCCCCACAAUGGACCUGAGUGGAUUCAAGGAUGGCCUUGAGGUCAUUGUUCCCCAUCCCCUUACUAUCCGUGUCCCUAUCUCUGGAUAUCCCACACCACACGCAAAGUGGAGCUUCGCUGAUAAGGAGCUCACUGCUGGUGAACGUGUUUACAUGAUUACAAAGAGUACCUACGUAGAACUGACCGUCACCCCAAGUGUGCGUCCAGACAGAGGUGUAUACGCUCUGACCCUGGAGAAUGAUAUUACCAGUUGCUCAGGAGAGAUGGAAGUCAAUGUUAUCGCAUCCCCAAGUGCACCCAAAGACUUUAAGGUUGCCGAGGUGACCAGACAGCAUGUGCACCUGAUGUGGGAGGCACCAGAGCAUGAUGGAGGAAGCCCUCUGACUGGGUAUCAGAUUGAGAAACGUGACGUAUCCCGCAAGACCUGGGUCAAGGUGAUCACUGGUGUUCAAGACCAGGAGUUCACUGUCACUGAUGUUGUUGAGGGCAAAGAAUAUCUGUUCAGGGUUACUGCCUGCAACAAGUGUGGCCCAGGAGAGCCUGCCUACAUUGACGAGCCAGUCAAUGUGUCCUCCCCUGCCACUGUGCCAGACUCACCUGAGAACCUGAAAUGGAGGGACAAGACAGCAUCUGGCAUCUUUCUGACCUGGGAACCACCCAAGUGGGACGGCGGCACCGGAAUCAGGGGCUAUAACAUAGAAAGAUGCCAGCGUGGGACAGACAACUGGGAAUCCUGCGGAGAUCAGGUCCCUGAGUUUAAAUUGCAAGUGACUGGUCUGAUUGAGGGACAGUGGUAUGCCUACCGCGUGAAGGCUUUGAACAGACUGGGUGCCAGCAAACCCUGCAAGGCUACAGAUGAGAUACUGGCUGUUGAUCCUAAAGACCCCCCAGAGAUUCUUCUGGAUGUCAAGUGUCUUGCUGGACUGACCGUCAAAGCUGGAUCUAAGAUCGAGCUUCCAGCUGAUGUUCUUGGAAAGCCCGUACCUAAAGUGAAAUGGACCAAGGGCGAUGUGGUCCUGAAGGGAGACGAUAGGGUCUCUAUUGACGACAAGCCUGGUCACUCCGUCGUUACGAUCAGCAAGACAACAAGAGAGGAUACAGCUACCUACAUCAUUGAAGCCCACAACAGCUGUGGUCGUGCUACUGCAACCAUUGACGUCAACAUUCUAGAUAAGCCUGGUCCUCCAGCUGCGUUUGAUAUAUCUGAGAUCACCAACAAGUCCUGUUUCCUGGCCUGGAACCCUCCCAGAGAUGAUGGAGGUGCAAAGGUCACUAACUACAUUGUGGAGAGUAGAGCCGCAGACAGCGAAAUCUGGCACAAGCUCUCCUCCACUGUCAAAGAGACUAACUACAAGGCCCUCAACCUUACGGCCUUCAAGGAGUACAUCUUCAGAGUGUUCGCUGAGAACCAGUUUGGUAUUGGUGUGCCAGCGGAACAUAUGCCAAUUAUUGCCAGAUAUGCCUUCGAUUCUCCCGGUGCACCAACCAAGCUGGAGCCUUCUGAUAUUGUUAAAGAUGGCCUGACUCUGAAUUGGUAUGAGCCUGAAGAGGAUGGUGGUAGUCCUAUCACUGGAUACUGGGUUGAGAGGUUUGAACCAGAUCAGAACAGAUGGAUCAGAUGCAACAAGAUCCCAAUCAUAGACACCACAUACAGAGUCAAAGGACUACCCACAAGGAAGAAGUAUAAGUUCAGAGUCAUGGCUGAGAAUCUCGCCGGACCUGGAAAAUCAAGCAAGGAAACUGACCAGAUAUUGGUCAAGGAUCCUAUUGAUCCUCCAUGGGCUCCUGGUAAGCCAACCGUAAAAGACGUGGCAAAGACCUCUGCCUUCCUGCAGUGGACCAAGCCUGAGCACGAUGGUGGCGCCAAGAUCGAGGGCUACAUCAUUGAACUCCUGAAGAGUGGAACUGAGCAAUGGGUCCGUGUUUCAGAGGGAAUCAAUAUCCUGGAGCACUCCCUGAGAGGCCUGAUGGACAGACAGGAGUACUCCUUCAGGGUCCUUGCUGUCAACAUCGCUGGGGAGAGUGAGCCCAGCGAUCCUAGCGAUCCAGUUCUGUGCAAGGAGAGACUCAAUCCUCCUACACCCCCACGCUGGAUGAAUGUCAUCACCGUCACCAGGAACAGUGCUGAGCUGAAGUGGACAGUACCAGAGAAGGAUGGUGGUUCACCCAUCACCAACUACAUUGUUGAGAAGAGGGAUGUCAGGCGUAAGGGCUGGCAGACAGUGGACACCACUGUGAAGGAGCUGAAGUACACUGUCACUCCACUUAACGAGGGCUCUCUCUAUGUGUUCCGUGUGGCUGCUGAGAACGCUGUUGGACCCAGUGAAUUCUGUGAACUGGAAGACUCCAUUAUGGCUAAAGAUACUUAUACUACCCCUGGACCACCAUAUAAUCUCUCUGUCAAUGGUGUGUCAAAGAGACAUGUUGACCUGCAAUGGGACGCCCCCAAGAAUGAUGGUGGCAGACCAGUUCUGAGAUACUCCAUUGAGAAGAAGGAGAAACUUGGUACCCGCUGGGUAAAGUGUGGAAAGACCUCAGCUGAUGACUGCAAGUACAGAGUGACAGAUGUCAUUGAAGGAACCGAGGUUCAGUUCCAGGUCCGCGCUGAGAAUGAGGCCGGUGCUGGACAUCCUAGUGAAUCAACAGAAAUCAUUGCUAUUGAAGAUCCAACAGGUGUACCCUCUCCUCCAAUUGAGCUUUAUAUCACUGAAGCCAGCAGAGACCAUUUGUGUAUUGCUUGGAGACCACCAGAGAGAACUGGUGGCAGUGCUGUAACUGGCUACCAUAUUGAGCUGUGUGAGGCUGGUACUGAGAAGUGGAUGAGAAUCAACUCUCGCCCAAUCAAGGAGCUCAAAUACAAAACAGAGGAGGGCAUCACCCCAGAGAAACAAUAUGUCCUGAGAGUCCGUGCCAUCAACUCUGUUGGAGUUAGUGAGCCAUCUGAUAUCUCUGAGAAGGUCUAUGCCAAGGACCCUGACUGCAUCCCAACCCUUGAGUUUCAAACAAAGGACAUUGUGAUUGUUGAGGGAGAGAAGUGGCAUCUCCCCAUCCCAUUCAGAGCAGUACCCAAGCCCAAGAUAACCUGGCACAAAGACGGAAAGGAGCUGAAGGAUGAUGAGAGAAUGAGCUUCAGACAGGAGUACCUCUCCUGUCACCUGGAGAUCGAGAGCUGUCUGCAUUCAGACUCUGGCCAGUACAAGGUCACCCUGGAAAACUCCCUCGGAGCAAGCAGCGGAACAAUUAAUGUUAAAGUUGUUGGCCUGCCCGGUCCCUGCAAAGACAUUGUUGCCAGUGAAAUCACCAAGAGCUCUUGCAAGGUUUCCUGGGAUCCCCCCAACUAUGAUGGUGGUAGCCCUGUUCUCCACUAUGUGCUACAGCGCAGAGAGGCAGGCCGGAGGACCUACGUCAACAUGAUGUCUGGAGAGAACAAGGUCAGCUGGCCUGUCAAGGAUCUGAUCCCCAAUGGAGAGUACUACUUCCAGGUCAAAGCUGUCAACAAGAUUGGUGGCGGGGAGUAUCUUGAGCUCCGCAACCCUGUGAUUGCAGAGGAUCAGAAGCAGAGCCCUGACCCUCCAUUGGAUGUUGAGACCCACAACCCUACUUCCAAGACUAUCACCCUCACGUGGAAACCUCCUAUGUAUGACGGGGGUUGCAAGAUUAUGGGCUACGUUCUGGAGAUGUUGAUGAAGGGUGAUGAGAACUUCACAAGAUGCAACGACUUCCUUGUGCCUGUGCUGUCCUACACAGUGAGGAAUCUCAGGGAGGGAAAACAAUACCAGUUCCGUGUACGAGCUGAGAACGCUGCCGGAGUCAGCGACCCAUCACGCAGCACACCAAUGGUGACGGCUUCUGAUGCUGUCGAAACACCCAAGGUGUUCCUCAGUGGAAGCCUGCAGUCCGGUAUGAGCAUCAAGAGAGGUGCUCAGAUCAGACUGGGCGCCAACAUCUCUGGAUCCCCAUACCCUCAAAUCACAUGGUACAGGAACAACGUUGUCAUUAGACCAGAAGCCAUGAAGAAGAGACCAGAAAAACCCAUUGUUAAGAAGAAGAAGGAGGAAAAGAAGGAAGAACUCCCUGACUACCCAACCCUCCAGGAACGUCUCACCAUCCAUGACAAGAAGAGGGGAGAAUCCUCUUGCAUUGUCAGGGACACCAUCAGGGGUGACCACGGAGUGUACACUAUCAAGGUUGAGAACGACCAUGGUAUUGCCUCUGCAACUUGUGAAGUCAAUGUGCUAGAUGCGCCAGGACCUGCAAUCAACUUCCGGUUUGAGGAGAUCAGGAAGAACUCUGUCAUCUGCAAGUGGGAUCCUCCCAUGGAUGAUGGUGGCAGUGAGAUCCUGAACUACACCUUGGAAAAGAAGGACAACUCCAAGGUGGAGAUCGGAUGGAUCACCGUAACCUCAACGCUCAGGGGAUGUAGAUACCCCGUGACCAAACUGAUAGAGAAGAAGGAGUACAUCUUCCGGGUCACUGCUGAGAACAAGUUUGGUCCUGGACCACCAUGCAUUUCUAAGCCACUUAUUGCCAAGAAUCCAUUCGACCCACCAGAGGGUCCUGGGAAGCCUGAGAUUGAUGGCAUCACAGCCAACUCCAUGCUGGUUAGCUGGGAGGAGCCAAAUGACAUGGGCAGCCCCAUUCUGGGUUACUGGGUCGAGCGGCGUGAGAUCAACAGCACCCACUGGACCAGAGUCAACCGGGUUAUUUUGGAGGAUACAGAACUUAACGUGGAAGGCCUACUGGAAGGUCUGACAUACAUCUUCAGGGUGGCUGCUGAGAACCAAGCUGGGCCUGGGAAGUUCAGCAUCCCGUCUGAUCCUAUGACAUGCCAGGAUCCAAUCUUGCCACCUGGGCCACCGUUCCCAAGAAUCACUGAUACCACUGAGUCUUCCAUCGACGUGGAAUGGGAUCCUCCUGCCUCCAACGGAGGUGGAGACAUCCUGGGAUACCAUGUUGACAAAACCGUAGCAGGCACCAAAGACUGGUCCCGCUCCACAGAGAGACCCUGGAAGACCCGGGCCUUCACUGUGUAUGGAGUCAGAGAAGGAGCCAAGUACCUGGUCCGUGUGAUCGCAGUCAAUGGAGCCGGUGAAGGAACUCCUGGCUUGACCGAAUCAGUCUUUGUCAGAGAUCCUAAAGAGGCUCCAGUGGUGGAGCUGGAUCUCACUGUGAGGAAUGGCGUAAUGAUCAGAGCUGGGGAGCCAUUGAUUCUGCCUGCCCUGGUCACUGGUAGACCUCCUCCAGACAUCAAAUGGACCAAAGAUGACGGUCCACCUGACAAAGACCACGUUGAGAUAGAAAAUGUUGGAAAGGAAAGCAUUCUCAGUAUCAAGGCUGCCACAAGAAAGGAUCCUGGCAAAUACCAGAUCAGUGCCAGGAACAACAGUGGAAUCAAGUCUACAUGGACAAGGGUUGAAGUCAUGGAUGUUCCCGGGCCUGUGCUGGACCUGAAGCCUGUGGUGGUAACCAGGAAGCUGAUGAUUCUAAACUGGUCCGAUCCUGAUGACGAUGGCGGCAGUGAUCUGACCGGCUUCAUCAUUGAGAGAAGGGAUCCCAAGAUGCACACAUGGAGACAGCCCAUAGAGACACCCUCAUCUAAGUGUGAGAUUGUGGGUAUUGUUGAAGGGCAGGAGUACAUCUUCCGGGUCGUAGCGAAGAACAAGUUUGGCUGUGGCCCUCCCGUUGAUUUGGGCCCUAUUGCUGCAGUGGAUCCCAAAGCUCCACCAACUUCACCUGAGAGAUUCCACUACACUGAGAGGACAAAGACUUCCAUCAGCCUUGCCUGGAGACCUCCCCGCAAUGAAGGAGGCAGUCCAAUCUUGGGCUACUUUGUCGAGAAGAAGAAGCACGAUGCCCCAGCAUUUGAGCCUUGUAACACAGAGAUGUGCAAGGACCUCUUCAUGACCGUCGAGAACCUCGAGGAGCUGUUUAUGUAUGAGUUCCGUGUCAAGGCUGUCAAUUUAAUUGGAUCAAGUGAACCUGGAAUUCCACUCACCAUUGUCAUUCAAGAUGAUGAACUUCCUCCUACUGUGAGGAUGUUGAAGACCUUCAAGGGAGAUGCCAUCACUGUCAAGAAGGGAGAGCCUAUUGAAAUCCCUGCUGAGGUGACUGGUCUUCCAAUGCCCAAGGUUGAAUGGUUGAAGGAUGAGGUGAUUAUUGUAGAGCCCACUGAGACUCUGUUGAUGGACACCAAGGAAAUCAACAGAAUGCAGUGCAAUACCAAGCUCAGUAUCCCUGCAGCAGCAAGACUGGACAAAGGCAUCUUUACAGUGAUCGCCUCCAACCGUCUUGGGUCGGCUAGUCACACCAUCAAGGUUAAGGUGUUAGACCGUCCUCUGCCACCUAGGAAUGUGAAUAUUGGUAACAUCAAGGCUGAGUCCUGUCAUCUAACCUGGGACGCACCAGAGGACGAUGGAGGAAGUGAGCUCACUAACUACAUCGUUGAGAAGCUGGACAUUCUUCCUGAGGAGGAACCUGAAGAAGAAUAUGAGGAUGAGGAGGAUGAGGAGCCUAAACCUAAGCCUGAGCCUAGACCCGUUCCUGUAUGGACGGUGAUCACUAACAGCAUCAUUGAGAAACGAUUCGGGGUUUGGAAUCUGGAAACAGGUAGCCAGUGCCAGUUCAGAGUGAGAGCAGAGAACAGGUAUGGACAGAGUGACGCCUGCGAGACAGAGGCCACCGUCAUCAAGGAUCUGUACGGACUCCCUGGUACUCCAGAGAAACCACAGAUCGCAGAGCACACCAGGUCCUCCAUGCUUGUGACAUGGGACCCUCCACGAGACAACGGUGGAUCCACUAUCUCUGGCUACUGGCUGGAGAAGAGGGAGAAAGGUUCGUCUUAUUGGGCUCGGGUUAACAAGGCCCCGGUGACGAAGCGUGCUCCUAAGCGCUGGGAGUUCCAGGUCGUUCGUAUGAUCGAGGGGUCUGCGUAUGAGUUCCGUGUCAUGGCUGUCAAUAUUGCCGGUAUUGGACCCCCCAGUGGACCUUCCGAUCCUGCAUAUGCAGUGGACCCUCUUAUGAAACCCGGCAUGCCAGCACCACCAGAGGUGGCAGACAAAACCAAGCACAGUGUCAGCCUCACAUGGUCUCCACCUGAGAAAGACGGUGGAAGCUCCAUCAAGGGUUACAUCGUUGAGAUCCAGGAUGAAGCCUCUUCUGUUUGGAACAGAAUCACUGAUCUAGAGACUCUGCAUGAGACCACUGAGAUCACUGUCCCAAGUCUCAAAGAGCUGAAACACUACAAGUUCAGAGUCACAGCCGUCAAUGACAUCGGCGAGUCUGACCCAAGUCCCAAGACAGAAGUCCUAAUUGAGGACGUACAUGUGGAGCCGAAGAUCCUUAUCGAUUGUGUUGUGGAAGAUUUGCUGUGCGUCCGGGCUGGUCAUUCCUUCAGAAUUCCUGCCAUUAUCAAAGGGCGUCCCGUUCCUAAGGUGACCUGGGAAUUCACUGGACCAGCAAAGACCCACAAGAAGAAUCGCCUUCAUGUCCUUCCAGUUGACUCAGAGCUUGAAUCUACUGAUACUACCGCAAACAUCACUGUACCUGUGUGCUUGAGAACCCACUCUGGACGAUACACCAUCACAGCCAAGAACAAGGCGGGACAGAAACAUGUCAACGUCAGAGUCAAUGUUCUCGAUGUGCCUGGUGCUCCUAAAGGGCUCAAAGUAACCGACAUCACCAGAGCUACUAUGAGGCUGAUCUGGAAACUGCCUGCUAACGACGGUGGCGAGAGGAUCAAGAGUUACUUCAUUGAGAAGAAGAAUGUGACAGGAAAGGCCUGGACCAUAGUAAACCAGUGCUGUUUCAGCCAGGCCUACGUUGUGGAGGGACUGCUGGAGGGACAGGAGUAUGUGUUCCGUGUGCGGGCAGAGAACCGUCUGGGAAUGGGACCUUUAACUGAGACCACUGAGCCUGCUAGGGCAAGAGACCCCAUCUACAUACCUGAUCCCCCAACCCACGUCAAGGUCAAUCUGGUCACCAAGGAUACAGUGACCCUGACAUGGGUGCCACCUAAGAACAACGGUGGUUCUCCUGUGAAGCACUACAUCAUAGAGCGCUUGAGUUGGGACACCAGCGGCCCGGAGAAGGAGACAUGGAAGCAGUGUAACAAGCGCAACGUUGAGGAAACCAUCUUCAUCAUUGAAGAUCUGAAAAAUGGCGGAGAGUAUGAGUUCCGAGUCAAGGCUGUGAACGAGGCUGGCCCAAGCAGAUCGUCGGCCACCGCUGGACCAAUCAUCAUCAAGGACCAGACAUGUGCUCCUACCAUUGAACUGAAGGAACAGAUGGAAGGUGAAGAGGGACUAGACGUCCAUAUUGUGGCUAGGAUCCAUGGCUGUCCAUUCCCCUCCCUCGUAUGGCAGAAGGCUCCCAUUGCCAAGCCUGAAGACAAGGCUGUAGUGCAAUAUGAUCAGCAUGUCAACAAACGGCUCGUUGAUAACAAAUGUACCCUGCUGAUCCAGCAGUCCAAGAGAGACGACAGCUCCCUUUACACUAUCACUGCUAGCAACAGUCUGGGAAAAGCCUCUAAGGACAUCAAACUCACUGUCCUAGGACGGCCUAGCGUACCAGUCGGGCCGAUUGAAUUCAAAGAGGUGUUUGCCGAGAGGAUAACACUUGCAUGGAAACCACCUAGAGAUGACGGUGGAUCCAAGGUGACAAACUAUGUCAUUGAGAAGCGUGAGGAAAACAGAAAGUCAUGGGUGCACGUUUCCAAUGAUCCCAAAGAAGGUCUCUAUACAGUUCAGAGGCUGACUGAGGGCCAUGAGUAUGAGUUCCGUGUCAUGGCUCAGAACAAAUAUGGAGUUGGCCCACCGCUGUACAGCGAACAUGAGAAAGCAAGGAAUCUCUUCACUGUCCCUGGCCAAGUUGAGAAGCCCUUAGUGGAAGAUGUGACUCUUGAGUCUAUGGUGAUCGUCUGGGGUGAGCCAAAAUACGAUGGUGGAUCUCCAGUUAGUGGUUACUGGCUGGAGCGUAAAGAGACCACGGCUAAGCGCUGGACCAAAGUGAACCGCGCCCCUAUCAGGGUCAUGCCCCUGGGUCAGGAAUAUGAGAUCACUGGUCUGCAGGAGGGAGCAAUCUACCAGUUCCGUGUGACCACAAUCAACGCAGCUGGAAUGGGACUUCCCAGUGUCCCAUCGGAUCCUGUUCUUUCAAGAGACCCUAUUACUCUCCCCGGUCCCCCAACCCCCAAGGUAACAGACUGGACCAAGUCAACAGUGGAUCUGGACUGGAUUCCACCUUUGAUUGAUGGUGGAUCUAAGGUCAUUGGUUACUUUGUUGAAUACAUAGAAGAGGGAAAAGAAGCAGAAAUCGAAAAGCAGAAGGCUAAAGACAAGGAGAUUAGAGGCACUAAGUUUGUUGUGUCUGGACUGAAAGAGCUGGGAAGGUACAAGUUCAGAGUGAGGGCAGUGAAUGCUGCUGGCGUCGGUGAGCCCGGUCAAGUGGCCGAAGUUAUUGAAUGCAAGGACAGAACAAUUGCCCCUGAAGUGGACUUGGAUGCCUCAGUGAAGGAGAAGAUUGUAGUCCAUGCCGGUGCUACCAUCCGCCUCCUGGCCCAUGUGUCAGGCAAGCCAGCACCAGAGAUCACAUGGAGCAGAGAUGACCAGCCUCUACCAGCAGAGGCUAAUGUUGAAACCACUUCAAUCAGCUCUGCUCUGGUUAUCAAAAACUGUAGACGCCAUCACCAGGGUAUAUACACCCUGAGUGCAAAGAAUGAAGGAGGGGAAAGGAAGAAGGCUGUCAUUGUGGAGGUGUUGGAUGUUCCUGGCCCAGUUGGUCAGCCGUUCUCUGGUGUGAACCUCACCAUUGACUCUUGCAAGUUGACCUGGUACUCCCCUGAAGACGACGGUGGCUCAGCCAUCACCAACUACAUAAUUGAGAAGAGAGAGUCUGACCGCAUGGGCUGGACAGCAGUCUCUUACACGGUUACCAGGCACAAUGCUGUUGUCCAGGGUCUCAUCGACGGAAAAGGAUAUUUCUUUAGAAUCGCAGCUGAGAAUAUCAUCGGAAUGGGUCCAUUUAUUGAAUCAGAACGACCAGUUCUCAUCAAAGACCCUAUUUCUGUUCCUGAGCGUCCUGAGGAUCUAGAAAUCACAGCCAUCACCAAAGAUUCCAUCAGUUUGGCCUGGAGACCACCUAAGUACGAUGGUGGUUCUGAGGUUACAUGUUUUGUGCUUGAAGCUCGUCUGAUUGGAAAGGAUAGCUUCACUAAGAUCGAUACUGAUGACACGCUGAUGGAUAGGAAGUUCACAAAGGGAGGUCUCAAAGAGAAUUCCACGUAUGAAUUCCGUGUCAGUGCUGUCAACGUGAUUGGUCAGGGAAAGCACUCUUUCUGCACCAAGCCAAUCCAGGUCAAGGAAGAACUUGAGCCCCCAACGAUCGACUUGGACUUCCGUGACAGACUGGUGGUGCGUGUGGGAGACGUGUGCACCCUCCAGGGCCGCUUCACUGGGAAGCCAGCACCUACAAUAACAUGGACAAAGAACGAGGAAGAGCUGAAAGCAGAUGAGGAGGUCACAAUGACCAACACUAGUAAAACACUGUGCUUGGCUAUGCCCAAGGCUAAACGAGAACACAGCGGCAGAUACCAGGUGGUGGUGGAGAACAUUGUUGGCUUACGUAAAGGAAUUUGCAGUCUCAGUGUUGUUGAUCGCCCCCAGCCUCCAGAGGGCCCAGUGGUCUUCAAUGAGGUCUACAGGAACUACAUGGUGAUUUCUUGGAACCCUCCUCUGGAUGAUGGUGGAUGUGCCAUCUCCAACUACACCAUUGAGAAGAGAGACACAAACAGAGACCUCUGGAUGCCGGUGACAACAGCUUGCACCAGGACAACAUGCAAAGUACCUAAGCUGAUUGAGGGCAGAGAGUACAUCAUCAGAAUCUGUGCUGUGAACAUCCACGGCAUCAGCAACCCACUGCUGUCUGCCGAGACAAAGGCUAAGGAUGUCUUCAAGGUGCCAAAUGCACCCAAACAGCCCAUUGUGCAGGAGAUCUAUAAGGAUCAAGCCCUUCUGACUUGGGAACCACCUGCUGAUGGUGGGAAGCCCAUCACUGGCUAUGUCAUUGAGAGGAAGGAGACCAUGACUAAUAGAUGGACUCGCGCAUCCGGAAAAGACCGCAUCUUCCCCAAAGUGGAGUACUUUGUUCCAGACCUCCUCGAGGGCUGUGAAUAUGAGUUCCGUGUCAUGGCUGAGAACCUUGUGGGUCUCGGUGACCCCAGCCCUCCAUCAAAGCCCAUAUUUGCCAAAGAUCCAAUUGUGCUUCCAAGCCCCCCCGUGCUGCCAGAAGCUGUAGAUUGGACAAAAGAGUCUGUGUCACUGUCUUGGCAGCCACCAAAGGACUGUGGCAGGGGCAAGAUCUUCGGCUAUCUUGUUGAGUUCACUAAAGCUGGAGAGGAGUGGCAGAAGGUGAAUCAGACUCCUGAUUCUUGCCAAAAAACCAAGUUCAAGGUCAUUAACCUGGAAGAGGGAGAAUAUUACAGAUUCAGAGUAACUGCUGUGAACUUUGCUGGUGAAUCUGAACCUGCAUACACCACAGAUCCAGUGAAGGCAGAAGACAGACUUGAACAUCCUGAAUUGGAUGUUGAACUGGGUAUGCCUCGUGAGUUGAAAGCCAUGGCCGGAACCCAUAUCAAUCUAAUUGCUGGAAUCAAGGGAAUUCCAUUCCCCAAAGUCACAUGGAAGAAGAACGACGAAGACGUCCCCACAAGAGUUGACAUUGAGAUCAAUCCGCUAGGAUCCAAAUUGGAGAUGCGCUACUGUGUCCGUUCUGACUGUGGUGACUACACUCUGAACAUUGAAAACUCAUCUGGUUCGAAGACUGCCACAUGCACAGUCCUCGUCCUGGACAAACCUGGUCCAAUCCAGCACCUGAGGGUUUCAGAGGUGAGAAGCGAUUCAGCCUAUCUCUCCUGGAAAGACCCAGAGGACAAUGGAGGAGCACGUCUUACCAACUUUGUUGUGGAGAAGAAAGAUGUGGCAGCCGCACAGUGGGUGCCAGUGUGCUCUUCGUCUAAGAAACGAAGCAUGAUGGCCAAGCACUUGAUGGAAGGAACAUCGUAUUUGUUCCGCGUUGCUGCUGAGAAUCAGUUCGGCAGAAGUGAAUACAUUGAAACAACCAAAGCCGUCAAAGCCAUGAAUCCACUGUUCCCACCUGGUCCACCAAAGGACUUGCACCAUGUAGAUGUCGACAAGACGGAGGUCUGGCUUGUGUGGAACUGGCCUGACCGCAACGGAGGUAGCAACAUCAUAGGUUUCCUGGUUGAGUACCAAGAGGAAGGAGAGAGAGAGUGGGAUGAAUGGAACACAGUCAGCAUCCCUGAGAGCCACAUUAGUGGCCUCGAGGAAGGAAAGACUUACAGAUUCCGUGUGAGAGCGGAGAACGCUAUCGGACUGAGUAGACCAGACACCACUGUCCCCGUCCUCUGCCAGGAGAAGCUUGUGGCUCCAAUCGUUGAAGUUGAGGCCAAGCUGAUCGAAGGGAUCAUUGUAAAAUGUGGAAGCACUAUCAGACUCCCUGCGAUCAUGAGAGGCAUCCCUGCGCCUACUGCCAAAUGGUCCAUUGACGGAGCAGAAAUUGUACCCGAAGGCGCAGUUAAGAUUGAGAGUGACAACUAUUCAACAGUUCUCAGCAUCAAUGAGUGUAUGAGAACCAACAGUGGAACCUAUAUUCUCACAGUUUCCAACCCUGCAGGAACCAAGACUCUGGCUUUGAAUGUGACCGUUCUUGAUGUGCCCGCUGCUCCCAUUGGACCAGUCAAUGUCCUUGAGGUUACUCCUGAGUACAUGCUUAUUGACUGGCGUACUCCAAAGGAUGAUGGUGGAAGCCCUGUAACAGGUUACAUUGUUGAGAAGAGAGAGGCGAAGAAGGAAACCUGGGGAGGUGUGAGCUCUGGUAGCACAGCUACAAAGCUUAAGAUCCCUCGUUUGCAGAGCGGUGUUGAAUAUGUUGUGCGUAUCCGUGCAGAGAACAAAAUGGGUAUCGGCGCUCCUCUUGAAAGUGCACCAACUGUCGCCCAACACACGUUUGAAGCCCCUGGCCAUCCAGGCAAACCAAACACAUGGGACAUUGCAGAAGAUGCUCUCACAGUUGGGUGGACCAUGCCAUUGUUUGAUGGAGGCAGUCAAAUCACUGGAUAUAUAGUUGAGCGUAGACACAAAGGCGGUAAAUGGAUCCGUGUCAACACGACACCCUGUAAGGAUCUCAGAAUCAGAGUACUUGGUCUCUUUGAGGGAAAUGAGUAUGAGUUUAGAGUUUUCGCUGAAAAUAUUGCUGGUUUCAGUGGACCUUCUCCCAUAUCAGACCCAGCAAAACCCUGUCGUCAAAUUAAAGCUCCUGGACCUCCAGUUAACCCCAGAAUCAAGGACUACAGUAAGGAAAAUGCAGACCUAGUCUGGAUUAAGCCCAACAAAGAUGGAGGCAGUCCAAUCAUGGGCUACAUUAUUGAAAUGCAGAAAGCUGGCGGAGAAUGGGAGAUCAUCAACAAGGAUGGUCACAUUAAGCAGUGUGCUUACAGAGUUAAAGGCCUUGAAGAACACUCAGAGUACAGGUUCCGCAUUAGUGCUGUAAAUAUGAUUGGAGUUGGAGAGCCUAGAGAAUGCCUUGGAUCGGUGGUUGCCAAAGACAUCAUGAUACCUCCAGAGAUCGAGAUGGAUGCCUCAAGCCGUGAGCGUUUGACUGUCCGAGUUGGACAUAACAUCAACAUCAUCGGUUACGUGAAUGCCAGACCCGAUCCAGAGAUUAUCUGGAAAAAGGGUGAUGAUGUUUUGGAAACCGCCAAGCACACAACACUAACUCAGAACUUGCCUGUUGUUCAACUGAGAAUCAAAGAGGCAACCAGAGCAGACCAUGGAAAGUAUGUUUUGAAGGCUAACAACUACAGUGGUGAAGCCGAAGCUACAAUAACUGUGAAUGUGUUGGAUAGACCUGGACACUGUCAGAAUCUGAAGGCCACCUAUGUGACCAAAGACUCUUGUAUGGUGUCCUGGGAGAACCCUGUAGAUAACGGAGGCUCUGAGAUUACAAACUACAUUGUUGAGUGCCGUGAACCCAGUGUGAGGCUUUGGUCAAUGAUCUCAUCUGACUGCACUAACCGCAUGGUUAAAGCCAAACUCAUGGAGGGCCACGAGUAUUUCUUCCGUGUUUGUGCUGCGAACAAAUGCGGCCCUGGGCCCACAGUAGAGACAAAACAACCAACCCUUGCCAUCGAUCCCAUUAACAUGCCUGGUGAGCCAGAGAACUUCCACGUAACCGACGUGGGUAAGAACUUUGUCUUCUUGAAAUGGAGGAGGCCAGACUAUGAUGGUGGAAGCCCCAACAUUGGUUACGCUUUGGAGAGCAAAGAAGCAGGAGCGGCAGAAUGGGUGCCAAUACACGAGGAUCUGAUUACAAGUACUUACUUCAUGGCUGACAAGUGUGUGGAAAAACAAACCUAUCAGUUCAGAGUGCAGACAUGCAAUGAAGGUGGAGAAAGUGACUGGGUGAAGACUGGUGAUGUACUUGUUAAAGAGGAGAUCCAGAAACCAGUGCUUGAUAUAAAGUUAGCUGGAGCCCUUGUGGUUAAAGCUGGAGAGUCUAUCAGAAUUGAGGCUGGACUCAGAGGAAAGCCUCAACCAGAGGUGAAGUGGGUGAAGGACAGGGCCACAGGAGAUAACCCCAGAGUUAGUAUUGAAACGGGCACAGAUUACUCUAAAUUCCUUUUGACCAAAUCCAAACGUACAGACACCGGAAAAUAUGUUGUUACUGCCACAAACUCUGCUGGAACCUUCACUGGAUACGCAGUUGUUAAUGUCUUGGAUGUCCCAGGGCCUGUGAGAGACGUGAAGGUGUCUGGAAUCGGAGUAGACAAAUGUAGAGUUGCAUGGGAUCUCCCAGAAGAUGAAGGUGGAUGUGAAGUUGAUAGCUAUAUCAUUGAGAAAUGUGAGACAAGAAGAAUGGUCUGGUCCACAUACUCUGCUUCACUUGUCACCAACUAUUGCAAUGUUACCCGACUAGUAGAAGGAAAUGAGUACAUCUUCCGCAUCAGAGCAGAAAACAAGAUGGGGACAGGUCCCGCAGUGGAGAGUAAACCUGUCACAGCUAGGACUCAGUUCAACAGACCUGGACCACCAGAAUCACCAGAGAUAACCAAGAUCGGCAAGGAGGAAAUGACAGUCGUAUGGGCCCCACCAGAGAAUGAUGGUGGAAAGUCUAUCACUGGUUAUAUCCUGGAAAGGAAAGAAAAGCGCGCUGUCAAAUGGGUGCCAUGCACAAAGAGUACCAUCUCUGAGAGACGCAUGAAAGUCAGCAACUUGAUUCCCAACCACGACUAUCAGUUCCGUGUCAAGGCUGAAAAUGAAGUUGGACUGGGAGAGCCAAGCAAACCAUGCAGACCAGUAGCAGCCAAAGAUCCAAUUGAGACUCCUGGUCCUCCAGGCAGUUUCAAGGUAAUUGACAGCACCAAGACGUCCAUUACUCUUGGGUGGGCCAAGCCUAUCUAUGAUGGAGGUGCUCCUAUCAUUGGAUACAUGGUUGAAAUGAGAGACAAACUUGAACCUAAACAGGAAGUGAUUGAAGCUGAAGCUGAGAAAGAAGAGGGCUGGAAGAAGUGCAACACCGGUGCUGGUGUGCUGGUGCACACAGAAUUCACCAUUCCAAACUUGAAUGAGAAGCAGAUGUAUGAAUUCAGAGUCUCUGCACAGAACCAGGUCGGCUGGGGUCGUCCUGCUACGCUCAAAGAGGCUGUCAAUCCCAAGGAGGUCCUCGAAGCACCAGAGAUUGACUUGGAUGCCAGUCUAAGGAAGGGCUUCAUUGUUAGAGCAGGCUGCCCCAUCAGGCUCUUCGCUACUAUCAGAGGAAGACCAUCCCCCAAAGUCACCUGGAAGAAGCUCGGUGUUGAUAACGUCGCCAGGAGAGGGCACGUAGAUCAGAUUGAUACUAUGUCCUUCCUUGUGAUCCCUGAGAGCACUCGGGACGACUCCGGCAGAUACUCUCUCACACUCUCCAACUCCGCUGGGGAGAAAGCUAUAUUUGUCCGUGUUAAAGUAUUGGAUACUCCUGGACCUGUGGGAGGAUUUGAGGUCUGUGAUGUGACAAGCACCGGUUGUCAGCUGUCUUGGCUCCCUCCAGAUAAUGAUGGUGGCUGUCAAAUCCAGAACUACAUUGUUGAGAAACGUGAACUCGAAAAGAAGACUUGGUCAAAUUGUAUCAACGACUUGAAGAAAACAAGCUUCAGAGUCACCGGCCUCACACCUGGCUGUGACUACUACUUUAGAGUUAUGGCAGUCAAUAAAUAUGGCAUUGGUGUUCCUAAAGACUCUCCAAAAGCCUACCUGACAACUGAUCCUAUAAGUGAACCUGAUCCACCCAAGAAGAUGGAUGUCUUGGAAGUGACAAAGAACAGUGCCACUCUGGGAUGGCUGAAACCUUUGAGGGAUGGUGGAGCUAAGAUCAAUGGCUACAUGGUUGAUUACAAAGAGGAUGGCGAACCUGAAGACAAAUGGACACCAUAUUCCGUUGUUAAAGACUUAACCAUUGUAGUCGUUGGACUUAAAGAGGGCACAAAGUACAAGUUCAGGGUUGCAGCAAGAAACGUGGCUGGAACCAGUCUGGCAAGAGAAGCUGAGGGAGUAUUUCAGGUCAAGGAGCAGCUGAUGGCACCAAAGAUCAUCAUGCCUGAUAGUGUCACAGUAAAGGCAGGAGAGAAAAUGAGAGUUGACGCUAUUGUGGCUGGAAAACCUACACCAUUCUGCAAAUGGAGGCAAGGAGCCGAUGAUCUGUUGACAUCUGAUCGUCUCAUGGUGCAAAAGUCUCCAAACUGCAUUUCACUAAUCAUGAAAGACGUCUCGAGAAAGGACAGUGGUUAUUUCAGUCUUUCUGCUGAGAACAGCACCGCCAAAAUAAGCCAGAUCCUUAGAGUCAUAGUACAGGAUAAGCCUGGGCCUCCUGAUGCUCCCCUGGAGAUCGCUGAGCUUGAUAUUGAUGCCUGCACACUUCAGUGGAACCAACCCAGUGAGGAUGGUGGAAGCAACAUCACUAACUACAUCAUUGAGAAGUGUGAUGUGAGCAGAGGAGACUGGGUCACAGCUUCUGGCUCAUGCACUACAACCAGCUACAGAGUUGGCAAGCUUACCCCUGGAAUGGAGUAUGGCUUCCGUGUCCGAGCUGAGAACAGAUUUGGCAUCUCGGAGCCAAUCUAUUCAGAAAAAAUUAUCGCUAGAUAUCCCUUCGAUGUCCCAGGCGAGCCCAGAAAUCUGUGUAUCACGAAAGUUAAGAGUGAAGCAGUGUCUCUGUCCUACGAGACCCCAUCAACUGACGGUGGCAGUCCUCUUACCGGAUACUGCAUUGAGCGUAAAGAGAGGAACAGCCUUCUCUGGGUAAGAGCAAAUGAGUCCGUUGUCCGCGGACUUGAAUACAACUGCACAGGCUUAAUGGAAGGUCUGGAAUAUGCAUUCAGGGUGUCUGCCCUCAACAAGGCCGGCCAGGGUAAACCAAGCAAACAGACUGACUGGGUCACAGCAAGAACACCCAUCGAUCCACCUGGGAAACCUGAGGUAAUGGAUGUGACAAAGAGCACUGUUUCACUUGUUUGGACUCGCCCCCAAAAUGAUGGAGGCAGCAAGCUCAUUGGAUACUAUGUGGAGUACAUGAAGAUUGGUCAAGAAGUAGAGAAAUGGGUUCGCUGCAAUGCCAACUGCCAGAACGUCAAAGCAGAAGACUAUGUUGUAACUGGCCUGGAGGAGGGAGCCCAGUAUCACUUCAGAGUUUUCGCCAAGUCAGCAAUCAACAUCAGCUUGCCUUCUCAGAUCUCAGAUGCCAUUCCAGUGUUUGCAGAGAAUGUUCCCCCCAGGGUCGAGCUGGGAGUGGACAUGAAGAACAUGAUCAUAGUGAAGGCUGGAGAAAAUGUCUCCUUUGAUGCAGUAGUGUUUGGAAAACCACUGCCCAAGGUUACAUGGAAGAGAAAUGGUGUUCCAUUGAAACUGGUUGAUGGGAUGAAGAUGACACAGAAGAGACACACACACAUUCUGGAAUUGUUCUCUGUAGCAAGGAAGGAGUCUGGAGAGUACACUAUUUUAGCUGAAAACCCCAAUGGCACUAAAUGUGCCAAUAUUAAGCUCAAGGUUCUAGACAAACCCGGCCCACCAGCCGGAGUGAAAGUCACCAAGGUGUUUGCGGACCGUAUUAAGAUGAGGUGGGAGCCACCUAUUGCAGAUGGAGGCUCUGAAAUCAUCAACUACAUCAUUGACAAACGUGAAACCAGCAGAGCGAACUGGGCUCUGGUCACCUCCAAUAUCAAUGGUCAACUGACCGAUUGCACAGUAGAUAAACUCAUGCAGGACCAUGAAUACCAGUUCAGGGUCAGUGCUGAGAACCAGUAUGGUAUUGGAGACCCCAUCCUCACUGACCCUGUCAUGGUCAAGAAUCCAUAUGAUGUUCCUGGUCCUAGUGAGCCACCAGUUAUUACCAACAUUACAGCCAAUUCUAUGACUGUCAGCUGGAAAGCGCCUGCUGAUGAUGGUAAAGCUACCAUUCUGGGUUACAUGGUUGAGAAACGUGAAGCGUCAGAGCUCAACUGGGCUAAAGUCAACCGUAAACCAGUGAUUGACAGGAGCAUAAAAGCUGCCCAGCUCUCAGAGGAAUCUGAGUAUGAGUUCAGAGUGAUUGCCAUGAACAAAGCUGGAUUUGGCAAACCAAGUGAUGCAUCCAAUGCUGCCCUUGCCGUGGAUCCUGUGUAUCCACCUGCACCACCUGCUUUCCCUAAAGUUGUCGACUCAACACACAGCACCAUUAGCUUGUCUUGGACCAAGCCUGCUUACGAUGGUGGUUGUGAAAUCUUUGGCUACCUUGUCGAGUGCAAGAGAGCUGAUGCAGCAGACUGGACGAAGUGCAAUGUGCCCAAAAAUCUGCAAGAAACCAAGUUCCUGGUUACUGGUCUCAUUGAUAAAACAGAAUAUGUGUUCCGUGUCUUUGCUGUGAACAAGAUUGGAUACAGCGAGCCAAGUGAAGUUCCUGGGAAACACGAGGCCAAAGACAUCCUGAUUGCCGCUGAUGCUGAGCUGGAUGCUGACCUUCGCAAGGUACUGGUCCUGAGAGCCGGAGUCACAAUGAGACUCUAUGUGCCACUGAUAGGACGUCCCCCACCCAAGGUGGUGUGGACCAAGGUCAAUGCCAACCUCAAAGAACGAGCAGGAAUCAUGAUCAAAACGUCUGAAUGGGAUACCCUUAUGUACAUUGAGGAUAUCAACAGAUAUGAUGCUGGCAAAUACAUUUUGUCGCUUGAAAACGACAGUGGAAAGAAGUCUUACACUAUCGUCGUGAAGGUCCUAGAUACUCCUGGUCCACCACUGAAUCUAAUUGUGAAGGAAACAUCUCUGAACCAUGCAUCCAUCGGCUGGGAUCCUCCUCUGAUUGAUGGAGGAAGCCCAGUGAAGAGUUACAUUGUUGAGAAGCGUCUUGCAGAGAGAAAGGCGUGGUCCUGUGUCAUAGCCAAAUGCCCCAAAUCUACUUUCAGGAUUCCUAACUUGGAAGCUGGACAAGCCUACUGUUUCAGAGUCUUGGCUGAAAAUAACUAUGGUAUAGGAGAAGGUUGUGAGACUGCCGGAGUUGUAAGAGCUUCAGAACUACCUGGAGCAGUUAUAGAUUUUAAGGCACUGUCGAUCACUAAAGAUUCCAUUCAUAUUGGCUGGAAAAAGCCAAUCAGUGAUGGUGGAAGUCACAUCAGUGCUUAUCUUCUGGAGCUUCAGGAAGGUGAAGAGAAGUAUACGGAACUAGUGAAAGGAAAGGUCAUGUCACAUAUGAUGGUUGAACUUAAAGAAGGAAAGGAGUACUCUUACAGAGUGAAAGCAAUCAAUGAGUCUGGAGAGGGACCACCUUCGGAGCUCACUGUGAUCGCUAAAGAUCAAACCAUCGCACCUGAUUGUGACUUGAGUGGCAUCCCAGAUCUGUGUUAUGUUGCCAAGGAGGGAAGCACAGUCCGUAUCAACGUCCCUAUUGUUGGCAAACCAGCUCCUUCAGCCAUCUGGAAGAAGGGACAUGUUUCUCUGGGAGACAGUGGAAGAAUGUCAGUUGAAUCUACACCUACUUUGACAACUUUGCUCAUCCGUGAUUGCCAGAAAGGUGAUGCGGAAAAUUAUACAAUCCUGCUAAGAAACACUGCAGGAGUCAAAGAAGCAAAGAUGCAGAUAAAGGUGGUUGGAAAACCAGGAAUCCCAACAGGACCAUUCAAGUUUGAUGAAAUCACUGCCGAUGGAAUCACUCUGGAGUGGGGUCCACCAAAGGAUGAUGGUGGGACUGAAAUAUCCAACUACAUUCUGGAGAAGCGGCAAUCAACGGCCAACAAGUGGGCUACUGUGGCAUCUGCGAUCCAGAAGAAUACUAUGAGAGUUACCAGGCUCCAUGAUGGUACUGAAUACAUCUUCAGAGUGUUCGCAGAAAACAAAUAUGGAGUUGGAGAAUGCCUCAAAUCUGACCCAGUGGUGGCUCAGCAUCCAUUCAAUGUGCCUGAUGCACCUGCACCACCAGAGAUUGUGAGCAUUCGCCAUGAGUCGGCCAUUUUAAAUUGGACUGAACCUAAAGAAAAUGGAGGCUCACCAAUCACUGGCUAUCAUGUCGAAUUCAAAGAAAGGAACAGCUUGAUGUGGAAGAGAGCCACUAAGACCCCUAUUAGGGUAAAGGACUGCAGAGUGACUGGACUGAUUGAAGGCCUGGAGUAUGAAUUCAGAGUCAUGGCAAUGAAUGCGGCCGGUUUAGGAAGGCCAAGCAGGGCAACAGAACCAGUCAUCGCCCUUGAUCCAAUUGAUCCUCCUGGUAAGCCUGAUGUCAUCAAUGUAACCAGAAGCACUGUAACACUUAUGUGGACUGCACCCAAGUACGAUGGUGGACACAAACUGACUGGCUACCUGGUUGAGAAACUGGAAUUGCCAGGAAAGACAUGGAUGAAAGCAAAUCAUAUCAAUGUCCAAGGCCUUGCGUUUACUGUGCAAGACCUGACAGAAGGCAGCAGCAUGGAAUUCAGAAUCAGAGCUAAGAAUGCAGCUGGUGCAAUCAGUGUUCCUUCAGAGCAAACUGAUACCCUUAUCUGCAAAGAUGAGUAUGAACCACCAAGCAUCUCUAUCGAUCCAGACAUGAAGGAAGGUGUCUCUGUCAGAGCUGGGGACACCAUUGUGGUAUCUGCUUCCAAGAUCCUUGGCAAACCUCCACCUACAGCUGUGUGGUCCAAGGCAGGAAGAGAAUUCAAGACCUCAGAUAUUGUCCAAAUCACAAGCACUCCAACUACUUCAACGUUGUCUAUUAAAUAUGCCAGCAGGAAGAACACUGGAGAGUACACAAUUACAGCCAGCAAUCCUUUCGGUAUCAGAGAAGAACAUGUUAAGGUCAAGGUUCUUGAUAUCCCUGGACCUCCAGGCCCCAUUGAAGCUAGCAGUGUGUCAGCUGAGAAGUGCACAUUGACAUGGUUGCCACCAGAAGAGGAUGGUGGCUGCGCAAUCAAAUCCUACACACUGGAGAAGAGAGAAACAAGCCGUCUUCUCUGGACCAAACUUGCUGAAAAUAUCUUUGAUUGCAGAUUUGUUGCAAACAAGCUUAUCAAGGGCAAUGAGUACAUCUUCCGUGUGUCUGCAGUGAACCAGUAUGGCACUGGUGAUGGAACACAAUCCGGCCCAGUCAAAAUGGUUGACAGCUUUGGCCCACCAGGCCCACCCGGAGUCCCAGAGAUUGACAAUGUCAGCAGGAACGCUGUCACCAUUUUCUGGAAGAGGCCAAUUAAAGAUGGCGGAAGCGAUAUUAGAGGUUAUCAGGUUGAGAGGAAAGAGAGAAGAGGAAUGAGAUGGGUGAGAGCAUCGAAGAAAACGGUCUCUGACCUACGUUACAAAGUACAAGGACUCACAGAAGGUGUUCAAUAUGAAUUCAGAGUAACUGCAGAGAACAAAGCUGGCUUUGGGGAACCAAGUGGACCAUCUGCCCAUGUAAUGACAAAGGAUAUUGUAUAUCCACCAGGACCUCCUUCCAACCCAAGAAUUACUGACACCACCAAGACAACAGCCACAUUCAACUGGGGUAAACCCCACUAUGAUGGCGGCCUGGAUGUAGCAGGAUACAUUGUUGAGCACAAAAAGGAAGGACAUGACGAUUGGGUCACAGACGUCUCAAGACUGAGAAGUACAGAAUAUGUUGUCUCAGACCUGAAGGCAGGUGGGAACUACUAUUUCAGAGUCACAGCCAUGAAUACAGAAGGAGUUGGUGAACCAGCAGAGGUUGAAGAAAUUGUUGAACUUGGGGACCGUGAGACACUUCCUGACUAUGAGCUUGACGCUGAGUAUAGAAAAACCCUUGUUGUUAGGGUCCGUGGAUCCAUUCGUAUCUUCGUACCAAUUAAAGGACGUCCAGUUCCUGAAGUAACCUGGAUGAAAGAUGCCGCCAUUCUUGGUAAAGGUGGCCGUGAACACAUUGAUAUUACAGAGUCGUAUACUCUCCUGGUUAUCCCUGACUGCACAAGAUAUGAUGCCGGAAAAUACAUGCUGUCAUUAGAAAACGUUGCUGGUAAGAGAGAUGGAUUCGUUAAUGUCAGAGUACUGGAUUCACCAGGACCACCUGUGAACUUGAUACCACGUGAAAUCACCAAAACAAGCAUCACUAUGCAGUGGGAAAUCCCCAUCAUUGAUGGUGGAUCAAAGAUCAUUAACUAUGUCAUUGAGAAGCGAGAAGCCACAAGAAAAGCGUACACAGUAAUCAGUACAACCUGGCAGAAAUGUUCCUUCAAGUAUGACAACUUGGAUGAAGGCUCUGAAUAUUACUUCCGGGUAUCCGCUGAAAAUGAACUGGGCGUCGGCGAGCCAGCAGAGACACCUGAGACAAUCAGAGCAUCUCAAGCACCCACUGCCCCUGAAAAUCUGUAUGUCACUGACGUAUCAGUGGACACCGCAAGCCUUGCAUGGACGAAGCCAAAACAUGAUGGCGGCAGUAGGAUUACUGGAUACGUUAUUGAAGCACAGAAGAAGGACACAGAGACAUGGACCCAUGUGAGAACUGUAAAAGCUCUUGACUACACAGCCACAGAUCUCAUUGAAAAUAUGGAGUAUGUGUUCCGCAUCAUGGCAGUAAACAGCUCUGGCAGAAGUAACCCACGUGAAAGCAGACCUGCUAUCAUUAGAGAACAAACAGCAGCACCUGUGUUUGACCUGCGUGGAGUCUACCAGUCCUUGGUCAUUGCUAAAGCUGGUGAUAACGUGAAGGUUGAAAUUCCUGUUCUGGGUCGCCCCAGACCAGCAGUUUCAUGGAAGAGAGGUGAGGACACACUUAAACAGACACAGAGAAUCAACACUGAUACUACUGCAACUUCAACUACUCUCCACAUCAAUGAGAUCAAAAGGACCGAUGGUGGUACAUUUUCGAUGACCGGCAAGAAUAUACUUGGAACAACGACAGAGACAAUUACUGUUGAAGUCCACGAUAUUCCAGGACCCCCUACUGGACCAAUUAAGCUUGAAGAAGUUUCAUGUGACUACAUUCUCAUGUCAUGGGAAGGUCCGGAGAAUGAUGGUGGCGUACCCAUUAACAAUUACAUUGUUGAAGCUAGAGAAACCACAGGCACAUCAUGGGUUGAAUUAGCAGCAACAGUUAUCCGUACGACAUUCAAAGCUGCCCGUCUCACAACAGGAAUCACAUAUCAGUUCCGUGUUAAAGCCCAGAACAGGUAUGGCAUUGGACCCUGUAUAGUCUCAGAACAAGUGGUUGCUGCUUAUCCAUUCGAUGUGCCAGGACAACCAGGCAUUCCUGAAAUCGUCCACUUCAACAAGGAUUCCAUGACUAUUAGCUGGGAUGAACCAGCGUCCGAUGGUGGAAGCCCCAUUUUGGGAUAUCACAUUGAAAGGAAAGAGAAGAACAGUAUCCUAUGGCAGAAAAUCAGCAAAGCACUUGUAGCGGGGAACAUGUUCAAAUCAACAGGCUUGGUGGAUGGAAUUGCCUAUGAGUACCGUGUUAUUGCUGAAAACAUGGCUGGUUUGAGCAGGGCAAGCAAGCAUUCUGAGACUACAUUUGCUCUGGAUCCAGUGGACCCACCUGGCCAACCAGUGGCAUUGAAUGUAACCAGACAUGAGGUGACUCUUCAGUGGACAAAACCUGAAGGUGAUGGAGGAUUCUCAAUAACUGGGUACCAAGUAGAAAAGAGAGAACUCCCAGACGGACGCUGGCUUAAGGCCAACUAUAGCAACGUCCUUGAGACAACAUUCACUAUUAGCGGGCUCACAGAGGAUGCUACUUAUGAGUUCCAUGUUUUGGCAAGAAACUCAGCUGGCGCUCUCAGUAAGCCAUCUCUACCAUCAGAGGAAAUCACUUGCAGAGAUGACAUUGAAGAGCCCAAACUUGAAGUUGAUACAAUCUAUAAUAGUACUGUGGUUGUGAAAGCAGGAGAUGUCUUCAAACUUGCUGCCAACGUAACAGGCAGACCAAUCCCAACACUGCUAUGGACCAAAGACGGGAAGGAACUUGAAGAUACGGCAAAGUUGGAAAUCAAACUCUAUGACUUUUCUACAACAUUAGUCAACAAAGAUUCGCUAAGAAGGUGCGGCGGCACAUUCACUUUAACUGCCAGCAAUCCUGGUGGUUUUGCAAAGCAUACCUUCAAUGUUAAGGUUCUUGAUAGACCUGGACCUCCAGAUGGUCCACUUGCUGUAACAGAUGUCACUGCUGAGAAAUGUAUCCUGUCAUGGUUGCCACCAUCACAUGAUGGUGGUGCAAAGAUUCUACAUUACAUCAUUGAGAAACGUGAAACAAGUAGACUUGCUUGGACAAAUGUAGCGUCAGACUUACAAGUGAACCGGUUUAAGGUUACCAAGUUGUUGAAGGGUAAUGAAUAUAUCUUCCGAGUUAUGGCUGUCAACAUAUAUGGAACUGGAGAGCCCCUUGAGUCCAAUCCAAUGGUUUCUACAAAUCCAUAUGUGCCAGCUGAUGCUCCAACAACACCUGAGGUGACGACCAUCACAAAGAACACCAUGGUUGUCUGCUGGGAACGCCCUGAACACGACGGUGGAAGCAGCAUUUUCAACUAUGUUGUUGAAAGGAGAGACAAAACUGGUCUUCGCUGGGUUAAAUGCAACAAGAGGACUGUAACUGACCUGAGGUACAAAGUAUCGGGGCUCACACCAGGGCAUGAAUACGAAUUCAGAAUCAUUGCAGAAAACAAUGCUGGUUUAGGUACACCAAGUCCUUCAAGUGAAUUCUACAAAGCAGUAGACACAAUCUUCCAACCUGGACCACCUGGAAAUCAAAGAGUCUUGGACACAACCAAGUCAUCCAUUACAGUUGCAUGGAACAAACCUGUAUACGAUGGUGGUUCUGAUAUCAUUGGUUACAUUGUGGAGACCUGUCUACCUGAGGAAGAUGAAUGGACAAUUCAAACCCCUAAGAAGGGAUUAGUUGGUACGUCAUUUACCAUCACUAACCUGGUAGAAAACCAAGAUUAUAAAAUCAACAUUUGUGCAAUUAACUGUGAAGGGGUUGGAGAGCCAGCACAAGUGCCUGGCACACCAAUUGCAGAGGAUAGGCUGCUUCCUCCUGAAAUUGACCUUGGUGCAGAGCUUCGUAAGGUUGUCUGCGUUAGAGCUUGUGGCACAUUGAGACUCUUUGUACCUAUUAAAGGAAGACCAGCUCCUGAGGCCAAGUGGUCCAGAGAAAAUGGAGAGCCUGUUACGAGAGCAACAAUCGACACCACAUCAUCAUUUACUGCUCUUAUGGUGGAAAAUGUUGACAGAUUUGACAGUGGAAAGUACAUGUUGACAGUGGAAAACGCCUCAGGAAGCAAAACAGCAUAUGUGAAUGUCAGAGUGCUGGACACACCUGGAGCACCACAAAGCCUCAUAAUCAGAGAGGUCACCAGAGACUCAGUAUCACUCAUGUGGGACGCACCCCUUAUUGACGGUGGCUCCAGAAUUAGAAACUACGUUGUGGAGAAACGUGAAUCAACAAGAAAAGCUUACGCCACAGUUUGUGCUCAAUGCGUUAAAUCCAGCUGGAAAAUUGGUGGCCUGGAGGAAGGAAAUACAUAUUUCUUCAGAAUUCUGGCAGAGAAUGAAUUUGGCAUUGGCCUUCCAAUAGAGACUCCUGAGGCAAUCAGAGUAUCUGAGAAGCCACUUCCACCAGGCAAAGUAACUCUUGUUGAUGUUACAGGCACCAGUGUCUCUCUGUCUUGGGAAAAACCAGAUCAUGAUGGAGGAAGCAGAAUCUCAGGAUAUAUUGUUGAAAUGCAGGGCAAAGACAGUGAAACUUGGACCCAGUGUGCAGUUGCAAAAAUCACACAGGCUAUUGUUCUUGGACUGACACAGGGUGAAGAAUAUAUGUUCCGUGUGUCAGCACAUAAUGAAAAAGGAACCAGUGAUCCUCGUCUACUUAGUGUAUCUGUGGUAGCCAAAGAUCUUGUCAUUGUGCCAGUAUUCAAGCUGCUGUUUACCACAUUCAGUGUAUUGGCAGGAGACGAUCUCAAGAUAGAUUUGCCUUAUUCUGCUCGUCCCAAAGCAGUUGUGACCUGGCUCAAGGAUGGUGUUGCACUCAAAGAAACAACCAGAGUCAAUGCUGAUGCCACUGAUACACAUUUGUAUCUUGUGGUCAAGGAAGCCAGUAGGGAAGAUGUGGGCAAGUACACCAUCAAACUUGUAAACACAGCUGGUGAAGCAACAGUGGACAUUGGGGUUGUUGUUCUUGAUAAACCUGGUCCUCCGACUGGCCCAAUCACUCUUGAUGAAGUCACUUCUGACAGUGUGGUACUGUCCUGGAACCCACCUACAUAUGUGGGUGGUUGUGCCAUUAACAACUAUGUAGUAGAAAAGAGGGAAACCACCUCCACAAAUUGGCAGAUUGUGUCUGCAACAGUUGCAAGAACCACCAUUAAAGCAGCUCGGUUGAAGACUGGCUGUGAAUAUCAGUUCAGGAUUGCUGCUGAGAACAGAUAUGGAAAGAGUCCAGUACUUAUAUCAGAAAAUAUUGUUGCUCAAUAUCCAUUCAAUCUCCCAAGCGCUCCAGGAACCCCAGUUAUACAAUCAUCUACAAAGGACAGCAUGGUUAUUGUAUGGGAGAAGCCUGGUAGUGAUGGUGGGAGCAAGAUUUUGGGAUAUCACCUUGAGAGUAAGGAGAGAAACAGCCUCCUCUGGGUGAAACAAAACAAACAGCUGAUCCCAGACUCAAGGUUCAAGCUUGGUGGUCUUGAUGAAGGUAUCGAAUAUGAGUACAGAGUUUAUGCUGAAAAUAUUGUUGGGGUUGGCAAAGCUAGCAAAUUGUCAGAUAUUCGUGUAGCAAGAGAUCCCUGUGACAGUCCAGGCAAGCCUGAAGCUGUCAUUGUCACAAGAGGAGCUGUCACUCUCCAAUGGACUAAGCCAGAGUUAGAUGGAGGUAGCAAAAUCACUGGCUACGUUGUGGAGAAGAAAGAGCUGCCUGAAGGGCGCUGGAUGAAGGCCAGUUUCGCCAAUGUCAUUGAGACCCAAUUUCUUGUGACUGGCUUAGUUGAAAACCAGUGCUAUGAGUUCCGUGUCAUUGCAAGAAAUGCAGCAGGUGUUUUUAGUCUUCCAUCAGAGAGCACUGGGUCUAUUACAGCAAAGGAUGAAGUUGAUCCUCCCAAAAUAGAGAUUGACUCAAAGUACUCUUCAACAGUUGUUCUGAUGGCUGGUGAAUCGUUCAACCUUUGUGCAGAUAUUUUCGGCAAACCUGUGCCCUCAGUCCAUUGGAUGAAGAACAACAUAGAAAUAAAAGAUGCUGCACGCCUUGAGAUAAAGAACACCGCUUUUAAAGCAUCUUUGAGUGUUAAGGAGGCAAUCCGUGUUGAUGGAGGACAAUAUAUCCUACUUUUGAAAAAUGUAGGUGGAGAGAAGGCAGUGAACAUCAAUGUCAAAGUGUUGGACAGACCUGGUCCACCAGGAGGCCCAAUUUCUAUCUAUGGAGUCACAAGUGAAAAGGCUUGUAUUGCCUGGAGACCACCAGCACAAGAUGGAGGUAGUGAUGUUUCUCAUUACAUUGUUGAGAAGAGAGAGACAAGCAGAUUGGUUUGGACUCUGGUUGAACCUAAAGUGCAGACUCUAAAUCUGAAGAUCAUAAAACUUGUUCCUGGAAAUGAAUAUGUCUUCCGAGUGAUUCCUGUAAACAAAUACGGAAUUGGUGAACCUCUUGAAUCCGAGCCAAUGAUUUCCAGAAAUCAAUUUGUGACACCUGAUCCACCAACGGAUGUGGAAGUCUCUACCAUCACAAAAGAUUCAAUGGUGGUAACGUGGGAAAGACCUGAAAACGAUGGUGACAAUGCCAUUUCUGGAUUUGUCAUUGAGAAGCGUGACAAAGAAGGUGUGCGCUGGACCAGAUGCAAUAAGCGUACAGUGAGUGAGCUGCGCUUCAGAGUAGCAGGUCUUCUUGAAAACCGCAGCUAUGAGUUCCGAGUUUCAUCUGAGAAUGCUGCUGGAGUUGGUAAACCAAGUGAACCCACUAUUUACUAUAAAGCAUUGGAUGCUAUCUUCACAUCAGGUCCACCAAAUAAUCCCAAAGUGACUGACACAACAAGAACAUCUGUGUCCUUGUCAUGGGGCAAACCUAUCUAUGAUGGUGGCUGUGAGAUUCAAGGAUACUUAGUGGAGGCCUGUGAAGGAGCAACUGAUGAAUGGACAAUGUGCACUCCACCUGCUGGAAUCAUAAACACUAAAUUUACAGUUACAAAACUACUAGAGAAGCACGAGUAUAAAUUCAGAGUCUGUGCCAUAAACAAGGUUGGUGUUGGUGAGCAUGCAGAUGUCCCUGGAUCAGUUCUUCUAGAGGAGAAAUUGGAAGCACCAGAUCUUGAGCUUGACUCUGACAUGAGGAAGAUGAUUAAUGUCAGAGCUGGAAGCGCUCUUAGGUUGUUCGUUCCUGUUAGGGGACGGCCAGCUCCUGAACUGAAAUGGGGAAAAGCUGAUGGAGAACUCAAGGAGACAGCACAGAUUGACAAUACAAGCAGUUAUGCCUCACUUCUGAUUGAAAACGUUGACAGAUUUGACACUGGCAAAUACACUGUUACUGCAGAGAAUUCCAGUGGAGUUAAAUCUGUCUUCAUCAGUGUCAGAGUACUUGAUUCACCUAGUAUGCCGGCUAAUUUCGCUAUUAAGGAGAUAACAAAGAACUCAGUCACCCUUACUUGGGAGCCACCUAUUUUGGAUGGUGGGUCUAAAAUUAAGCAAUAUCAUGUUGAAAAACGAGAAAGCACUAGGAAAGUGUAUUCCCCUGUCACAACCUGUCACAAGAUGUCGUGGAAGAUUGAACCACUUGUAGAGGGAAGUAUCUAUUUCUUCAGAGUUCUUGCUGAAAAUGAGUGGGGCAUUGGCUUACCUGCAGAGACCCCAGAACCCCUAAAGAUUUCAGAGGUACCUCAACCUCCCGGUAAAGUAACAGUUCUGGACGUGACUCGUAACAGUGUCUCUCUUAAGUGGGAGAAACCAGAUCAUGAUGGAGGCAGCAGAAUAAGCCAUUAUGAGAUUGAAAUGCAAUCCAAGGAUAGUGACAAGUGGACAUUAUGUGCUCAAUGUAAAUAUCUUGAAACUACUGUCACUAGCUUAGCCCAAGGAGAGGAGUAUCAAUUCAGAGUAAUUGCGGUCAAUAGCAAAGGAAAGAGUGACUCUAGACUUCUGGCCAAUCCAGUAGUAGUAAAGGACCUUGUCAUUGAACCUGACAUAAGACCUAAAUUGACACAGUACAGUGUACAGGUUGGCUAUGAUUUGAAGAUUGAAGUUCCCAUUGCUGGACAUCCUAAACCAGUCAUUACAUGGACAAAGGAUGGUGCUGCCCUGAAACAGACCACAAGAGUUAAUGUUGUCGACAGUGCACGCAAUACACAUCUAACCAUCAAAGAAGCAACAAAAGACAAUGGGGGAUUGUAUAGUAUUAAUAUUACCAAUAUGCAUGGCUCCAAAGAUGCCACCAUUGAAGUAAUCACACUGGAUAAACCUGGCCCACCAACAGGCCCAAUCAAGAUGGAUGACAUCAGUGCUGAAAGUAUGACACUUACCUGGGAACCACCCUCAUACACUGGUGGCUGCCCAAUUUCAAAUUACGUUGUCCAGAAAAGAGAUACAACCACAACCAACUGGGUAGUAGUCUCUGCCACUGUGGCGAGAAAUACCCUGAAAGUGACAAAUCUAAAAACAGGUGCAGAAUACCAAUUUAGGAUCUGUGCUGAAAACAGAUAUGGCAAAAGUUAUGCUAUUGAUUCUGAACCUGUCCUUGCCCAGUAUCCCUUCAAGGAGCCAGGACCACCAGGAACACCUUACGUAUCUUCAUACACUAAGGAUUACAUGGUUGUGGAAUGGCACAAACCAAUUUCAGAUGGAGGCAGUGCCAUUUUUGGCUAUCACAUUGAGAGAAAGGAAAAGAACAGUAUCCUUUGGACAAAGAUCAAUAAAUCCCUUAUUCAAGACUGUAGAUUUAAAUCUACUCCUUUAGAGGAAGGUAUUGAAUAUGAAUUUAAAGUGUCUGCUGAGAAUAUUGUUGGCAUUGGCGCAUGCAGCAAACUCUCUGAGGGAUAUGUGGCACGUGAUCCUUGCGAUCCUCCUGGCACCCCAGAGGCUAUCAUUGUAACCAGGCACUCCAUGAAACUGAAGUGGACAAGACCACAGUAUGAUGGUGGCAGUCUGAUCACAGGCUAUGUGGUGGAGAAACGCAAUCUCCCAGAGGGAAGGUGGAUGAAGGCAAGUUUCACAAAUGUCAUUGAAACCGUAUUCACAGUUCUUGGUCUAACUGAAGACUGCAAAUAUGACUUCAGAAUCAUAGCUAGGAAUGCUGCUGGGUCUAUCAGCAAGCCCUCUACGAGCACCGGAUCCAUCACAGCAAAGGAUGAAGUUGAUCCUCCAAAAUGUGAAGUUGACUCAGUGUACAGCCAGGUUGUUAUCAUCAAUGCUGGGGAAACAUUUACACUUGAGGCCGCUGUACAAGGAAAGCCAAUUCCUACAGUUCAAUGGUUCAAGAGUGAAGCAUUAGUGGAGAAUUCAGCCAGGGCUGAGAUUAUGAAUUCAGAUUUCCAAGCAAAGCUUGUUGUCAAAGAUGCUAUCAGAGUGGAUGGAGGACAAUAUACUUUGCUUGUAACUAAUGUUGCUGGAGCUAAAACUGUAACGUUCAAUGUGAGAGUACUGGACAGACCUGGGCCCUCUCAGGGACCCCUCACUGUCAGCAAUGUCUCAUGUGAGAAAUGCUCACUGUCCUGGCUUCCUCCAAGAGCUGACGGUGGCAGCAGCAUUUCCCACUAUGUCAUUCAGAAGAGAGAGACUAGCCGUCUUGCAUGGACUGUGGUUGCUAGCGAUUGUGGAGCUACAAUGUUCAAAGUCACAAAGCUUCUGAUGGGAAAUGAGUACAUUUUCCGUGUUAUGGCUGUCAACAAAUUUGGUACUGGUGAACCUCUUGAAUCAGCCCCAGUUAUAAUGAGAAAUCAAUUUGUUACUCCUGGACCACCUCAAGAAUUGGAAAUAGCCAAUAUCGCAAGGGAUUCCAUGACUGUGUGCUGGACUCGCCCAGAGGUUGAUGGUGGAAGUGACAUUGCUGGUUACAUUGUUGAGAAGAGAGAUAGAGCUGGAAUCAGAUGGACAAAAUGCAACAAACGCAGAGUCACAGACCUUCGCUUCAGAGUGACAGGCCUGACAGAGGAUCAUGAAUAUGAAUUCAGAUUAUCUGCUGAGAAUGCUGCAGGAGUCGGCCAACCAACUGAACCAACUUCUUACACCAAAGCCUGUGAUCCAACCUUUGAGCCUGGCCCUCCCACUAAUGCACAUGUGGUUGAUACUUCCAAGAACUCCAUUACACUCGCAUGGAGCAGACCCAUUUACGAUGGUGGAGUCGAUAUCCAGGGAUAUGCAGUGGAGAUCUGCAAAGCUGAUGAGGAUGAAUGGACCCUAUGCACUCCACCAACGGGAGUGAAUGCAACUACCUUCAAAAUCACCAAACUUACUGAGCAUCAAGAAUAUAAGGUGCAAGUAUGUGCCAUUAAUAAAUUGGGUAUUGGUGAACCUGCUGAAAUUCUAGGAACCGUAAAACCGGUAGAUGCCAUGUUUGCGCCAGAGAUAGAGCUGGAUUCAGAGCUAAGGAAAGGAGUCGUUGUGCGUGCUGGAGGAUCCAUGAGGAUCAAUAUUCCAUUCAAAGGACGUCCUACUCCAGAAAUAAGCUGGUCCAAGGAUGAGGGUGAAUUGACUAACAAAGUUCAAAUUGAGAAAGGCGCCAAUUUUACUCAACUGUCAGUAGAUAUCUGUGACAGAAAUGAUGCUGGAAAGUAUACUCUGACCCUGGAAAACAGCAGUGGUUCCAAGUCCGCAUUUGUUUCUGUCAAAGUACUUGAUACACCAGGAGCACCCGUAAACUUCACAGUGAAAGAUAUUAAGAAAAACUCUGUCAACCUUGUUUGGGAGCCCCCACUCAUUGACGGAGGCGCGAGGGUCAAGCAUUAUUUUGUUGAGAAGCGUGAAUCCACCAGGAAAGCUUAUUCCAACAUUUCGAACAAGUGUACAAGGAACAGUUUCCAUGUGGGAGAUCUCAAUGAGGGGGUAAUUUAUUACUUCAGAAUUAUGGCUGAGAAUGAAUAUGGUGUAGGCCUGGCAGCAGAAACAGCUGAGCCAGUGAAGACAUCAGAAGUCCCUCUGCCUGUAGGAAAGGUCACGUUGACUGAGGUGACUAAGACAACCGCUUCGAUGGCAUGGGAAAAACCAGACCAUGACGGUGGAAGUAGGAUAAUGGGAUACUACAUAGAAAUGCUGCCUGCAGGAUCAGAAGAAUGGAUCCUAUCCACAACCACAAAGACAUGUGAGGGAACUGUAGAAGGCCUAACCGCAGGUCAAGAAUACCAGUUCAGAGUUUCAGCCUUUAAUGACAAAGGAAAGAGUGACACAAGGGUAUUAGCUGUGCCUGUCAUAGCUAAAGAUGUGACUAUUGAACCUAGUUUUGUAAUGGCAUUCAACACCUUUAGUGUCCAACAUAGUGAAGAUCUGAAGAUGGAAAUACCAGUGAGAGGAUGCCCAGCACCAAAAGUGGUAUGGACAAAAGAUGGACAGGCAAUCAAAGAGACAACCAGGCUGAAUGUUUCAAGAACAGCAUCAUCAACAAUCCUUGCUAUAAAAGAGGCAACAAGAGUGGAUUCUGGAAAGUACAAGAUCACAGCUACCAACAGUGUAGGAGAAAAAGUUGCAGAAAUCGGAGUGAUCAUCCUCAAUAAACCUGGCCCAGUCACAGGGCCUAUAAAGAUUGAGGAAGUGAGUUCCAAUUAUGUAAACCUUGCAUGGGAACCACCUGCGUACACAGGAGGAUGUCAAAUAAACAAUUACAUUGUGGAAAAGCGUGACACAACAACCGUAGCAUGGCACUGUGUGUCUGCAACCGUUGCAAGAACAACUAUCAAAGUUACCAAGCUGAAAACCGGUACUGAAUACCAGUUUAGGGUGUUUGCAGAAAACAGAUAUGGAAAGAGUCCGUCAUUGGACUCAGCAGCUGUUGUUGUGCAGUAUCCUUUCAGUGAACCUCUUGCACCUGGUACUCCAUUUGUGUCAUCAGUAACUAAGGACAACAUGGUUGUUGAAUGGAAAGUACCAACCAGUGAUGGAGGCAGUCCAAUCCUUGGUUACCACCUUGAACGCAAAGAGAAGAACAGCAUUCUCUGGACUAAGUUGAACAAACUGCUCAUUCCUGACUGUCGAUUCAAAACAAAUGAACUUGAAGAGGGCAUUGAAUAUGAAUUCAAGGUCUUUGCUGAGAACAUUGCUGGCAUAAGUCCACCUAGCAAGAUUUCUGAUGUUUGUGUUGCCAGAGACCCAUGUGAUCCUCCUGGUACCCCUGAGGCUAUUGAUAUUACCAGGAACCACGUUACACUGUCAUGGACAAGGCCUCAUUAUGAUGGUGGUAGCCUGAUCACAGGCUAUGUUGUUGAAAGGAAGAAGCUUCCUGAUGGCCGUUGGAUGAAGGCUAGCUUCACAAACGUAAUUGAGACUCAAUUUACAAUCUCAGGUCUGACUGAAGAGUGUGAGUAUGAAUUUAGAGUAAUUGCAAAGAAUGCUUCUGGUAUUUUCAGUACUCCAUCUGAAAGCACUGGAGCAAUUACUGCUAAAGAUGAAAUUGAAGCACCAACAGCAUCAAUGGAUCCCAAGUUCAAGGAUUCUAUUGUCGUCCAUGCUGGUGAAACAUUUGUUAUUGAAGCUGAUAUUUUGGGAAAACCACUCCCUGAAAUCACAUGGUUGAAAGAUGGAAAAGAAAUUGACCAAACUACCCCAAGAAUGGAGAUCAAAACUACCAUUCAACGCACUAUUCUAACAGUCAAGGAAUGUAUCAGAGUAGAUGGUGGACACUUUGUCCUGAGUCUUAGCAACGUUGGUGGGACAAAAUCUAUUCCCGUCAACGUGAAGGUUCUUGAUAGACCUGGUCCACCCGAAGGUCCAAUGAAGAUAACUGGCGUGACUGCAGAGAAAGCCUAUCUUCACUGGAGUCAUCCAUUGCAUGAUGGCGGUGCCAGCUGUUCUCAUUAUAUCAUUGAAAAGAGGGAAACCAGCAGACUGUCAUGGACUGUAGUUGAACCCAGAAUCCAAGCUAUCAGCUACAAAGUGACUAAACUCUUGCCUGGCAAUGAGUACAUCUUCAGAGUUACGGCAGUGAAUAAGUUUGGCAUUGGUGAACCUCUUGAAUCAGACCCAGUUAUUGCACGUAAUCCUUUCGUGACACCCAGCGCUCCCUCAACACCUGAAGCAAGUGCUAUUACAAGGGACUCAAUGGUCCUUACAUGGGAACGUCCAGAAGAUAAUGGUGGCUCAGACAUUGAUGGCUAUGUCCUGGAGAAAAGAGAUAAAGAUGGAGUUAGAUGGACCAAAUGCAACAAGAAAAGACUUAAUGACAUCAGGUUCAGAUGCACCGGACUCACCGAGGGACAUUCCUUUGAGUUCAGAGUAUCUGCUGAAAAUGCUGCUGGUGUGGGAGUGCCAAGUGCACCAACAGAAUACAUAAAAGCCUGUGAUGCCACAUAUCCACCUGGUCCUCCUAACAACCCUAAGGUGACAGACCACUCAAGCACAACUGUGUCCCUCUCAUGGGCAAGACCCAUUUAUGACGGUGGAGCAGCCAUCAAAGGGUAUGUUGUUGAGAUGAGAGAAGAAGGGGGUGAUGAAUGGAUAACCUGUACACCAUCAACUGGUGUCCAAGCAACACACUUCACAGUGAAAAAACUGAGGGAAAAUGCAGAAUACUAUUUCCGCAUCUGUGCAAUUAACAUUGAAGGAGUUGGUGAGCAUGCUGAUGUUCCAGGGUCUGUAGUUGCAUCUGAAAGAAUUGAGGCCCCUGAGAUUGAACUUGAUUCAGACCUUAGGAAAAUGGUCCAAGUACGAGCAAGUGCAACACUGCGUUUGUUUGUCACAAUCAAAGGAAGACCUGAACCUGAAGUAAAGUGGUCCAAGAUGGACGGCCCUCUUACUGAGCGUGCCCAAAUUGAGGUCACAAGCUCCUACACAAUGCUUGUCAUCGACAAUGUCAACAGAUUUGACACUGGCAAGUAUGUGUUGACUCUUGAGAACCUUAGUGGUCAAAAAUCGGCAUUCAUUAAUGUCAGAGUGUUGGACUCACCAAGUGCCCCUGAGAACUUUUUAGUCAAGGACAUUAAGAGAGAUUCUGUAUCACUAUCCUGGGAGCCUCCUAUGAUUGACGGUGGAGCUAAAGUCACACAUUACAUUGUGGAAAAGAGAGAUACUACAAGACUGGCAUUUACAAGUGUUUCAAAUAACUGUGUAAGAAAUUCCAUGAAGAUUGAUGACCUUACAGAGGGUGGAAUUUACUAUUUCCGCGUCAAAGCUGUCAAUGAGCUUGGUGUGGGUUUGCCAGCAGAAACAACAGAACCAAUCAAGGUAUCCCAAGCCCCCUUGCCUCCAGGUAAAGUUACAGUUGUAGAUGUUUCUCGUGACAGUGUGUGUCUCGCAUGGGAAAAGCCUGAUCAUGAUGGUGGUAGUAAAAUCACAAGCUACACAGUAGAAAUGCAAACCAAGAGUGAUGAGAAAUGGACUGUAUGCACUGAGAUUAAAGCAUUGGAAGCAACUAUUGGUGGACUCACAACUGGAGAGGAAUAUGCAUUUAGGAUUACUGCUGUCAAUGAUAAAGGCAAGAGUGAACCUAAGCCACUUGCAGAUCCUGUCGUAGUAAAGGACAUUACAAUCAAACCUAUCAUCGAUCUGAUGUUCAACACAUACAGUGUCAAGGCAGGAGACGAUCUAAAGAUUGAUGUUCCAUUCAGAAGCAGACCUGAACCUGAGGUUGCAUGGAAAAAAGAUGGAGCUGUAUUGAAGCAGACAACCAGGGUGAAUGUUCUAGCAGCUAAGAAUUCAUCAAAAAUUACAAUCAAAGAUGCAACCAGGGAGGACUUUGGGAAGUAUGAGAUCACUUUAACCAAUGCAGUUGGCAAGAAAUCAGCCACAAUAGCUGUUAUCAUCUUGGAUAAACCUGGCACACCAAGUGCAAUCAAAGUAGAUGAAGUAAGUGCUGACAAUAUUUCACUGUCUUGGGAUGCUCCACUCUAUGAUGGAGGAUGUCAAAUCAACAACUAUGUUGUGGAGAAGAGAGAUACCACCACUACAACAUGGCAGAUUGUUUCAGCCACAGUUGCCAGAACAUCAAUUAAAGUUCCCCGCUUGACACAAGGCACUGAAUAUCAGUUCCGUAUUGCAGCUGAAAACCGCUACGGCAAGAGCCAUGCCGUGGACUCCGCGCCAAUUGUUGCACAGUACCCCUUCGAGACACCUGGCCUUCCCACUUCCCUCCAUGUUGCCCAUGCUACAAAGUCUGGCAUAUUGGUUGCAUGGGGUAAACCAGCCAGUGACGGUGGAAGUCCAGUCAUCGGUUAUCACCUGGAAAUGAAAGACCAUAGCAGUAUUCUCUGGACAAAGAUCAACAGAGGUCUCAUUGCUGAAACAGAAUUCAAAGUAAUUGGUAUUGAGGAAGGCUUGCUGUAUGAGUUCCGUGUUUAUGCUCAGAAUGUUGCUGGAAUUGGACCUUGCACCAAAGCAUCUGAGCCUGUAGCUGCAAGAGAUCCUUGUGAUCCACCUGUUAACCUUGAGGUCAUUGACAUCACAAGAACUUCAGUUUCCAUUACUUGGCAGGCGCCAGAGAAUGAUGGUGGAGCCAAGCUGACUGGCUACAUUGUUGAACACAGGGAGCUUCCAGAUGGGCGUUGGCUGAAAUGCAAUUUUGCCAAUCUCCAGGACACAUACUUUGACAUUACAGGCCUUACGGAGGACGUACAAUAUGACUUCCAUGUUAUUGCAAAGAAUGCAGCUGGAUUACUCAGUGAGCCAUCACUGGGCACAGGUGCCAUCACAGUCAAGGAUGAGGUGGAUUCACCUCGCAUUGAGUUGGAAGACAGGUUUAGGCAAUUAGUAGUUGUCAAAGCUGGAGAUAUUUUGAGAAUUGAUGCAGAUAUUUCUGGGCGCCCACGUCCAGUCAUUGCAUGGACAAAGGAUGGUAAAGAAAUUGAUGCCAAGGCAAGAGUGGAGAUUACUUCAACACACAGCACCACCACAUUGAUAGUCAGAGACACUAUCAGAAGGGACACUGGCCAGUACAUUGUAACUCUACAGAACGUUGCUGGUACAAGGUCCUUGGCUGUAAAUUGUAAGGUCCUUGACCGUCCUGGACCAUCCUCUGGACCAUUGGCAGUCACUGGUCUAACAGCAGAGAAGUGCACUUUGACCUGGGGACCACCUCAAGAAAAUGGUGGUGCAGAAAUCAUGCACUACAUCGUUGAGAAACGUGAAACCAGCCGUCUCGCCUGGACUUUAGUAUAUGGAGAUAUGAAGGCUACAACAUGUAAAGUCACUAAACUGCUUAAAGGAAAUGAAUACAUCUUCAGAGUAAGGGGAGUGAAUAAAUAUGGAGACGGUGAAGCCCUAGAGAGUGAGCCCACCAGAGCCAAGAAUGCAUACACUGUCCCUGCAGCACCAACAUAUGUUGAAAUCACCAGUAUCACAAGUGAUGCAAUGACAAUCUGCUGGGAAAGACCUGAAUCCGAUGGAGGAAGCAGCAUUUAUGGCUAUGUUAUUGAGAAACGAGAGAAAAUUGGAUUGCGCUGGGUACGUGUGAACAAAAAGCCUGUGUAUGACCUCAGAGUCAAGGCAUCCAAUCUCCGUGAGGGUGCUGAAUAUGAGUACAGAGUUUAUGCAGAAAAUGCUGCAGGCUUGAGUCUCCCAAGUAUUCCUACCGAAUUAACAAAGGCGGAGGAUCCCCAAUUCCUGCCAUCUCCACCACCUAAACCGAAAGUUAUUGACUCAACUAAGACUACUGUUACUCUUUCAUGGAAUAAGCCAUUGUUCGAUGGUGGUGCUCCUGUGACUGGAUACUGUGUUGAAUAUAGGAGAACAGACGAAUAUGAUGAUGACUGGUGUGUCGGUGUUUCAAACACAAAAAACACUGAAUUCACCAUCGUUGGAUUAACUUCUGGAGCAGAAUAUCUGUUUGUGGUCAAAUCUAUCAACAAGAUUGGUCUCAGUGAGCCAAGCCCCCCUACGGAUCCACAGGUGGCUAAAGAGAGAGAAGAGGAACCAGUAUUUGAUAUCAGCAAUGAAAUGCGAAAGACAAUCAUUGUAAAGGAUGGCAGUUCAUUCACCCUAACUGUGCCAUUCAGGGGCAAGCCUGUCCCUAAUGUUAUGUGGACCAAGGCUGCUGUUGAUCUGAGAGUUAGGGCCAGUAUUGAUACCACUGACACAUUCACGUCUAUCACAGUGGAACAAGCAACAAGAGAUGACUCUGGAAAAUAUAUUGUGACUCUCCAAAAUAUAGCUGGAAAAGUCGCAUGCACAUUAAAUGUCAGGGUUCUUGACUCUCCUGGGCCACCAUCUCAUGUUGGGGUCAAGGAUGUCACGAAGACAUCUGCAACAGUUACAUGGGAUACUCCAGAUAAUGAAGGCGGUGCUGCUGUAAAGAACUACCUUGUUGAUAUUCGUGAGGCAAGCAAAAAGGGAUGGACCAGACUCACAGAUACCUGCCCUCGUCUGACCUACAAAGUGACAGACCUGGUGGAGGGAGGAGUGUACUACUUCAGAGUCUCUGGUGAAAAUGAAUAUGGAGUUGGCGUAUCAGCUGAGACCAAAGAUGGAGCAAAGAUUACAGAAAAACCCAGUCCACCAGCAUCACUUGGAGUCAGCGAUAUAACCAAGGAAAGUGUUUCACUUGCAUGGGGCAAGCCUGAGCAAGACGGAGGUAGCAGAAUCACCAGUUACCAAAUUGAUGCUCUUGAGAAGGGUCAGGAUAAAUGGGUGAAAGUUGGUGUCACCAAGUUCACCCACUUGGUGGUCUAUGGCCUGACGCAAAAUGCUGAAUACUUCUUCAGAGUUCGUGCUGAAAACCAUGCUGGAUUCAGUGACGCUAAAGACAUGAUUCUGCCUGUAACAGUUAAAGACCAGCAUGACCCUCCUGAGAUCAACAUGAAGAAGUUCCCUCACAAUACAGUCUACGUCAGAGCAGGAUCAAACCUGAAAUGUGAGAUCCCACUUACUGGUAGACCAAUGCCAAAGGUUUCUCUUUCAAAGGACAAUGUUGCACUGAAGUCAACUACGAGAUUCAACUCUGAAGUAACCCCUGAAUACCUCAUCAUUACUCUCCGUGAGAGCAUUGCUAUUGAUUCAGGAAGGUAUGACAUCUGUGCCUCCAACACAAGUGGAACCACCAAGUCUUUCGUUAACAUUGUGGUCCUGGAUAGACCAAGCGCCCCAGUUGGUCCUAUUGAAAUGACUGAUGUGACAGAGGACAGUGUGAGUCUGAAGUGGUCUCCUCCUCGUUAUGACGGUGGAAGCGUCAUUUCAAAUUACAUAAUCCACAAACGUGAAACAACCAACGCCAACUGGACUGAGGUCUCCUCGGCUGUCGCAAGAUGCACCAUGAAAAUCAUGAAGCUUACAACAGGACUGGUGUACCAGUUCAGAAUCAGGGCUGAGAAUCGCUACGGCAUCAGUGAGCACAUCGACUCUCCAACCGUCAGAGUGGAUCUGCCCUACACCAUCCCUGUAGCUCCAUCAGCUCCUAUGGUUACAUCUGUAACCAGAGAGAGCAUCACUGUAGCCUGGAAGGAGCCAGCCUCCAACGGAGGAAGCCAUGUUUUUGGAUACCACCUCGAGAUAAAGGAUAGAAACAGCAUCUGUUGGCAGAAGGUUAACAAGACUGUUAUCCGUGCCACACACUACAAGGUGCCAAACAUAGCUGCCGGCCUCAUCUAUGAGUUCAGGAUCGUUGCAGAAAACGCAGCUGGAUGCAGUCCACUCAGCAAGAUCUCAGACGCAGUACUUGCAAUUGAUGCUUGCGAGGCUCCAACCAAUGUCAGGAUCACUGACAUCACAAAGACUUCCAUCAGCAUCGCAUGGCAGAAGCCCAAUUAUGAUGGUGGUAGCAAGAUCACAGGAUACCUGAUUGAGAAGAAAGAGGGCGAGAAAGACAGAUGGACGAAGGCCAACUUGACCAACGUUUCCGAAACACAUUAUACUGUGACAGGACUUACUCAGGAUGAGACCUAUGAAUUCAGAGUCAUGGCAAAGAAUGCAGUUGGAUCAGUUAGCAAUCCAUCCAUCAUUGCAGGCCCUGCAACUUGUGUGGAUACAUAUGGUGCCCCUGAGAUUGAAAUUCCUGAUGAAUAUCGCGAGGUUGUGAAACACAAAGCUGGAACCACUGUCGAGCUUAGAUUUGGAAUCAUUGCCAAACCAGCACCUACAAUUGAGUGGUACAAGGACGGAAAGGAACUUGACCCCAGGACCCAGGCUCAGCUGGUACAGAACAACGCUGCUGAUAGUUCAACUCUUAUCAUCAGAGAUACCACACGUCUCAACUCUGGAACAUAUGAAAUGAGACUGAAGAACUCUUUGGGCUCAGCAUAUGCCUACGUCAGAGUACAAAUUAUGGAUAAACCUGGACCACCACCUGGCGAGAUUCAGCUCAAGAAGGUCACUGCUAACAGUAUCACCAUCAUGUGGGAUCCUCCAGAGGAUGAGGGUGGUGCUAUGGUCACCCACUACAUUGUGGAGAAACGGGAGGCCAGCAGAAUUCAAUGGUCCAUUAUCUCUGAGAAUUGGGCGGAAUGUAUCGUGAAUGUCCCAAGACUGAUCAAAGGCAAUGAGUACAUCUUCAGAGUCCGAGGAGUUAACAAAUAUGGAGUUGGAGACCCACUGGAAUCUGAACCCGUAGAGGCAAAGAAUGCAUUUGUUCCUCCAAGUCAACCUUCCAAGCCUCAAGUCACCAUGAUCACACACUCUUCAAUGACAGUGGUAUGGGAAAGACCUGGAAUUGAUGGCGGAAGUGACAUAAAUGGAUAUUACCUGGAAAAACGAGAGAAGACAAGCUUGCGUUGGUUCAAGGUUAUCAAAGACACCAUUCGUGACACAAGACAGAAAGUCAGCAACCUGCUCACUGGAAAGGACUAUCAGUAUCGUGUAUGUGCCGUUAACAAGGCUGGAGCUGGUCCGUACUCCAAAGAGUCUGACCUCUUCAAAGCUGCUGACGCAGUUGACGUACCAGGUGAACCAACCAAACUCAGAGUAGUCGACUCCACCAAAACAUCCAUCACCCUGGGCUGGGUUGCGCCAGUGUAUGAUGGUGGCAGCGAGAUCACCAGCUACAUUGUUGAGCAGAUGAACUCUGAAGAAAGGGAAUGGGUUGUCAUCAGCCACAAUGGAGAAGUGAGGACAACAGAGUAUGUUGUGAAUCACCUGAAACCAGGAACAUAUUACUUCUUCCGUGUAUCCGCAGUCAACUGUCUGGGACCCAGUCAACCAAUCGAGAUGUACCAGCCUGUUCAAUCCAAGGAUAUUCUUGAGGAAGCCGAUCUCAAUUUGGAUGUUCCCAUGACAACUCAAUACACUGCCAAGGCAGGAAGGGAUAUUGAGGUGUUUAUUCCACUGAAGGGCAGACCUGCACCAAACUGUACAUGGAGAAGACAUGAGAAGAACAUGGCCAGCGAUGCAAGAUACACUAUCACCAGCACAGAACGUACAACAGUUCUUGUCAUUCCAAAGGUCACCCGCGACGACUGCGGCAAAUACUACCUGGAGAUUGAGAAUGGUGUUGGAGAGUCCAAGUUCAUCACUGUGUCUGUUAAGGUUCUUGACACCCCAUCCACUUGCCAGAAACUGAUCAUCAAGAAUGUCACCAGAGGCAAGUUGACCCUGAGCUGGGAUGCUCCUCUAAUCGAUGGUGGUUCCCCAAUCACCAACUACAUUGUGGAGAAGAAAGAUGCUAAUAACAGAGCGUAUACAGUCGUGUCAUCAGAAUGCCCCAACACAUCAUACAAGAUUGACGGUCUGUCGGAUGAAAUCGCCUACUUCUUUAGAGUGUCUGCUGAGAAUGAGCAUGGUACUGGUGAUACAUGUGAGACUGCAGAGCCAGUCAGGGCCACUGAGACCCCCGGACCAGUCAAAGAGCUGGUCGUGACAGACGCUACCAAGACAUCAGUGACUCUUCACUGGACCAAGCCUGACCAUGAUGGAGGUAGCCACAUUUCAGACUAUGUCAUUGAGACAAAAACUAAAGAGGACGAAACCUGGACUGUUGCUACAACAUGCAAACGUUGCACAUGUGAAGUUAAAAACCUGAAGGAAAACUCUGUUGUAGACUUUAGAGUGUUUUCUAAGAAUGAGAAUGGCAACAGUGACUUCUCUCAGAUUGGGCCCAUAACAGUAAAGGAGUUCAUUAUUCCACCUGAGGCCAACAUGAUAGAUUAUCCAAAUGGCGAACUCUUUGUUCGCGUCGGUCAAAACAUCCAUAUUGAGUUGCCAUUUAAGGGUAAACCAAAACCAUCCGUUGGAUGGAUGAAGGAAAACAUUCCCUUGAAAGAAAGUGAACAGAUUCGCUUCCGUGAAACAGACAACAAAGUGUCUAUAACAGUCAGAAGUGCAAAGAAAGAGAAUGCAGGCCUAUACACAUUGAUUCUGGACAACAGGCUUAUCAAGAACUUCUUUGAUAUCAAUGUGAUCACUCUCGGACCCCCCUCUGUGCCAGUUGGACCGGUCCGAUUUGAUGAGAUCAAAGCACAGGGCAUCAUUAUAUCUUGGGAUGAACCACAGGACAAUGGAGGUGGAGACAUCACUUGCUACAGUGUGGAGAAACGAGAGACGGCCCAGGCUAACUGGAAAAUGGUUUGCUCUAGUGUGGUGAGGACAACGUUCAAGAUACCCAACCUUGUCAAGGGCACAGAGUACCAGUUUAGAGUGCGUGCAGAGAACAAAUAUGGAGUGAGCAAUCCUUUGAAUUCACCAGACGUGAUCGCCCAACACCAGUACAUGCCACCAGGUGCACCAGGAAAACCAGUCACAUACAACAUUACCAGUGAUGGCAUGACUAUCCAAUGGGAAGCACCCAGCUUUGAUGGUGGCUCACCAAUCACUGGCUACCAUGUUGAAAAGAAGGACAGAAACAGCCUUCUGUGGACCAAGGUCAAUUCCAGCAUAAUAUCUGCCCGUGACUACAGAAUCAUUCAGCUGAUUGAAGGACUGGAGUAUUCCUUCAGAGUCUAUGCAGAGAAUAAUGCUGGCCUGAGUCUUGUCAGUGAACAGAGCAAGCAUGCCCUUGCAAUCUCCCCAGUUGAUCCACCUGGUACUCCUAACGUCAUUGAUGUCACACGAGACACCGUCACACUUAAAUGGGAUACACCCAAGAAAGAUGGAGGCUUUAAGAUUGUGGGGUACAGUGUGGAGCGACGCCAAGGCAGAGGCAAAUGGUUGAGAUGCAACUUCACAGACAUUAGUGAUUUGCAAUUCACCAUCACCGGACUUUCUGCUGGUGAUCGCUAUGAAUUCAGAGUGAUUGCCAGAAAUGCUGUCGGCACAGUCAGUCCACCAACGCAGUCUUCUGGCUAUGUCAUGACUAAAGAUGAAAGUGUUUCACCCGACAUUGAGUUCAGUGCUGAUACUGCUCUUGUGUACAAGGCUGGUGAAAACAUCAAACUGAACUGCAGUAUCACUGGACGACCAGUGCCUCAGGUCAUAUGGUACAAGAACGGUAAAGAGGUCGACAAGAAGAUGUUGAUUGAUAUCACAACUAACAUCGGCUCCAGCAGCCUUUUCAUCAGAGAUGCUGAUCGCGACCACCGCGGAGUGUACAUGGUGGAAGCCAAGAACAGCUCUGGAACAAAGACAGAGAGUGUCAACAUCAGAGUCUCAGAUACCCCUGGACCACCUGAGGGACCAGUGCGUUUCACUGGUAUCACUACAGAAAAGGCAACUGUCUGGUGGAACCCGCCAGAGAACGAUGGAUGUGCUGCAAUCCUCUAUUAUACGGUGGAGAAGAGAGAAACAUCUAGGAUCUCCUGGGCAAUGGUGACAAGCAAGUGUGAAGCUUGUUCAUUCAACGCCACCAAGCUGAUCAAGGGAAACGAGUACCAGUUCCGUAUCUCUGCUGUCAACAAGUUCGGAGUUGGACGUCCACUUGACUCUGAUUCAUUCAUUGCACAGAUGCAAUUCACUGUUCCAGAAGCCCCAGGAACACCAGAUGCCACAAAUGUGACUGGAGACACCAUCACAAUAGGCUGGACAAGACCCAGAUCAGAUGGUGGAAAUGAGAUCAAGCACUACAUCCUGGAGAGACGUGAGAAGAAGAGUUUGCAAUGGGUGAAGGUUUCAUCCAAAAGACCAAUCACUGAGCUCAGACACAGAGUGACACACCUGACCGAAGGUAAUGAAUAUGAAUUCCGUGUCAUGGCUGAAAAUGGUGCCGGAAUCGGACCAGCAAGCAGCACAUCAAGACUCUUCAAGUGCAAAGAGCCAACAAGCGCACCAAGUGCUCCUUCACUGGUGAAGGUUACCGACUCCACAAAAUCAUCUGUCACCCUGGAAUGGAUCAAGCCUGUGUUCGAUGGUGGAAUGGAGAUAAUUGGCUAUAUCAUUGAGAUGUGCAAGGCAAGCCUUAAUGAAUGGCACCAAGUCAAUAGAACAACUUGCAUCAACACCACAUACACCGCUAAAGGUUUAAUGGCUGGUGAGGAAUAUAGGUUCCGUGUGCGUGCAGUGAAUGGGUCUGGAAAAGGAGAAGCAUGUGCAGUUCCUAAUCCAGUGCAAGCUGUUGAUAGACUGACGUCACCAGAAAUCACCCUUGAUGCAGACUUCAAACAGACACAUGUCGUGAAGAACGGUGCCACCGUCACUCUUCAUAUUGCCUUCUGUGGUAAACCAGCUCCGCUGGCGACAUGGACCAAGGCAAGUGGAGAACUUGGUGUUAUGACAGAUGUCAACACAACUGACACAUACAGUACCUUGACCAUUGAGAGCUGUACCAGAUAUGACUCUGGGAAAUAUACCUUAUCUCUUGAGAACAACGGUGGCCGCAAAUCUAUCACAUUUACCGUGAAGGUGCUUGAUACACCUGGACCUCCAGGAGCUAUCAGCUUCAAGGAUGUGACCAGAGGAGCUCUGACAAUGCUGUGGGAUGCUCCAGCCAACGACGGUGGAGCCCGUAUUCAGCACUACAUCGUAGAAAAGCGUGAGGCUAGUCGUCUCAGCUGGAAGUCAGUCAGCGAAAAAUCCUCACGUCAAAUGAUCAGAAUGACCAACCUAGGCAUAGGUGUGCCUUACCUGUUCAGAGUCAUCGCUGAAAAUAUGUAUGGCAGGGGAGAACCCUGUGAGAUGACUGAACCAAUUACUGCAACUGAGGUGCCUGCUCCACCCAAGAGUCUUGACGUCAUUGACACUACUAAUUCCACUGCUAUCUUGGCCUGGCUGAAACCUGAACACGACGGUGGCUGCCGCAUCACAGGUUACAUUGCUGAAGCCAAAGCAAAAGACUCUGAUCGCUGGGUUGUUGGCGGUCAAACCAAACUCCUGAAGUUAGUCAUUGAGGGCUUGAUUGAGAACACAGAAUAUGACUUCCGCGUCAAGGCUAUCAAUGAGGCUGGUAUCAGUGUCCCAAGAGAUGCCUUAGCAUCCGUUGUCAUCAAGGAGCCUAAGAUUGAGCCCACAGCAGAUCUCAGUGGCAUAACCAACCAGCUCAUCACAUGCAAGACUCAUGAUGCAUUCACCAUUGAUAUCCCCAUCAGUGGCAGACCAGCUCCAAAGGCCACCUGGAAACUGGAAGAGAUGAAGCUAAAAGAGACUGAUAGAGUGAUCAUCAAGACUACUACAGAAAGGACCACCCUGGUGGUAAAAGACAGCAAGAGAGCAGACAGUGGAAAAUACUACCUCACUCUGGACAAUGCCGCCGGAGCAAAGACAUUUGCUGUUACUGUCAACGUUGUUGGAAGACCCACUCCACCAGUAGGACCCAUUGGAAUCUCUGCAGUGUCAUCAGAUGGCUGUUCAUUGGCUUGGACAGCACCAGAGGAUGACGGUGGAACGGAUAUAGACAACUACAUCAUUGAGAAACGUGAAUCUGGAUCUACAUCCUGGCAAGUGGUGAACUCAAGUUGUAAACGCACCACGAUCAAAGUCAGCCAUCUGACCAAAUACAUGGAGUACACCUUCCGUGUCUCUGCUGAGAGCAAGUAUGGCGUGAGCAAGUCCAUCGAAUCCUCAGCUGUUGUCAUUGAGCAUCCAUUCGUUCCACCAAGUCCACCAACCCGCCCAGAUGUGGUGACAGUAUCUGCUAAUGCUAUUGGGAUCAAGUGGGAUCUGCCAUAUGCUGAUGGCGGCAGCAAGGUGACUGGAUACUGGAUAGAGAAGAAGGAGAGAAACACCAUUCUUUGGGUCAGGGAGAACAAGCUCCCAUGCCUGGAUACCCAAUUCAAAGUCUCCAGUCUCAUUGAGGGCCUGGAGUACCAGUUCAGAGUUUAUGCAAUGAAUAUUUCUGGUCUCAGCAAAGCCAGUGAGGCCUCAAGACCAGUAGUGGCUUUGAACCCAGUCGAUCCUCCUGGUAAACCAGAGGUGACUGAUGUCACAAGGUCCUCAGCUACUAUUGCAUGGGGUAUACCAUUCAAUGAUGGUGGCAGCAAGAUUGUCGGAUACGUCGUGGAGCGCAAGCCAUGGAGUGAUGAUGAGUGGGAUGAUGCCCACUGGUUGAAGUGUAACUACACCACCAUCACUGAGACUCACUUCACAGUCAGAGGACUGGGUGAAGGAGAAAUCUUUGAAUUCCGUGUCAUUGCCAGAAAUGGAGCCGGAGUUCACAGUGCACCAUCUGAAACAACAGGACCGAUCACCUGCAAGGAUGAAUACACUCCUCCCAAAGCUGAACUUGACAGCUCUCUUGUUGGAGAGCACGUCACUGUCCGGGCUGGGUCAGACCUGGUCCUUGAUGGUGUAGUUGGUGGUAAACCCGAACCCAUAGUAUGGUGGGCCAAGGGUGACAAGGUCCUGGAGCUGGGAGAGAAAUACUCCCUGACAUAUACCAGCUCAAGAGCCAUGGCCAUCAUCAAGUCCUGCAACAGAAAUGACACUGGAAGAUAUGUUCUGACCGCGAAGAACGCCAGUGGAACCAAGACAGUGGCUGUCAAUGUUAAAGUACUCGAUACACCAGGGCCUCCUGAGGACAAGAUCACAAUCACCAGGGUGACAGAGGAGAAGUGCACUGUGUCUUGGAAGAUCCCUCUGGAGGACGGUGGAGAUCUGGUCACUCAUUACAUUGUUGAUAGGCGUGAGACCAGCAGACUCAACUGGGUGAUCAUGGAGACUGAGUGCAAGACUCUGUCUUGUGUCAGCUCCAAACUGAUCAAGAACAACGAGUACGUCUUCCGUGUCAGAGGAGUCAACAAGUUCGGACCUGGUGUGCCCUUGGAGUCCGAGCCUGUCAUCGCCAGAAACGCAUACACUAUCCCAUCACAACCUGGAGCACCAGAGGUCACGGCUGUAGGAAAAGAGCACGUCAUCAUUGAAUGGAUGAAACCUGAGAGUGAUGGUGGAAGUGAGAUCAAGAAUUACCUGGUGGACAAACGUGAGAAGAGCAGCUCCAGAUGGACCAGGGUCAAUAAGACCUUUACCAUCUACGACAUCCGCCUGAAGAUCUCUGGUCUGCUGGAAGGCAGUGAUUACCAGUUCCGGGUUACAGCCGUGAAUACAGCUGGAAACAGCCAGCCCAGUGAAGCCUCUCAGUAUGCCUACUGUAGAGAGCCAACAUACACUCCAGCCCCUCCUUCAAUUCCACGUGUGAUAGAUUGCACCAAGCAUAGCAUUAGCUUGCAAUGGACCAGACCAAUGUAUGAUGGUGGUGCUGAUGUUGUUGGCUACGUGGUGGAGGUGCUUGAGGAAGGAACCGAGCAGUGGUACAGGGCCACUCAGAAGACUCUGAAGACCAAUUCGUUUGUUGCCGCUGGACUUCAAAGCAACAAGAAGUACAGCUUCCGCGUCGCAGGAGUCAAUAGUAAUGGCACUGGGGAAUUCAGCGAACCAAGUGUGGAAAUUGAGCCGGUUGAGAAACUUUCAAUCCCUGAUCUUGAUCUUCCUGAUGAUCUGAAGAAGACUGUGUGUCUGAGAGCUGGUAACACUCUGAGGCUGUUUGUCAAUGUGACUGGAAGACCUGCACCAGUAUUGACCUGGAGGAAACCUGGCAUUGACCUGCAGAGCCGUGGGUUCAUUGAUACAACUGACAGUUACACUCAACUGAUUGUUGAGAAGGUCCAUCUCGAUUCUGGCAAAUACACCAUUGAGGCUGAAAAUCCAUCUGGCAAGAAAUCAGCAACCAUUCUCGUCAAAGUUUAUGACACUCCUGGACCACCCGGUUCAGUUAGAGUCAAAGACUACACAAAGGAGUCUGUCGUCAUCACAUGGGAUGUACCAAGUAUUGAUGGUGGAGCCCCUGUGAACAACUACAUCAUUGAGAAACGUGAAGCUUCAAUGAAAUCCUACAAGACCGUUACAACAGAAUGCAGGAAGACCUUGUUCAGAAUCACUGGCCUGGAGGAAUCAGUACACUACUUCUUCAGAGUGUUACCAGAGAACAUAUAUGGUGUUGGAGAACCAUGUGAAAUCCCUGAAUCAGUAUUGAUCUGUGAAGUUCCCAGCAUUCCUCAGGAUCUGCACAUUGUGGAUGUCGCCAAGACCUCAGCAAUCCUGAACUGGGAAAGACCUCUUCACGAUGGUGGAAGCAGACUGACGUGCUACGUCAUUGAAGCUAACAUCGUUGGAUCAGACAGAUGGAGUGCAGUGGCCACCGUUAAACAGUCCAUGUCCCAGCACACCGUCACUGGUCUGACAGAGAAGGAGACUUAUCUCUUCAGAAUCAGAGCUACAAACAGCAGAGGAGUCAGUGAGCCUAGGGAGAUUACAGGACCUGUGGUCAUUCAGGAACAACUACUGGCACCCUAUAUUGAUCUGACCGGCAUUCCACAGAAGAUUGUCCAUGUACCAGCCGGUAAACCAAUCAACAUCAAUAUUCCUAUAAAAGCCCAACCUGCUCCAGUCUGCAGCUGGUCCUUCAAUGGUACAAAGAUGAAGGAUAGUCUUGACCGGGUUAAGAUUGAGUCUAAUGGAAAAUACACCAAACUGACUGUGCGUGAGACAACCAUUGAUGACACUGGUAGCUACACUCUUCAAGUGAAGAAUUCCAUAGGAACUGCAACAGAGAUACUCAAAGUUAUCAUUCUUGAUAAACCUGGAAUACCCAUUGGACCAAUCACAGUUGAUGCUGUUGAUGCCACAUCGGUAACGGUCAGCUGGGAGCCACCAGAGAAGGAUGGCGGUGCCAACGUCAGUGGCUAUGUUGUUGAGCAGCGUGACGCUCACCGCCCCGGAUGGCUACCAGUGUCUGAAUCUGUCACAAGACCCACAUUCAAGUUCACCAGAUUGUCUGAGGGAACGGAAUACGUGUUCCGUGUGGCUGCAACCAACCGCUUCGGCAUUGGAGGAUUCUUGCAGUCUGAAGUUGUUGAAUGCAAGAGUCUCAAGACCGUACCCAGUGCACCAAACAGACCUGAUGUACUGGAUGUGACUCAUGAAGGAAUGACCAUCACAUGGCAGUCACCAGAAGAAGAUGGAGGGUCCCAGGUGUCUGGAUACAUAAUUGAGCGCAAAGAGGUCAGAUCUGAAAGGUGGAUGAGCAUCGUUAAGAACCCAGUCACCAUGACCAGAUACAGAUCAUCUGGUCUGUGCGAAGGCAAUGAGUAUGAGUUCCGCGUGAUCGCCCUGAACUCAAGAGGCUCGAGCAAACCCAGUAUGGCAUCUAAACCAGCUAUCGCCAUGGAUCCCAUUGAGCCUCCUAGCACACCACAGUUCCCCAUGGUUACAGACACCACCAGAACUUCUGUGUCUCUGGCUUGGAGUCCUCCUGAGGAAGAGGGUGGUUCCGUCGUCACUGGUUACCUGAUUGAGAUGCAGAAGGUGGACCAGGUGGAAUGGACCAUGUGCAACACGACACCCAUAAAAAUCUGUGAAUACACUCUGACACACAUGCCUCAGGGAGCUGAGUACAAGUUCCGUGUGAUGGCCUGCAACGCUGGUGGACCCGGAGAGCCAGUCGAGAUCCCAGGAAUCGUCAAGGUUAUAGAAAUGCUCGACUAUCCUGACUACGAACUGGACCCCAAAUAUGAGGAAGGCUAUGUGGUCAGACAGGGAGGAGUCAUCAGGCUGUCUGUGCCAAUCAAGGGUAAACCAGUCCCUAUCUGCAAGUGGACAAAGGAAGGCCGAGAUGUCUCUCACCGAGCUAUGAUCGCCACCAAUGAUGAUAUCACUGAACUUGUGAUCAAAGAAGCCCACAGAGACGACACCGGAACAUAUGACCUGGUGCUAGAGAAUAAAUGUGGCAGAAAGGCUGUCUACAUCAAUGUUAAAGUGAUUGGACGUCCAGACGCACCGGAAGGUCCCCUUGAGUUUGAUGAUAUCCAGGCUCGCUCCGUACGAGUCAGCUGGAGACCUCCCUCUCAAGACGGUGGCUCUGAUAUCCUGGGUUACAUCGUUGAACGGCGUGAGGUAUCAAAGGUAGCAUGGUACACUGUGGACUCUAGAGUGGUGGACACAGCUCUGGUGGUCAAGGGACUGAAGGAGAAUGUUGAAUACCACUUCAAGAUCACUGCUGAAAACCAAUUUGGUGUGAGCAGAUCUCUCAAAUCAGAUGAAUGUGUCACUCCGAAGACACCCCUGUCUCCUCCAGAACCUCCAAUCAACCCACCAGAAGUUAUGGAUGUCACAAAGAGCACUGUUGCUCUAUCUUGGGGCCGACCAAAGGAUGAUGGUGGCGCCCGAAUUUCAGGAUAUUACGUUGAGCGGAGAGAGGUGUCCACAGAGAAGUGGGUGCGUCAUAACAAGACACACAUCACCACUACAAUGUACAGUCUCACUGGACUCAUCCCUGAUGCUGAAUACCUGUUCCGUGUCGUGGCACAAAACGACAUUGGUCAGAGUGAACCUGGACCAGUAUCUGAAAAUGUUAUAUGCAAAGAUCCAUUUGACAAACCCGGUCAACCAGGUGAGAUUGAUAUCAUCUCUGUUGCCAAAGACUUUAUCACUAUUCACUGGCUGCGCCCAGAAUGUGAUGGUGGCAAAGAGAUCCUGGGUUACUGGAUUGAAUUUAGACAGGCAGGAGAAAGUGCCUGGAAGAAAUGCAACAAGGAGCGUUCCAAGGACAGACAGUUCACCAUGGGUGGUCUGAUGGAGGCUACAGAGUAUGAGUUCAGAAUCCUUGCAGAAAAUGAAACCGGAAUGAGUAGACCUCGCAGGACUGCCAUGGGCAUCAAGACUAAACUGAGCUUGGGAGAGGCUCCUAGUCUCAAGGAAGACAUGGCAGAUGUCAUUGCAAAACUUGGUGAAUCAGGAACUCUGACAUGCCAGAUUAUUGGCCGUCCCCUUCCUGACAUCAGAUGGUACAGAUAUGGCAAGGAGCUGAUCCAGAGCCGCAAGUACAAGAUGAGUUCUGAUGGUCGCAACCAUUCACUGACAGUGGCCACAGAUGAACAGGAAGAUGAGGGCAUGUACACUUGCAGAGCUGUCAAUGAAGCCGGUGAAACAGAGUCCAGCGGCAAGCUGCGCUUGCAGGCCACACCUGCUUUCCACCCUGGAUUCCCAUUGAAGGAGAAAUACACUGCAGGGUGUGGAACAAGUCUUCGUCUCCAUGUUGUCUACAUUGGCCGUCCAAUUCCUCAAAUCAUGUGGUUCUAUGCAAAGAAGCCUCUCAACGCUUCUGAAAAUGUGAUCAUUGAAAACACUGAGAGUUACACUCAUCUGGUUAUAAGGAAUGUACAGCGCAAGACAAAUGCUGGAAAAUACAAGGUGCAAUUGACCAACAAAUUUGGAACUGUUGAAACCACACUCAAGGUUGAAAUUCAAGAUAAACCUACCAAACCCGAGGGGCCUAUUGUUGUUGAUGCUGUGUUGAAGAGUGCAGUGAUCAUCAGCUGGAAACCACCGAAGGAUGACGGUGGAUCAAUGAUCACCAAUUACAUUGUGGAGAAACGAGAAGCAAAGGAAGGCGAGCAGUGGCAACUUGUGUCAUCGUCAGUCUCAGGAAACACUUGCAGGAUUCCAAAUCUUAUUGAAAAUGCUGGAUACUACUUCCGUGUUUCUGCUCAGAACCAAUAUGGAGUCAGUGAGGCACUUGAGGUUCCAAGUGUUCUCAUUAUCAAGAGUCCAUUCGAAAAACCUGGAAUUCCCAUGCAGCCUGUUGUCACAGAAGUGACCAAGGAUUCUUGUCUUGUGUUCUGGAAACCACCAAAAGAUGAUGGAGGUGCAAAGAUAAAUAACUAUUUCCUGGAUAAACGAGAGAAGAAACAGAACAAAUGGAUCGCUUGUACAUCCAAUGAAAUCCACGAGACACAUUUCUCUGUAAAAGGCCUUCUUGAGGGCUUUGAGUAUGAGUUCCGUGUGAAAUGUGAAAACAUGGGUGGUGAGAGUGGUUGGAGUGAGGUGUCAGAGGCCAUCAUUCCCAAAUCAGGUCUCACAAUGAAACCUCCUGUCUUUAGAGAAGAAAUGAGGCCAGACAUGAUUGUGAAGUUUAAGUCCAAUGCUACAUUUGUCACCAAAAUUGUUGGACAUCCCAUCCCUGCCGUGAAAUGGUACAAGAAUGGCAAAGAAGUUGUUUCAGAUGGAAUCAAAAUCAAAUUGCAAGAAUUCAAGGGAGGCUAUUACCAACUUAUUAUUGCUAAUGCUGAGGACAGUGACACAGGUGUCUAUCAAGUCAGGGCAACAAACCAAGGAGGAUCCAUCUCUACAACAGUGAAUCUGACUGUUGAAGUUCCUGCCAAGAUCCACCUACCUCUAGAAUUGCAAGGCAUGGGAGCAGUCCAUGCUGUCAAGGGUGAAGUGGUUACCAUUAAGAUUCCAAUCAGUGGCAAACCCGACCCUCAAAUCCAAUGGCAGAAGGGACCAGAGAUCAUGGGAUCAUCUGCCCACACUCAAGUGAUUGUCACAAGAUCAUUUACUUCACUCGUCUUUCCUAAAGGAGUUCAGAAGAAGGAUACAGGUUACUAUGUAAUCACUGCCAAGAACCGAUUCGGAGCUGACAAACAGACCAUUGAAGUUGCCGUGGCAGAUGUACCAGAUCCUCCUAAGGGCAUUAAAGUCAGUGAAAUCACUAGAGAUUCCAUCACUCUAACCUGGAGUCCUCCUGAAAAAGAUGGCGGAAGCCCUAUCGUCAACUACAUCAUCCAGAAGUGCCCCACAUCAGGUGACAGGUGGAUCCUCGCUGGUAAAACCAACCAGCCUAAAUACACCAUGGUCGCUCUGUUUGGCAAGACAAAGUACCAGUUCCGUGUCAUUGCGGAGAACCAGUUUGGUCUAAGCGAUCAUUCUGAACCAACUGAGCCUGUUACAACAAUAGAGGAUAAAUCUGUUAUCAGAAACUACGAUGAAGAAGUUGAUGAAGCUAGAGAAAUCACCAAAGAAGAGGCUCCACAUUCAUCAAAAAUCAAGAUGGUGGCUGCCCAGUACACAAUAUCUGAAGAGCUGGCACGUGCCGGAACAUUUGGCAUUGUUCAUCGCUGUGUUGAAAACAAGUCCAAGAAGACAUUCAUGGCCAAGUUUAUCAAGAUUAAAGGUACUGAUCAGGAGCUGGUUGCUAGGGAAAUUGAGACACUCAAUCUUGCUAAACACAAAAACUUCAUGUACCUACACGAGUCCUUUGACAGUUUGGAAGAAAUGGUCUUGAUCUACGAGUUUAUCUCAGGCGUGGACAUCUUUGAACGACUUGGCACAGGCAACUUUGAGCUCUCAGAACUGGAGAUUGUUAGGUACCUGAGACAGGUGUGCUCAGCUCUGAAGUUCUUGCACAAACUCAACUAUGCUCAUUUUGAAAUCAAACCUGACAACAUUGUCUACACCACAAGAAAGAGCACAAACAUCAAAAUUAUUGAAACGGGCCAGGCUAGAUUACUGACUCCUGGAGAAAAUAUCAGAAUCAAUUUCACUGCACCAGAGUACUGUGCACCUGAAGUCCACUGCCAUGGUCUUGUCAGCACUGCAACUGACAUGUGGUCAGUUGGUGUGCUAACCUAUGUGCUCCUCAGUGGACUUAACCCCUUUGCAGCAGAAUCAACCACAAAAAUGAUUGAAAAUAUCUCAAAUGCAGAAUACAUCUUUGACAGUGAGGCCUUCAAAGAGACCAGCAUCGAAGGUAUGGACUUCUGUGACAGACUUCUGUGUAAAGACCUGAAGAAACGUAUGACUGCUCAUGAAGCUUUGGAACAUCCUUGGCUUAGGUUGAAGCUGGAACACCUCAGCACAAAGACUAUCAAAACUUUGAGACACAGAAGAUACUACCAGACAUUGGUGAAGAAAGACAGAGAGACAAUCGUCUCAGCAGCGCGUGUUGCUUUUGGUGGUGGAUUCAGGAGUUACAGAGGUUAUGCAGUUGGCAAAGUCAAGAUUGCGUACCCUGUAGAAGGUCUGAGAGCCGGUCCAGUCAUGCAUGGAUCUUCAGAGGAAGGUGGGCAUGUCAGAUUUGUUUGCAACAUUGAAAACUACGACGAAACCACAACAGCAAUUUGGUACUUUGGCACCCGCCAGUUAACAGCAAGUCACAAAUAUGAAAUCAGCUACUUCAAUGGAGUUGCUAGCAUCUACGUCAAGGAAAUUGAAACAUCUGAUGAUGGUGUCUACAGAUGCAAAGUUGUCAGUCAGGAUGGUGAAGAUAGCACCUAUGGAGAACUCUUCGUUGAAACUGUGAGAUGCUAUCGUGAACACUUUAUUGGACGCUCACUUACAAAGAAGAGAAAGCUUGAUAAGCAAAGACUUAUGCAAAGACCACCAGAGUUCACUCUGCCUCUGUACAACCGCGCUGCUUACAUCGGUGAAGAUGUUCGUUUUGGUGUAACCAUAACAGUGCAUCCAGAGCCAACAGUAACAUGGUUGAAGGCUGGACAGAAAAUCAAACGAGAUGAUAAGAAGUACACUUUCAUUAGUGACAAGGGUCUUUAUCAAUUGAUGAUCCACAAUCUUGAACUUGAUGACGAUGCUGAAUAUACUGUUAUGGCCCACAACAAGUUUGGUGAAGAUAGUUGCACCGCACGUCUGGCAGUGACACCUCACGCUGUUAGUGAAGACACCAUGAGGCCAAUGUUCAAACGGCUGUUGGCUAAUGUGGAGUGUGUAGAGGGCCAUAGUGUCCGUUUUGACUUGAGGGUCUCUGGAACACCUGCACCAACCCUGAAGUGGGAGAAGGAUGGCAGGCCAUUGGAAUUCAACCAACAAAUCGCAGUUGUCCAAGAGGAUGUAGACUAUCACGUUCUGCAUGUCAGAGAAACUCUUAUUGAGGAUUCAGGUCUUUACAAAGUUACCGCAACAAACUCUGUUGGAUCAGUGUGUUGCCAGGCCACAUUGAAGGUGGACCGAAUUACAUAUAAAAGAAGAGAAUAUAAGAGUGAGGUGGAACAACAGAAGUAUGUUCAACAACAAAUUGACAAGACACUGAAAAUGGCACAAAGCCUUUCCACCACUGAAGUUACUGGAUUCAACCAAGUGGCUCAAGAGGCUUUGAAACAUGCUGCAGACAUAUACAAGCCAGGAGUGAGCACUAAACACUGCGAGGGUGAAUUUGAUAUCACAGAAGAAAAACCAUUCGUAAAGAUUGAGGAAAGGAAACUUUGCAUGCCAUAUAAAAUUCCUGAGCCACGUGUCCAUGAUGCAAGUGCUCUGGAUGAAGACCUGUUGAUUAAACACUUUGUACCUUUGUCUGACAUGAAGUGGUACAAGAAACUCAGAGACCAGUACGAAAUGCCUGAGCGGAUGGAGAAGAUUGUACAGAAGAGACAGAAACGCAUUCGUCUCUCCAGGUGGGAGCAAUUCUAUGUCAUGCCCCUUCCUAGAAUCACUGACCAGUAUAGGCCUAGAUGGCGUAUUCCAAAGCUCACACAAGAUGACUUGGAAACAGUAAGACCAGCAAGACGGUCACCUUCUCCUGGAUCAGAGGCAUCCUUCAGAUCAAGAAGACGCUCCCUGGGUGAUAUGAGUGAUGAAGAGCUUCUGCAGCCCAUUGACGAUUACCUCUCAAUGAAGAAAGCUGAGGAGGAAAGGCUCCAACUUGACGAGGAGCUUGAACUUGGCUUCUCUGCCUCCCCACAAAGCAGCCCUGUCCGGUUCGAGUUAUCUGCUCUGCGUCAUGAAGCAAAGAAACAUGUUGCAAAAAGAGGAGUAUCACAAGUAACCGAGCACAAGGUCAAGAGAACAGAAGUUUCACAGUUCAUGAGGAGGAGAAGAUCACUGUCUCCUACAUACAUUGAGCUGAUGCGCCCUGUGUCUGAGCUGAUAAGAGCUCCUCGCCCAUGUCCUCUAGGGCCAGAGGAGAUUGUGGAAAGGAGAUCACCCACCCCUGAGAGGACACGUCCACACUCCCCCAGCCCCCCAGCUUCAGCUGAGAGAUCCUCCCGCUCAUCCUCAAGAUUUGAGAGGUCAGCCAGAUUCGACAUCAUGUCCAGAUACGAGUCAAGAAAGGCUGCACUGAAAUCUGAGCGCAAGUACCAGACAGUGACCCAAACACCCUUCAGCCUCGACCACGCCCCACGUGUGACCGUGAGAAUGCGUUCUCAUCGCGUCCCAUGUGGUCAGAAUACAAAGUUCACUCUGAAUGUCCAAGCGAAGCCUGAGGCUGAGAUCCAGUGGUUCCACAAUGGACAACUGAUUCAACAAAGUGAGAAGUUCCGCUUCACAAACAUGAGUGGAGUGCUGUCUAUACAGAUCUGUGAUUGUCAGGCAGAGGACAGUGGCACGUACCGUGUUGUUUGCUCAAACUCAAAGGGAGAAGCGUCCGACUAUGGUAUCCUUGAUGUUUCUGAAGAUGAAUUCUCCACAUAUACAUCACGUCGUAAAGAUGAGGAGGCUCCACAACCAUUUGUUCCUGAUAUCACAAAGACAGACCAUUACCACAUAUCAUCCUUCAAGGCAGCUUCCUCCUCAGCAACACACAUGGAGGUGAAGGAAAGUAAAUCAAAGUUAACUGAAACACGUGAAACAUAUGAAAGAUAUGAUACAUAUGCUUCAUCUGAAACAAAAAUUAGGGCUAUGAAGGAGUCAGAAGUUGAGCAAGUGACUGUUCAUAAAGUCAAGUUGACUCUGGCAGCCAGAAUAAUAACUAAACCACAGUCUGUAACAGUUAAUGAGGGAGAGACUGCUCGAUUCACUUGCGACAUUGAUGGCGAACCAGCACCAACUGUUACAUGGAUGCAUGAAGGACAAGUCAUUGUAUCCUCUCAUCAUCGUAUGGUGUCAACCACGCAGUACAAGUCUACCUUUGAAAUUUCCUCUGUCCAAUCUUCUGACGAAGGAAGCUACACACUGGUGGUUGAGAAUGCUGAGGGGAGACAAGAGACUCGGUUUAGCCUGACAAUUUUCAGAGCAAUUGUUGAAGAGGAGUUUGUUGUCUCAUCCCCUCCCCAAGUCAAGUCUCCUGAACCAAUCAUGUCGCCAAAGGGAGUAAAAUCACCUCCCAGAGUCAAGUCUCCUGAACCAGUUGUCUCACCUCCAAGGGUGAAGUCCCCUCCCCCAGCCAAGUCUCCUGAACCAAAAGGAGUGAAGUCACCUCCCCAAAUUGUCCAACAACUCACAGCUGAAAACUCAAAAGACAAAGUGAGAAUGUCCUGUGUAUCUGAAAGCAGCGUGAGAGAAGUUGUGUGGUACAGGAAUGGAGUGAAACUGACACAGAGCAGUCACUAUGAGUUCCACAUGUCUGUGGAUGGGCAUUGUUCCCUCAUUAUCAAUGACCUCUCUGAGAAGGACCAGGGAGAAUACUCUUGUGAGCUCAUCUCAGAAGGAGGAGUCUCAGCUAAAUCUUCAUUCUCAUUUGUCGGCCAAGUGUUCCAAUCCAUCUACACUAAAGUCACAGCUUAUGUGCAGCAACACAUGGCCAUGAAAGUGAAAACCAAACAAGUAACAAUGGGUCAAAAAGAGGCAUCUAUGGCUAUGGCUUCCCAUACAAGUUCAGAACAGGUCGUUAAGAAAGAAAUCCACGGAGGAGCUCAGAUGAUGAUGAUGGGGGAGAGUGCUGCUCUUAGUAGCAUGCAAGAAAGCUUCUCUUCCCAAUCAGCCCACAUGGCUUCUUCUAUGCACCAGGAGACCUCUUUCAGCAGCUCCAGUAUGUCGAGCAUGGCUGCUGAAAUGCAGAUGGAAACCAUGUCUCUAUCUAGCAUGUCUUCCAUGACAUCUUCCCAUACCAUGAGCUCCAGCAGUAUGACCGAAAUUAUGAGCCACUCUCACCUGGAGGGGUCCUCCAUGAGAUCCAUUGCACAGGGUAUGCUAGGUGCAACAGGUGCACCAAGAAUUGAAGCUCUCCCAGAGGAUAUAACCAUUGAACUUGGGAAGGUUCUCACCGUGGCCUGUGCUUUCUCCGGAGAGCCCACACCUAACAUCGAAUGGUCCCGCAGUGGAAAAACCCUACCUGGUGAGAAGCAAGGCGGUAGGUUCCAUAUCGAGACCUCAGAGGACCUCACUACACUCAUCAUCACCAGUGUGAAAGAGGAGGAUGCUGGAGUGUACACCCUCAAACUAUACAAUGACUUUGGAUCUGACACUGCAACAGUAACUGUAAGCAUUCGAUCAUAAAAUUUAAAAAAACAGUCCAAAUAUUUCUAUCCUCCCCUUUCCCAACUUCAAUGCUUUUUAUUUAUUAAUUUAACAAAAAAUAAUCUUACUUGAUAAAGACCUGGAUUUCUGUUAUUGUAAAUAUGAACUAUUUUUAUACCAAACAUGACAUAAAUUUAUGCCAAACUAGACUAAAGUCUAAAGUUGUUAUAAAAUGUGCCAUAUUGGAUAAUUAUGACUUAGGAUUUUUGAUCCAUUUUUCUGUGACAUGUACAUAAUGUAUAUAGCCGAAUUUAACGGUUAUGGAAAAUGUAUGAAUUGUUAUUUAUGACAAUAUUAACUGAAACAAAAGGAACUAAAUGUUUAACAGGAGAAAGUUUCACAUGAAACGAAUACCCUGAAAAACCUGAAACUAAACUCCGUGCCUCAACAAAAAGUUGAAGUCUUAAGAUUUCCUCAACAGGUAGAGAGGUUCCCUGUUGAAGUUUAUACUAAAUCAGAGAGACGAGAUGUUAGACACUGUAUGUUAUUACCUGCAGUGUUAUUAUCAUACUCCUAUGAAUUGUAACAUGAUCAUAAGACCCUGAGUGCUGUUUGCAUAAACCCUCAUGUAAGUAGCACAACUAGGCCUUGUGUUCAGACUGACUAUGUCAUAACCACCAUUUUAAUGACAUGCUCAAGGUGCGAGCGGCCUGCACUUGAGCUGAAAUGUUUUUUUUGGGGUGCUCUGUUUCUCGCAAAUGACUGCUUGAUUGAUUUUCUGAACAACAUCAACCUGGCCAUUAAAAAUUGAAAGUCCAUCAGGCACUUUUUUUGCAGAAUCAGAGCCAUCUCUUGGAGGUUUGCUUGAGUGCGUUACUUUUGUGUGUUAGCUUUAGAAUUUCACCUUUCACCAGGUGUUAGGGCAAACAUCAAGCAAGUGUACCACAGCAACAACACCUGCUGUGUUAAAAUUAAAAGAAAACCAAAUGUAUUAACUGUUCUGCCCUGCACUUUCGUUUGAUUUAAAUUAGAAUUGUAGAAUGAAAUGCAACCUCCCCUUUAUUUAAUAAAGCAUGAUAU
Molecule: messenger RNA, 90579 nt
Organism: Oncorhynchus masou masou (cherry salmon)
Lineage: Eukaryota; Metazoa; Chordata; Actinopteri; Salmoniformes; Salmonidae
Product: titin-like
Biological process (GO): protein phosphorylation; sarcomere organization; cardiac muscle tissue development
Cellular component (GO): M band
Molecular function (GO): ATP binding; protein binding; protein kinase activity
Source: RefSeq, a predicted model, not a curated record